GAGCGGACAAGGAGGAGGAAGGGGGGGGGAUUAGUUGGAGCUGCGCGGGGGCCUGACGGGACAGCUGGAGCCGCCGCCGCCGCCAACUCCCGCGCGGAGCAGGCGAGGCUGCUGGGCAGGUGAGUGGGGGGGGGGCUGCGGGUCCCGGGGGCGGAGGCCCCGCCGCCCGAAGGCCCCCGUAGACAUCCCCCGUCGUCUCCCUGGAGCCCGAAAAGCAGCAGCAAGAGAGGGAGGGGCGAGCUGGGCCUCUGUGUGCAUCGAUAGAGGUUGGGAGGGCGGCCAGUUCACCUCCCUGUUCGGAGGCUGGGGGCGUCCUUGGGAUGGAGGAGGCGGCGGCGGCGGCUGCGGGGUCUGUGCAUGAUUUGGGUACGUGCAUGUGUGGCUUCGGUGUAUUUAGAGAUAACCUGCGCAUGCAUGCGAGCAGAGAUCCCCGUUCCUCCACGGACUCCUUGUGUCUCUCCUGACACGCGCAACAUGAAUAUCUCGCAUAAGCAACGCGUGGGGGGACGGACGCUUGAACGUGGUGGCUCCCCUUUUCGAAGGGAGCUUGGGCAGGGUCGCAUGGUGGGCUCCUUUUUUAUGGUGGGUGGGCUUGCGGGGAAUGGAUGCAAGGAGGGAUUUUGCGCCUGCUUUUGGAAGGGGAGCAGGUUUAAGGGUGCAGACGGGUGUGUUCACACCCGUGUAUGCGUAUGGGGAAAUAUAUGUGUGUGUGUGUGUGUAUAUAUAUAUAUAUAUAUAUAUGCGGUGCAUAUUGAUCCACAAACCAUCCCCUUCUCCUCCGGUGUUGGUUUUAUUCUUUUGUUUUCAGAGAUAGCCUCAGAGCAGGCAAGCAGAAAACUGUUAAAUUGCUGGUUGAUGGCCAGGGUUUUAGAUCAUCCCCCCCCCCCCCGAAACCACACAUUUUUGGUUUGUUUCUGGCUAGCAAAGAGGCAAAUGACAGUAGGUCCUGCUUGUCAUGGAAGUUCGUUGGUGUAGUUGGGAAAAUAAUUGGGUGUAGGGGGGAGACAUGGAGAGUUUUUUCUUCGUCUUUCCAUGUUAAACUGGCUCUCUCCCUUUACUACUCCUUCAACGUGCUUUUUUUUCAGGGUGUGGAGGGAUGAAUGGUUUGGGUUGGUUGGCUUGUAUAAUCGUAGAUCAAUUAUUUAUUUCAUGCACCAGUCACAAGUCUGAAAGAUAGCAGCAGCACAGGUCUGUCAUAGUGUAGCAUGGUGCAAUAGCAGAGGAUGUUUCGACUUCUGGUCUGGGAGGAGGCUUGUAUGGGGUAAACAGCAAUCUUGUAAACAGAGUACUAAUGCUCUUGAUUCCCUGCCUAUAAAUGCUUUGUAUUUCAUAGCUCCAGCCUGUUGUAGUGAGUCUCUUUCUGUGAAUAAUGGUUGUUAAAGGAAGAUGGAAACCAUAUGGUUGUGUGUGUGCAGAUACAGUUAUAUGUAGAUACUGUACUUUCAUUGCUUUUAGUAACACACACACACAAACAUUUUGUGACAGGUUGUCCAGCCAGCUGAAAAGACUGAUUUGAAAAGGGAAGAUGUCUUCUGAAUCAUUUUGUUUGGCUGCUCAGACCCGGUUUGAUUCCAAAUGGCUGAAAACAGACUUACAGGUAGGAACUCCUCUUUAGUGUAUAUAAUAAUAUGAUGUGUGUGUAACUUGAUACUCUCUGUUCAAAUACAAUGCAAUCUAUUCUGCUAAUAAAAAAAAACAAAGCCAGGAGAUUGUGUAUAAUUCGCUUGUUAAUUUCAUACUGACCUGACAAUUGCACAAUAGAGGUGAAAUAUCUUUUUGUUAUAUUGGAUAUGUAGAAUUUUGUUUACAGCUGGAUUGAAUUACAUUUUAUGUUUUCUGCUGAAUGUUUCAAAUGGCUAGUUCUUUCCAAAGUAGACGGUAUCUUAAGGUAUGCAUCAUAAGAUUACUAUAAGUAGUUUUGGUGUAUUGCUCACUUGAUUUAUAUAUAGAAACUCUAUGCUACUCUAGACUAUGGAAAUCUGAUGAAUUGCUAUAGUUAGUGGUAAGAGACUUCAACUGUCUAAAUGUGAGUUUUUUGAGUGAUCCUCAUUAGAACUGAGUAGUCUUGGAUGGGCUGUGAAUUUGGGUGGGUUAAGAAACCUGGAAUAUUGCCCCACUAGAGACCCCCUCUUUCUGUGUUAGUUGAUAUUUGGUCUUAAAAAUUUGACAAAAACUGAGAUGGCUGGAAUGCUAUGGAUUUACACAAUAAGAAAAGUCUUGCUGAAUAUCUGUUUUUAUUUUUUAUUUGUAUUGUUUCAUUAUAUUCCAUGUAACAGUGAUUGGGUUGUAUCCAAUGCUGCUUUUGCACUCACACAGCAGACUUCCACUUGUACAGUGGGGUUUUCCCUACUUUGCUGCCUUCUGUGCACGCCCAAAAUCUGCUCCAGGGGGUUUGGGGAGAUUCUGAGGCAGAUUUUGGGGACACGUGAGAUGAGAGGAAGGGGAAGUUCUGUUGCACAAAUGGAACUCUGUUCAUGCAUUAUUGGAUACAACCCUCCUUUUAGUCCUUUCCUUACCCCCAUUGCAUAAAAUUAGAAGAGUGAGAUUGGGGAUUGGGUGAGUGCUUUUUAAAUUAAGUUGAACAGAACUUAAAAGUUGCAUUGUGCUCCUCUAUUCUAUGCAUUUUUAGCUUUCUGAGUAGAGGCUGGGUCAGUUUCUACAGCAAUGGACAUCACUUUUGUUGUUUAGUCGUUUAGUCAGGAUGGAUAAAUUGCCAUAGUCCUUUCUACUUAGUGCUUCCAUGUAUUUUGGACAGGAUAGGAGGAAUUUUUUCUUCUAAUAAAGGAUGCAAGGUGUACUGUAACUUGAAUGGUAUCUGAAUGUGAUGUCUGUCCUGAAUGCAAACUGUAGGUUUUGAAUCUUAAAUCAAGUUUAGUGUGACCCGCUUGAGAAUGAAAGAGAGUCCAUUGAUGUCCUCUGUAUUUUUGUGUUUGAUAGCAUCCUGAUGACUUUAUGGUAGCUAAAAUGAGAUAGAUUUCACUUUUCUGGGCUUGUGGGAUGAAGCAAAUCCAUUUUCAGGGAUAGAAUGUUUUACAAUGGGUCCUCCUUAUCUCUUUUGUUUAUGAAGGAAAAUAUUAGUGUGAGCAUGAAAUUAAUGAGAUGUGCGAAGUUCAUUCAGAUUUGUUAUUAGAUUUCGGGUUUGUGCUUGAGAUUUGUUAUUAGAUUUCAGGUUUGAUGAUAAGAAGAUUAAAGGUCAGAUGAGAGACUGUAGGUAAAUGACAAACUAUAUCUUUUGUGUACAGAAGAUCCCAAGUUCAGUCUCUGGUAUCUCCAGGUAGAAAGAAGGAUGGAAAAGCAGGUGGCGAAAGAGAUCCUGGAUAAACAAUUCCAGUGAAGUAGAUAAUACUGAGUUGGAACUGUGGGGUGUUAGACGAGGAGUAAUACCUCUAGUGGGGGACAUGUUGUUCUGCUUCUGGGGUAGUUUGUCCACCUUUGGUCCGCUCCCUGCACUCUGCUCUCCCCUGUAGCUCCUAGAAGCUGUCAGCAUGUGACAGCAGCCACACCCUGGCAAUAGCUUCAACAGACUGGCUAAACCAGGGUAGCCAAUGGGUCCCAAACCCUCGGUGAGUUAGGGACUGUAUGUGAAGACAGGCUCUGGCAUAUUGAGUGGAUGAGAUCAGUGGUGGUUCCAACAAUCAGAAGGUGGUUUCUGCACAUGCUGUAGAGGGAAGUGAUGGGCAAAUGAGGCUUGUAAACUUGGGAAGGUAGCCCAUCUAGGAGAAUGAAAACUCUGAUCCUAAACCUCCUCUGGGUUAUCUUUGAGAGAAGGUCACUUGCUCUGCUUUCCUUUGGAGGCUGAGAGGGGGAGGUCUUGUUGUCUGGGCAGCUCAGGACCUUCAUACACUCUGGCCAGGGUCGUGCCCUGAGGAGGUCACCUUGGUGCAGCUAAUGCAGCACUUUGACUCCACCCCUGGAGGCGCACUCCAUUUAUCCAGACAGAUGGAUGCCAACAAGAACAAGUUUGACCUGUAAUAAGAAAGUGUACUAUGUUCCUCAAGUAAGAAAGCCUACUUCUGAUAUAUACAGUAGUCAAGCUUACCAUAUGGUGAGGGCUACUUUCUUGGUAGGUUUUAAACUGGAAGCAUUUGGGUCUCUUAAAUAAAACCCAGAUUGGUCUUAAGUAGACAAAUGGAGAUUCAAAAAUCAUUGAGGGAAUUAAUGCAUUACCGCGCAGUCUGAGACUAUAGGCCGCAAUCCUAUAGGUUUUGUGGCCUCAGAAUUGCAUGCACUGCCCCAUUCACAGCCACGAAUGGGUUAGACUUUUAUUUUGCUGCUUAGCCUUAGAGAUUCCGUAGCAUUUUCAGGUUAAAAGGGAAAAUGAGGUGCAUAUGCCUUAAUCCCCUGUAACUUGCUUCAACAUAGUUAGACAAUUUUCAUCCAUCGUGGAUGACCAGGCAAGUUGGUUAAUUACCAACCUGCUGAAGAUGAUAAAGGACUGAUAGUUGCAUCAUAACUUAAGGUAGGCUUGGCCAUGUGUCCCUGAAUAAGAAUAGAGAUGCCAAUAUAUCUAUUACAUUAAGCAGGAGAGAGCUUUAUUGCCCAGCUACAGUAAUUAUCUGGCAGGGAUGAAUUUUGGACAACCAAGUCAGUGCAUAGAAGCUCACAAAUGAUGUAGAAAAUUGAUUUCAAGUUGAUUUGGAAGGCUAAUAUGGGAAGAGACAUAGGCAAAUAUGUUACAUUUGAAUGGACCGUAAAUACUAAUGUAAAAUAUUGUUCUUUUCUGUUUGAUCACUUGCCCUGUUUCCUGCAGAAGAAACAACAUUUCUUAUUUCUCAGAUGCACUAGGAAGUAUAAAACCCUUGAAAAAUAAAGCUGAAGCUAUUGUAAUGUGGUUAAGUAAUAGGGGUGAACAUGCAAGGCCUCACAACGAACUGUUGCAAUGUAUCUGUGGCAAAUGUGUGUUUGUUUGUUACCCAAGGGGGUUGAAAUAAAACCCAGAUGUUACCUUCAAAGACAGGAGUCCCUGCUCUAAUGUAGGUUUACUUCUUGUGUCUGGUUUUUUUCUUUGAAUUUUUAAAAAUUUGAUCAUUUAAAGGUGCUUGCGAGUCAAUAGAGCAUGAGGCCUCUGUAUGCAAUUGAUGGCUUGAUUUAGUCAGAGGGGGACCAUUUUUCAAUUGACCUUUGUUGCAACCUAAGAGGUUUGCAAUCUGGCUCCGAAACAAUUCCCUUUCUCAGCUCAGAGAGAAAGUGAAGGACUCACAUUUCUCAAGGAAGAGAAAAUGAGUCAAUUCAUUUGUGUAUUGCUUCUCUCUCUCUCUGUGUGUGUGUGUGUGUGAAAGAGUGAGUGGGGGGGAGGGCAUGAAUGUGUGUGAGAAUGGCUUGUGUGAAUUUUGGGUCUCCCUAUUAUGGAUAUUGUCCCCAUUCACUUUGUAUAUUUUUUUGAGGGGGCAGGGAGACUUUCAGUUAUGGGAGCCUUCAUCUGCAUACUGGUGGUACAGUUGAGACACAGGUUUAUCACCUCAUUUGCUGCUUGUAAAAGUAAGCUUAGCUGCUGCUACAUCUGCCAUAACACAUUUAUUUUUAAAUUCUUCAUAUCGCUGAGGUUAGUGGAACACUGAUGACUCCUGUGGUGUAGAUUGACAGCUCAGUUCUAAAUUUAACUUAUUUUACUAUGGCCUUGUUUUCAAAAUGUAACAAUUCAAGAUUCUAAACUUUGUAUCCAUCUUGUAUCACAGGCUCUAAAAAUGUUAGAACAGUGGUGCCUAAUGAGCUCAUUCUCAGUGUAGAAAGCUUUAAUAUUCUUUGAGUAUUGAGAGGCAUGUAAAUAUCAGCUUGACUUCUAGAUUCCCUCCAUGAGCAAGGUGACCAGGUAAAGCAGCUUUUGUAAAUAGGAAGAGAUUUGUUUCUCUUUCAGGCUAGCAGUGUGUUGCAAACAAGUGAGAAAGUGGGCUGAUAAUUUUUGUGGAUUUAUUUGUUACAGUGAAAAUGGCUCUAUCCUAUACAUAUUUCUGACGUGUAUUUUUCUUGUGUGUAGGGCAGUUGUUCCCAAUUAGCUAAGUACUGUGGAGCCCUGUUUUUCAAAGCCGAGUCAUGGACCCCCUACUUUUGAAAAUGUUGGUAUCUCUUUGAUAGUUUUUAUUAUGUGGAUGGUUCCACCAUGCCCUCUAAUAUGUUCCAGUACAAAACUGGGAUGUGCGUUUUUUGGGUGCCGUGGUCUCACAUGAGACGUGCGUCUAGCUGCAAUUUCUCAUGUUUUGGGGCACCGUGCUCUUGAGUGAGAGCACGGACCCCCAAAAUGGGAUAUCCCGGACAAUUGAUGGGUGUGUGCCAUGAAUCCCCUGGGUGGGUUGCAUAGACCCCCAGUUGGGAACUGCUGGCGGAGGGCAUUCUGUGUAUCUCAUGUUUAUGCUAUCCAUACCAUGUGAUGUGAUGAGUGUGCAUGGAUCUGUUUUGCUACUGUACCUGCUCUGGAAAUCAGUCGCUGGAAGUCAUUCAUUGGAGUUUUGUACCAUCUGUUUGCAGAAUGCAGGAAAUUGCUUGCACACAGAUAAAAUCUGUGUAACAAAAUUGCCACGUGUGGUGGCCCGCAUAGGCAUUUGUGUUGCAGCCUUGCCAGUAGAUGAUCUAGGUUGGAUGCACUCGUCCAAAUCGUUAGCAUGCUUGAAUUCCUGGUGCUAUUUCAAAAAGGGAGGUGGAACUAUACAGACUAGACUUGAAUCUUUAAAUUUCUAUAGAUAAAUGUCUUCCCAGCCCUUUGAAUUGCAGGCAGACAAAGUUUAAAACAGUUGCUUUUAUUGAUGAUUUUAUGUGCCUUUUUAUUCUCUUGCUCUUUUUUGGUAUUGUUUGUAUCAUUGUUAGUCACCUUGAACACUAUUUGGUGGAAAGGGUAAAAAAAUAAUGUUUAUGAUAUGACAUCCUCCCCUUUUCCUCUAAAAGCUUGCUUUCACCCGAGAUGGACUCUGUGGCCUUUGGAAUGAAAUGGUCAAAGAUGGGGAAAUUGUAUACACUGGAACAGAACCCUCCCAAAAUGGUGAAGCUUCUCCACGGAAAGGUGGGUUUCAUUGUGUUGUCUAUCUGUAUAGUUCAAUAAAGACAAAUGUGCCUAAAUUUUUAUUGAGGGUUUAUUUGUAAUGAAUUCAAAGGGUGUGGAGGCUAUGCCUUCCUGCUCCCUAUGUUGCACUCUUUGUAUGGUGGCUUUGUAAUCUGUCUCUUACUUUUGGUAUGCAUGCCAACCAUAACUUUUUAGUUUGAAGAUCUUGACAUUUCUAACGAAUGACAACAGUGUCAAUAAUCUAUCUAUCUAUCUAUCUAUCUAUCUAUCUGUUGGGUGCUGAGACAGACUUGAAAUCCCCUUUCUGACAACAGUAUAAGAUUAAGACUGCAAUCCUGUGCUCACUUAUGUGGGAGUAAGCCCCACUGAAAUGAAUGGGACUUCUGAGUAAACAUGCAUCAAGUUACACGGUCCGUGUCAGAGCUUUAUCAACUAAUGGGAUUUGCAGAUCAAAGUGGGUAAGAUGCUGCUGCAUAAAAUAGAAAGUAUGCUCAUUUAAGUUAGACUUAUGUGAGAUAAACUUUACUGAAGCAUGCCCACAGUACUGCUUCAUUUCUCAGAUCCAUAUCAACAUCAUUGGCAAGCAAGCCUACUGAAUUUUUCAGAAUCUGAACUUGGCAGGCUAAGUUGUAUGUCCUGAAGACUUGUCCUUCAGUUACUAAUCCCUUAAAUGCUUGCACUAUUGUGACUCUAAUGACAAAUGGUAUAACUAUGAUUUAUGAGCAUAUUAACUCAUGUGGGGAGGGGGCAUACCAAGUUUUUGAUCAGAAAUAAAUCCUUUCUGGGAAUGAUGCUAUUAACAUUUUGGCAAUAGAGUAGAACUGCUAUUUUGCCCUGUAGGUAGAGGUUAAAUUAAAAAAACACCUUCUUUGCCAGUAAGAAGUGCAUUCCUACUUAUUACCAUGGUUUAUCAUUUCUAAACAUUAUAAUUCCUACAAACGUCUUCAGUAUUUCUGAUUGUGGUAAUUUUUUUCUGGGAACUGAAGUAAAAGAAUUUUCUUUCCUAGUGUCAUAGAUCUUUGCAGCCAUACAUGAUAUGGUAAUUUCAUUCUCAUUGCAUUCUGAUUUUAUGCCUAUCUGCAGUUAUUUAUAUUACUCAAGAUCAAAAUGAUUUGCAAGUAGUCCAGUGUAAUCUUCUGCCUUUGUGUGUGGGUGAAGGAGCAGAUCCCCCCCCAAUGCCAUAUUGCAAACUACAGUGGUGCCUCGCAAGACGAAAUUAAUUCGUUCCGCAAGUCUCUUCGUCUUGCGAGUUUUUCGUCUUGCGAUGCACGGUUUCCCAUAGGAAUGCAUUGAAAAUCAAUUAAGGCGUUCCUCGGCAAACCGACUUCCGACCCGGUCCGGGGACAGUCUGUCCCCGCCCCUCUUCUGAAGGCUGGGGGGGGGGGGCAAGGGCUUUUCUUCCCACCCCCAGCAUUUUAAAAAACCCCGGGACAGCGGAGGACUUCUCCGCUGUCCGGGCGAUCUUAAAAUGCUGGCGGGCGGCAUUUUAAAAUCACCCCGGGACAGCGGAGGACUUCUCCGCUGUCCGGGGCAAUUUAAAGCCCCUGGGAAGGCAGGCAGGGGGACAAAGACUUUGCCCCCGCCAGCCUUCAGAAGAGGUCCUGGACCUCUUCUGAAGGCGGGCGGGGGCGAAAGUCUUGCUCCCCCGCCUUCAAAAGCCCUCCGGGACAGGCAGGCAGGGGAGCAAAGACUUUCGCCCCCGCCCGCCUUCAGAAGGUCUUCCCUCCCCCCGCCCGGCCGGAGCACCGUUCCGAAGCCGGGCGGUGGCGGAGGUCUUCCCUCCCCCCCCGCCCGGCUUCGGAGCACCGUUCCGAAGCCGGGCGGCGGCGGGAGGUGUUCCCUCCCCCCCGCCCGGCGUCGGAGCACCGUUCCGAAGCCGGGCGGCGGGGGGAGGUCUUCCCUCCCCACCGCCCGGCUUCGGAGCACCGUUCCGAAGCCGGGCAGAGGCGGGAGGUCUUCCCUCCCCCCCCGCCCGGCUUCGGAGCACCGUUCCGAAGCCGGGCGGCGGCGGCAGGUGUUGCCACCCCCCCCCCCGGCGUCGGGGCACCGUUACGAAGCCCGGGGGCGGCGGCAGGUGUUGCCUCCCCCGCCCGGCCGGAGGAGCCUUCCGAAGCCCGGCGGCGGCGGGAGGAGGUGUCCCCGCCCCGCCGCCAGGCUUCGGAGGAGGUCCGAGGACAGUGGGGAAGACGCGCUGCGCUUCCCGCUGUCCCUGAGAUUUCCCUAUGGGCUGUCGUCUUGCGAAGCAAGCCCAUAGGGAAAUUCGUUUUGCGAAGCGCCUCCAAAACGGAAAACCCUUUCGUCUAGCGGGUUUUCCGUCUUGCGAGGCGUUCGUCUUGCGGGGUACCACUGUACUUUUGAUGGCACCCUCGAUUUCAAAACCAACUGGGUCUUGUGGUUUCUUAUCCCCCCAAACCCACAAUCAGUAACCAAGGUUUGUUCUUUGCUUAAUGUAUCAAGAAAUUUUUAAUGUCUGAUGUGGUAGCAGCAAGAACAGGAGAGAAGCAUGUCUUUCUCAUUAAACCAUUGUUUUAAACAAUGCAAACUAGGCCAAUGACGCCUUGGGUUUCUAAGUAGAAGAGAUCACAAUGUGACCCAGUAAAACAAGAGCUAUAACAUCUGUGGCAGUGUUUUCCUUUCUUCUCCAUAUAACUAGAAUAUUAGAGUGAAUCUGAGAGCAUAAGAUGACCUUUUUCAAUACUGGGGCUCAGAAUUCUGAUGCAAAAGGAAUGGCUUUACAAAAAUGAUUUACUCAGUUGCAUUUAUGUUCUUUUUUUUGUUCUAUAGAUGAAAGCAUUGAAGGUCAGACUGGAUCAAAGAAAGAAGAUCAGAAUGACAAAGAGAGGAAAGAUGAAGAAGAUGCACCAUUACCUACAUAUAGAGCCAAAUCAAUUGUUGAAAGUUGGGUUUGGGGCAAGCAGCCAGGUAAGGUCUUUCUGGUUUUCCCCCAACAUGGCAUUUACUGUUGUAUUACUGUGUUGUAUGGUGCCCAAUAUAUAUUUCACGAAUUGAUUGUUUCUUAAUAAAGUCUUCGGAUUUUGCUGAUAAGUUUUUACCGGACCAUUUUAAAAAAUCCUUUAAUUUACAAACUUCUAUACAUCUUCAUUUAAAUGCUUGUGUAGCAAUUUGUUUCCUUUCAGUUAAUAUGCAGAAGGCAGCUAAUACUGUUGGUGUUGUGCAAAGAGAUUAAUAAAUCAAUACAAAACAGAAAAUUGACAACUGCCUGUCAAUUGAUGAUGGCAGUCGGGAGUGAUGAGAGGUAGCAGAAGGGAUGCAGACAGUCUUUGGCCCUGACAGUUGUUUGAAUAAAAUUAAAGCUUCUUCUUUAUUUAAGCAGACAGAAAUUUGGUGGCUCUGCUCUGGGGUGUGUCAGUUAUGACUUGGCCGAGAUUUCUGGAAGCAUUGAAGUAUGUGGUCUUGUUGCCAGGGUGAAAUGUUUUAGGAUUCUGUCUGAUGGGUGAACAGGGAAUCAAGGAGCAGGUAUGCCUUAAGACCCUGAUGUGAGCAUCAUCUUGAACUCUUGAGAUGUGCCCUGAACCAAGACCUAUUGCAACAGUAAAGUCUCCAGUCAUGCUUAAAACUGCCACCUAAGACAACCUGUGAAGACCCUGUGCCUAAAUUAUUUACUUUGCUACAUGUUAAACUAGUUUACUUCUCUGUUAAAAAGCACUUUGGUUUUACUGAGUCCUAAGGGCAUCAACUUUACGCGCAUCUUUUAUGAAAGAGACUACUUGAUAACAUACUUCCUGUAAAACAGCUUCGUGUACAAGUUAGCAAGGAAAGGUGAUCAUUGACUUUGAAGGAGUAGUACUAGCAGCAGAUAUUAUUUCGUGCUCAGUUUUGUGGUGUCCAAGUAGCCAUUAAUAGUAGUUGAACAAUGACAGUUUUGGGAAAAGCCCUUGCUACCUGAUGAAAUGACAAAAAUGGGUUUGGGCUCAGUGUUUUACUUCUCUGCAGAAUUUAAUGGACAGUACAGUGGAGAUAAAAUUCUCGGUACAUGGCUACAUAGUCAGAAUUGGUUUUGCUAAUUAAUAAAAUGCAGGUUUUGUUGCUAGUGUUGCAACACAGCAGCUCAUGAAGUCUUCGAUUUGACAGGAUAGAAGUGGGCUUUCUUUUGGCUACAUAGUAUUUUGGUGUCUUCCUGUUGCCAAACAAAACAAAUAGUGUCAGGAAAUCACGGUAAGUGCCCCAUUUUAACAAAGUAGUCCUAUGAAGGCAUUGUAAGCAAUUAGCAUACCAGCUGUAAUUGAAAUAUUUUAAGGCUAUCUUGAAGCAAUUUUUCUGGAAGGUCCCUAGGUUGUAGCCUAUAUUCAGUACAUUGGGGCUACAAUUUCUACUACAACCAGUGGGGUCAAGUAAAUGUUUUUAGAAUUGGGAUCCCAGUUAAAAACAGCUUAUGUAUAAAUACAUGGUCACUCAGAACAAAUCUGGGACGCGGGUGGCGCUGUGGUCUAAACCACAGAGCCUAGGGCUUGCCGAUCAGUAGGUCGGCAGUUCGAAUCCCCAUGAUGGGGUGAGCUCCCGUUGCUCGGUCCCUGCUCCUGCCUACGUAGCAGUUCGAAAGCAUGUCAAAGUGCAAGUAGAUAAAUAGGUACCACUCCAGUGGGAAGGUAAACGGCGUUUCUGUGCGCUGCUCUGAUUUCGCCAGAAGUGGCUUAGUCAUGCUGGCCACAUGACUCAGAAGCUGUCUGCGGACAAACCCCGGCUCCAUCAGCCUAUAGAGCGAGAUGAGCGCCGCAACCCCAGAGUCGUCUGCGACUGGACCUAAAGGUCAGGGGGUACCUUUACCUUUUAAGAACAAAUUUAUGAAUUAAACGGUAUUAUUUUCCCAAUUAAAUUAUUGUAUUAUUUUAUCUUGCCCAAGAAUAGGAUACAUAGUUUUUUUUAAAAAAAGAAAUUACUAAUCUGAUGUCAAAGGUAGGUAUGACUACCGUAAAUGAUUCUAGUAUGACAAAGCAUAUCAAUUAAAGUAUUCAAUACAAAUACAUUAUGUUGAAGUGAAAUUAUCCGAUUCUCAUCAUUGCCAUUUAAAAGUCCAAACCCACCAAUACAGUGGCUAUUUAUGUAAUUUUUUGUGCUCUGUUGCUAGGAAAUGGGCAUGUUGUACUCUGGGCUUUAGCUAGGUUGUAGGGCCGAUCUCACUUCGCUGGGAAGAGGGCCAAAUUUUGUAUCCUGGCAGUAACAAGUGAGAUGCUCCUCCAUAUUGCUAGAGCAACUGGUCGAUGCUUCUUCAAGCCAAAAUAACCAGGGCUACAACAACAUAAUGUAGAGGUUUGGUAGAGGCUGAGAUCAACUUUAAAAAAAACAACAACUGCAGAAGGUCCUGCUCCCAGGUACCCCACAUUAUGUCUAGUUGCAUCCUGUGGUAGACAAGAAAUCAAUUAUGUAGAACCUUAAAAAAAAUUUUUUUUUUAACAUAAUCUCAAUAACCUGACAAAAAUAAAUAUAAAACAGUAUUCAAAUAACUGGAGGUUGUAGUCUAUCUCUUGUAUGCAUAAGCAUGAAUUAAGUGUUCCAGAUGGAGUCAUACUGUGUGGGUGGCUCUCUGUUGUUGUCUCUUGCUAACAUAGGUGAUGAAAUUGUACCAGACGGGCAUAAAUUUAUCCAAUUUGGUUUGACCCUUAACCUGCAUCAGUUUAUACACCAGCUUUUCUGCCAGUGGUUGUGUAGAACCUCUUCUAACAUAUAAAAAAUGACAUACUUAGUAAUUUUUCGUCUCACAUAUUUGGUUGCUUGCUAGGUUGGGCUUUUUUUUGUUUUUUUUGCAACUAACUGAAAAUAAAUUGAAUUGCUGUUCACUUUUGAAGGGUUCACUUUUGAGCUUGGAAUCCUAUGUGUACCACACAGGAACUUUGAGUCAGCAAUUAUUAGGUUGCAGUGGUGCGGACCAGUCCAUUUUCUUCACUUCCUAAAACAAAUGUGGAGGCUGCUUCACUUGUGAUGUUUAUGCAGCUCUGCUUUGAAAAUAUUGGAUGGAAUUCAUCAUAGCACUAAGGAGAUUGUUCUGUCAGUGGAAGCAUGUCUGCAUGCCCGAUUUUUAGUGAUCUCCCCUUUUCUCCCCUUCUAUACUGUUCUGGAGGUUGCCCUGACCCUCCAGAUAGGAUUUAGGGGGAGGCACCUUUCAAUCCCAUGAGUACAAGUAAAUUGUUUUCAGUGAGGGCAACCAAGGGUUGCUAGCUUGGUUGCAAAGUGUCUGUCCUCAUUGCAGAGUCCCCAGUUGACUGAAGGGAAAAGCAUGUGCAGAGUGCCAGCUGAAUCGAGCUCUUGAGUAACAAUAGUAGGUAGCACUUGGUGUCUUUAGUAUGCCAGGUGAUGCCCACUACAUUGAAUUGACCUGCAUUUGAAUUCUCAGACAGGUUUAUAGUCUAAGGCAGUGUUCUUCAGUCUUGAGUACCCAGGUGUUGGAUCACAACUCCCAUCAUGCCUGACUAUUGUCUAAGUUGGCUGGGCAUGUAAAACUGAGCAACUUCUGGGGACCCAAGGUUGACCAACACAAGUCUAAGACUUUUGCCUGGGUUUUAAUGCAGUGAUAGUUCUCCAUGCUGGAGUGAUAUGCCUGCUUUAGCUAAGAAACAUGCAUCUCUUUGAUGGUCUUUAGUGACCUGGAAAAUGGUUGGUAAUACUUCAGGUAGGGUCUGCCUGAUUUGUCAUACUUUGAGCAGACCUUUGGAAAUCAAUGGGAUUGCAUUAAUCUAUUGAUUUCAAUUGGUUUACUCUGAAUAUGACUUAGUAGGAAGCAACCUCUUGUAAAUAGCUCCUAAAAUCAUGAGAGUAGAGACUGGCGUUUGCAGCUAUGUUUUCAGUACAUACUGCAAAUGGUUAGGUUUUUUAAAUUUUUUUUUGAGGGGGCAAGGCGAGUCAAUGCUGAUACAGCUGGGCUGCUCGCAGUAGAUUUGGAGCAAAACCAGGCCUGCUGCUGAUACCGGACAGGAAUCAACUGUUACGAAACACUGACAUGCAGAAGGCCAUGUGCUGCACUCUGUUCCCUUGGGAUUCUGUUUACAAAAUAAAGUCUGCUGAUGCUAUGGCUACAGCAACAAAUAAACUGGCUCUGUUCUUUCAUGCAGUCAUACAGUUAAAUUUCACUGGAUGUUUUGAAAUGUCCCUUACAAAGGACUUGCAUCAGUUUUAAUGUUUACUAUGCUAAAUUCAAGGAAAAUCUCAUGUUCUUCCUGAUCUGGUUUCAGUGUGGAUGCCUCACACCUUAUCUUGUACUUUCCAUUAGGCUCAGUCAUGUGUCUUGGAAUCCAGGAAUCUGGUUUACAGCACAUUGCAGUCAAUGUGACUGCUAAUAAUUCUGAGUAUACAAUUCUGGUUUCGUUUUUGGGGCCACGGUUGUAAAAAGACAGUCUAUACCUAAACACAGCAGUGGAAAGGACAAAUUGAAAGUGACUUGAGCAGAAAAAUCCUGUUGCAAGGGGUUCCCCUGCAUAAAUUGACAUUGAAUAGUUUGCUUCAUUUCACAAGAUAGGAAAUAUGAGCGGCAUUGCAUAAGUCUUGGGUGCUGAACAAUGAGAUAAAAGUCCUUUAGUCACUUGACAAAUUUUGGUAGAGAACUCAAUCAGCAUGACUGGAAAUUCCCCCUGGAAACAUAAUUUGUGUAAUCUGAAGAGCUAUAUUUAAAGUUGCAAGAGAAGCAGUUUUAAUUGUUCAAUGAGCCAUUUUUAGCUUCAGAUGAAUCAUGUAACUGUUCUAGACUAAUAUUUUGAGGUGUGGAGUUUUUCCAAAAUAUGGAUCAGUUGGUCAGGAUUAACUAAAAUGAUGUUUAAUGUUUUUCCGCUAGCAAGUGCUUCUGGGGUCAAACUAAAUGAAACAGAAGCUCCUGUCUCUCUUUAAUUUAUUUCUUAAGAACCGGGGUGGUGGUGGGAGAGCUGGCCUUCAUAUAUAAAUGACGAGUCCCCUCUGGUUUCUUUUCCGUAAUGUCUUCAGGUUUAAACUUAAAUUAUAAAUAUGUUUGUGUAAUCUACAAUCUUGGGCUCUGUUCUGCAGCUUUUUAGAGUUGCCUUUUAAGUAACAGAGAACUUAAGAUAAUUAACAUCAGCUUAUAAAAUGCAAGUAAUGCUUAUUGUCCCCACAUACGCAGGCCUCUUAGCAGUGUCUUUUAGUGUCUGCCAGUGAUAAAAAGAAACCUUCUGUGUGGUUUUUUUUAGAGUGCUUGAAUGCUGGAGGAGAUGGUCACAAGCAGAAAUCAUAAGUGAAAUGAGAAAGGUCUAGUCUUAAGGAUUUACUGCGUGUGUCCUUGCUGAAUUGAAAUUGAUCAGUCAUUCAGUAUCUACGUUGAAGAGCACCUGGGAAUUGAUAUAAAUGCCAUUUGGACCUAUUUUUGUUUCAAAUUAUACCACUUGAAGUAGGGCCAACUUUGCUGUUACAGCUUGCUAUAGCGCAAAGAUUUGAAAUGGCAGCAGCCUUGAUGGUAAAAUUGCACUCACCCAUCAUGUGUUGGCGUCCUGGCCGCUGUAUGCCCUCUUGUCCCUCCUUCUCAAAGAGUAGCUCAAAUAUCCCAUUCAGGGCAGAGAAAAUAUAAAUGUGAACACACUAAAUGACUUCUUGGAAGUGGUAAACAGCUUUCCUUUAGCAACCCCUUUAAAAGAACAAGCAAAUUUUCUCACAGGUGGCCAAGUCGCAGCAUGGGUGCUGCAAGAUACAAAGCAAGUAGAUGCUUAUGGGACACCUCGAGAGCAGAUGGCAAGUCCUUGCUGGCUGUGGCAGGGAAUCAGGCCCAUAUUUCUGCCUACCCAGCCAGUGCUGUUUGGCUCAAUUACUCUGAGGUGGGAGAGGGGGCACAUAUGUACUGCAGCUUGCUUGUAAGUGGCCAAGUCUCAUUCCUUGCCUUGCUAAAAUGAUUAAUGUUCUAGUUAAAUUAGUAAGAACCGCUAUGGCACGUGUUUCGCAAACCACCUUUACUGGGUUUGAAGUACCUGAACGCUGCAGAUCAACAAGCCAUACUAGAUUGGGGAAAGCAUAAAAAUGAUAAUCAAACAAAACAAUUUGCUUUUGUUCUUGUGUAGUGGUUUUUCUGGUACUUUGAGCCUGCCAGAUAUCCUUAUAUCUUGAGUGGAUUGCUUGUCACUAAUGGGGAGCAGACCUCUAGUGUGUUUGGUGUCCAUAGGAGCUAUUAAAAUACACUUCUUAAUUUGUCUAGAUGGGAAAAAAAUUAGCUAAUAUGAAAGGCAGUUACUAUACCUGACUCAUCCAGGCGUUCAGUACCUACGAUUAAGAUUAAUUGGGGAGAGCAUGUCAAGUAAGUCAUGCAACAUCUACUCACAUAUUCUGAAAUACACAUGGAGUCCUAUUGAAACGUUCUCUUGAGAUGUGUGUAAUCCUUUUUUAUAAGGAGUGAGUAGUAUUUCAUGCAUGUUACUAUUUAAUGAAGGCAGAUGCUGAAGCUAAGCAGGCUUGCAUCUGGCCAGUGCCUGAAUGAAAAAUGCCCCAUAACUUCCUGUGCUAUACCUUGCUGGAAGAAAUGUAGGAUAUAAAUGAAAACAAUUAAGUAUGUGCCCUUUCAGAAUCUUGGCUGUAUAUUGUACUGCAUUGUACAUCAAAUGUGAAAUAUUGCUGUUCCUAAAAUGGAGGGUGUAUUAUUUCUUUCCCUUGCCAUCAAACAGUUGUAUGCAUCAUGCCGAAUGUUUCAGAUGAGUAAUAUAGUUCUUCUGAUUCUUCUAGAUGCGAAUGAGCUGAAAGAGUGCCUUUAUGUACUUGUGAAGGAGCAGCAAGCUCUAGCCAAGAAAACAGCCACCACCACACUCUCUGCUCUGAAGCUGAAACAGAGGCUUGCUAUCUUAGAGCGCUAUUUUAUUGCAUUAAAUAGGACUGUUCUUCAGGAGAAUGUCAAGGUUAAGUGGAAGAGCAGCAAUAUUCCCCUGCCUGCAGUGGACAAGAAAAGGUAGUGUCUUUCUCAAAGAAAUCUCUUCCCCUGCCUUUCCCCGUCACAUACUGGUUACUAUUUCACUACAGUUUUGGUUCCUCAGUGUGGGGAAAUAUCAGCUGCUAAUAAUCUUUAUUUUUGUAUGGACAAGAAUAUUAAUGUGUUAUGCAGCUGUGAAACCAAAUUGGUUGCAGAGUGGUAGAGCGGCAGUUUCCUAGCCGUAUACCAAAGAUGUUAGUGCCCUGUUUGGAUAUUUUGGGGUAGUCAGGAUUGAUUUCUGGUGUUAACAUUUUGAAGAAUAUUUGUAUAGACGCUUAGUUUAAGCAAGAGGUACAUUAUUCUCUAAUCAUCUUUUUGUUGGUUACAGUCCCAGACCUGUAGGCAAAGGUGUAGAAGGUCUUGCCCGGGUAGGAUCCAGAGCUGCCCUUUCAUUUGCCUUUGCAUUCCUUCGGAGAGCUUGGAGAUCAGGUAUUGUUGGAAGACGCUGUAUAUCUUAUUAGGCUGGUAAACAUUUUGCCAUCUAACUGUUGUGUUGCAUUUAGGUAUUUUUCAGGGAUAUCUGUCUAUCUAUCUAUCUCUGUCUGUCUGUCAUCUACUCAGAGUAAUUUCCAUUGUGUUGAAUCAGAUUUACCUCCAGUUAAGUUCAUUCUCAUUAGCAGACACCGAACGAUGACUACUUGAGAAGUUGUGCACACUCAUGGUUUGGGCAGUGGCGGAGCUUCAUGCUCCGGCACCGGGGGGGUGGAGAGCAGGCAGGGGAAGGGCUGGCGCGCUUUCUGGGGGCGGGGCGCCCCGCCUAGGGGGCAGCCACAAUGGCACCCUACUGGGAUCGCGCUGCCAGGGGUGGUGCGCUCCCCCUGCACUCCUCUUCCUCUACCAGUGGGUUUGGGGACAUCUCUCAAGUUGCAGAAUGAGUAUAGGAACAGAGGAAGCGGACUUAAAAUUGACCAGUGAUCCAUCUAGCUCAGUGUUGUUUAGCAGCAGCUUUCCAGUGUUUCAGACGGGGUUCGCUCCCAGCCCGGCCCACGCAUGCUGGCAAUUGAACCUGGGACCUUAUGCAUGCGGAGUAGAAGCUCUACCAUUGAGCUACAGUUCUGCUUUGACAAGCACAAGCCUUGCAUAUGCAGAACUGGUUACUGUACUUUGGCUCCUUAGCCUUUUUUGCAAAGUGGUUUGUGGGUCAUCUUCAUUCUCUCAGCUUCCCGGAAAGAAGGCUUCUAUUACUUCUCUUUUAUAGAUGCAGGGUUAUAUCAAUGAUGUGGCAAUUCAAUUUAUGGUCUGGAUUUCCACUGUGUAUGUUUAGAUCAGUUGUGAGGGAUUGCCAUUAACCUGAAUUGCACUGUACUAUGAAACACCCUAACAUGGCUAAUGUUGUUAGGUGAGGAUGCAGAUCUUUGCAGUGAACUGCUACAAGAAUCCCUUGAUGCCCUACGAGCCUUGCCAGAAGCAUCCCUCUUUGAUGAGGGAACCGUAUCAUCUGUAUGGCUGGAAGUUGUGGAACGAGCAACCAAAUUUCUAAGGUCUGUUGUUACUGGGUAAGUCUUUCUCUAAAGAGUGCUUGAACUUUUUUUUUUUUUUUAAGCCGCGUUCAAGGUUUCAUACUGAACAAUAGUUCCUGUGUUCUUUUCUUGAAUAUCUAGAUAGCUCAGUUGGUUAGUGCAUCUGUCGGCCUAGAAAGCUCAGUUGGUUUGAGCAUGAUGCUGAUAACUCCAAGGUUGUAGGUUCAAUCCCUGUAUGGGACUGCUGCAUAUUCCUGCAUUGCUGGAGGUUGGACUAGAUGAUCCUCGGGAUCCCUUCCAACUCUACAAUUCUAUGAUCUCUAUGACCUAUAAGGAAACUAGAGUUAAGCAUUUGGGCAUCACUUUUUUAAUGUCUUGAAAUGGCAAUACGGUGAAUAUGAACUCUGGCUUAUACUUCUUUCUUUUUUAAAUGGCGUAUCCUUGGCUUAUUCAUAUAUAUAUCUAAAUGCAGGUCAGUGUGGAGUAAUAGCCUUGCUGCAUUUAAGGUUUGCCUGUAAAGAAAUUAGUAUUGGAGGAAUGAAAAAAAACAACCUGCCUUACAUCAAAUCAGACCUUUAAUCCAUCUGAUUCAGUAUUGCCUACACUGACAGGCAGCGGUUUUGAAGAAGGAUAUUUCCCUUUGGUACCUGAUGAAUGCCAGGAUUGAACCUGGGGUUUGCUGCAUGUGCUCUGUGGCCUGAGCUAUGGCCCUUUCUCUAAACUGGGGAAGAAUAAAAUCAGCGAAGUCACUUAAUUAUGUUGUGAAAGGUGUCUUCUGUCAAAGCACGGAAUACAAACUGGUUUUUUACUUUCAUAUAUUGGAAUAUUUGCCUUUUAAAUUUUUCCGCUUUUAAAUUAGGGACAUCCAUGGAGCUCCAGGGACAAAAGGAUCUGGAAACAUUCCGUUGCAAGACCAGCACUUAGCACUUGCUAUUCUACUAGAAUUGGCUGUCCAGAGAGGCACACUAAGGUGAGUAAUGCAAGGAUUUCAUUAGUUCAAAAUCUGUUCAUAAGUUACAUCAACACUACAGUCUUUAUUUCAUCAUUGUUAAAAUUUGUUUGUUUUUUUAAAUGAUAUUUAUUAAAGUUUCAGAUAAAAAGAGACACAUCAAUAAGAAAAGAAUUUAAAAGUAAAAAGAAAAAUACACAAUACAAAAUACAGAAAGAAAAAAAAAGAAAAAACAGUUAAAAACAAUUCCAUCUUUUCAUCACUACUUUUGAAUUUACUUAUUUUCUGGACCUCCUCAUACCUCCCUCUUUUGUAUUCCAAUUCAGUUUGUUUGUCCAGCAAUUCCUUUCCCUCCUUUUUAAUCCCAAUCCUUAAUCUUAAUAUAAUAUAACAUUAAAUUUUUAUCUAUUAAUAGUCAAUUUUCCAUUCUUUUAACCUUUUUAAUCCUCAUCAUUGUUAAAAUUUGGUAGCAGUGGGGAGUUCUUCGUGAAAUAGGAGCAAGGUGACAAUGGUAGCAAUGUUAGGUUUCUUCUACAACAUUUCCAACUUUGGUCAUUUCCCCCCUUCUCAGCCAAAUGUUGUCUGCUGUCAUGCUAUUGCUCCAACUCUGGGACAGUGGUACACGGGAAACGGAUAAUGAGCGAUCAGCGCAGGGAACCAGUGCCCCCCUCCUUCCUUUGCUGCAAAGGUUUCAGAGCAUCAUUUGCAAUAAAGAGAUCAGCAAUACCGAAGAAGAGCUUCAGGUAUGUACCUUUAUGAUGAGUUAGCCUGUGAGUCUGCACACCCAGAGCCGUUCAACGUGGAACAAUAUUUAAUUGAUGUUAAGGGAACGUAUUUAUGUAGCUUUCCUUCUCGGGGAUCGAACCUGCAGCCUUGGCGUUAUCAGCACCACACUCUAGCCAACUGAGCUAUUCAGCUGACUUUUCAUUUUUUUGCUCUAGAUGCUGUCCUACCCGUUGAGUCCAAACGAAAACUUCUUAAGGUAUCUAAUAUUGCCACAGGACAAUGAGCUGGCCAUUGAUUUAAGGCAAACGGCAGUUGUGAUUAUGGCUCACUUAGACCGCCUGGCUACUCCCUGUAUGCCUCCACAGUGCAGUUCUCCAACAUCGCAUAAGGUAACUUGCAUAUGCUGUCUACUAACAGCUUUCUUUGGAUAAAGUUAACUGGUAAAUUAGAACUUAACAAAUCUGAUUGGGAUCUCAAGAGGUGCUUAUGCUCAUUCAGAGGGCUCAGUUUAGCCCAGUGACAUUUUUUUUGCUUUAAGCACCUGGCUUCUGCUGCCAGAACCUGCUUUUGUAGUUUCCAAAUCAGUUUGUCACACAGCAUAGAGAGCUCCUUGGAUUUCUUGUUCUGCUGCUGAUUGUUCUGCACUGGAGGGUCUCAUAGUUUUCUGGAGAAGGUUGAGGGACUAGAGUGGAUGAAGGAUGGCAUUGCAAAGGCUUAGAGGUGCUGAAAUAUGGGUUGAAUCUCUGCCUGCUUCCCUUCCAAAUCCUAAUAGAUAGACAAAGCAGUCAAAUAUGGCGCCUUGUAACGUAACUUUGUCAGCCACUGACAUCAAGUUUUGAAAUGUGCAUACCAAUUUCCAGAGAGUAAAAUACUAUUGUGAAGUACAUUUAAAGCAAUUAAAUUGAAAUAACACAAUGCAAGUACUUUAAACCUAUUUUUCUGUUGUUCCAAAGCUUUCACCACCUUUAAAAAACAAAACCAUAUUUACUUACAUUCUCUGUUUUCUUUAGGUAGCUUUGAGUCCAUAAAUCUGGAGCCAAUUGAAAAAUUAGUUGAAGCACUGUAAUUUCUAGAGAUUCUAAGUUUAGACAGAUGUUUGAUAAAAGUUCUUAAAUUAUGACUUGCUUUCCAGGGCUCUUUGCAAGAAGUUAUUGCGUGGGGUUUAAUAGGAUGGAAAUAUUAUGCCAACGUGAGUGGUCCAAUUCAGUGCGAAGGACUUGCCAAUCUUGGAGUGAUGCAAGUUGCUUGCGCAGAAAAGCGCUUCUUAAUCUUAUCUAGAAAUGGACGUGUUUACACACAAGCAUACAAUAGUGAUACACUGGUAGGUGACUUCUGAUUACUUCCUAAUUUAUUUUUUAAAAAUUAACUUGUAGCUAAUAAAGUAAUGUUCUUGUUGCAGGUAUGAUGGAGCUCAUGAUAGCAAAAUCUCCUUUUUUCAGUUUGCCUGGCAAUGCAGUAUUCGUAUCUGUUUUUAAAGAAACUCCAUUGUUUCAUUUCUGGUGUUAAUGAAUACUGCCCUGAACUGUUUCCUGGACACUGUAUCAUUUCUGCCUUUGUAAUUGAGUAUAUGAAAUGCCUUUUGCAAAGCUGAUUUUGAUCAGUGGAUGUGUUUUCUUCCUUCCGAGCUUGACAUGAUAUGGAAGAAGUGUACAUUAUUACUAAUACCAUUAUUAUUACUAUUAUUUAUUUAUUACCUUCAUGCAUUAUUUGUAAAAAAGCAGCUGUGGGAACUCCCAAUAGGGGAGAGAAGGAGGUGUGACCUUCCUCUUCACUUUCCAGUUAUGUAAACCCUCCUGCUGUUGCCAGUACUCUGCUCUUAGCUAUGGGAAGGAUCAAAGAUGCACUAUUAUACAUACCCGUCUUCUCAUUAGUGGUGAAUAGCGGGUGUGAAAUAGGGGAAGCAGUUCAGAGGGAAAGAAGAUUUUAAUUUUUUUUAACUGAACAAACAGUAUUCCCCAGUGGUGCAGUCCUUAUCCAGUUUGAGGCUUGGGUUCAUGGAUUUCCCAUGUAGUUUGGAUCUUGUUGUUGUUGUUUAGUCGUUUAGUCGUGCCCGACUCUUCGUGACCCCAUGGACCAGAGCACGCCAGGCACUUCUGUCUUCCAUUGUCUCCCGCAGUUUUGUCAGACUCAUGUUUGUAGCUUCAAGAACACUGUCCAACCAUCUCGUCCUCUGUCGUCCCCUUCUCCUUGUGCCCUCAAUCUUUCCCAACAUCAGGGUCUUUUCCAGGGAGUCUUCUCUUCUCAUGAGGUGGCCAAAGUAUUGGAGCCUCAGCUUCAUGAUCUGUCCUUCCAGUGAGCACUCAGGGCUAAUUUCCUUAAGAAUGGAUGCGUUUGAUCUUCUUGCAGUCCAUGGGACUCUCAAGAGUCUCCUCCAACACCAUAAUUCAAAAGCAUCAAUUCUUCGGCGAUCAGCCUUCUUUAUGGUCCAGCUCUCACUUCCAUACAUCACUACUGGGAAAACCAUGGCUUUAACUAUACGGACCUUUGUUGGCAAGGUGAUGUCUCUGCUUUUAAGAUGCUGUCUAGGUUUGCCAUCACCUUUCUCCCAAGGAGCAGGCGUCUUUUAAUUUCGUGACUGCUGUCACCAUCUGCAGUGAUCAUGGAGCCCAAGAAAGUAAAAUCUCUCACUGCCUCCAUUUCUUCCCCUUCUAUUUGCUAGGAGGUGAUGGGCCCAGUGGCCAUGAUCUUCGUUUUUUUGAUGUUGAGCUUCAGACCAUGUUUUGCGCUCUCCUCUUUCACCCUCAUUAAAAGGUUCUUUAAUUCCUCCUCACUUUCUGCCAUCAAGGUUGUGUCAUCUGCAUAUCUGAGGUUGUUGAUAUUUCUUCCAGCAAUCUUAAUUCCGGCUUGGGAUUCAUCCAGCCCAGCCUUUCGCAUGAUGAAUUCUGCAUAUAAGUUAAAUAAGCAGGAGACAAUAUAUAGCCUUGCCGUACUCCUUUCCCAAUUUUGAACCAAUCAGUUGUUCCAUAUCCAGUUCUAACUGUAGCUUCUUGUCCCACAUAGAGAUUUCUCAGGAGACAGAUGAGGUGAUCAGGCACUCCCAUUUCUUUAAGAACUUGCCAUAGUUUGCUGUGGUUGACACAGUCAAAGGCUUUUGCAUAGUCAAUGAAGCAAAAGUAGAUGUCUUUCUGGAACUCUCUAGCUUUCUCCAUAAUCCAGCGCAUGUUUGCAAUUUGGUCUCUGGUUCCUCUGCCUCUUCUAAAUCCAGCUUGCACUUCUGGGAGUUCUCAGUCCAUAUACUGCUUGAGCCUUCCUUGUAGAAUUUUAAGCAUAACUUUCUAGCGUGUGAAAUGAGUGCAAUUGUGCGGUAGUUGGAGCAUUCUUUGGCACCGCCCUUCUUUGGGAUUGGGAUGUAGACUGAUCUUCUCCAAUCCUCUGGCCACUGCUGAGUUUUCCAAACUUGCUGGCAUAUUGAGUGUAACACCUUAACAACAUCAUCUUUUAAAAUUUUAAAUAGUUCAGCUGGAAUACCAUCACUUCCACUGGCCUUGUUAUUUGCAGUGCUUUCUAAGGCCCAUUUGACUUCACUCUCCAGGAUGUCUGGCUCAAGGUCAGCAACCACACUAUCUGGGGUGUACGAGCCAUCCAUAUCUUUCUGGUAUAAUUCCUCUGUGUAUUCUUGCCACCUCUUCUUGAUGUCAAGACAUCAAGAAGAGUUUGGAUCUUAAGGUUUCUAAAUAUAAUAGUUUCUCAGAACAUUCAGCUAUUGAAACUUCUCGCCUUAUUAAUUCAAUUGAAACUCAUUUUCUAAAAAAACAAAACACCAAAAAAGAUAUGACCUAUAACUUAUUUGUAUAAAUUUUCUUAAUGCUCAUCUGUUUGCUUCCAUUUUUCUGUAAGUCAUAACAUGUGUGUUUGGUUGUUGUUGAACUUCAUAGGGACCUCAGCUGGUGCAGAGUCUUGCUUCUAGAAACAUUGUCAAGAUUGCCGCACAUUCAGACGGCCACCACUACCUUGCUCUGGCAGCAAGUGGUGAAGUUUUCUCUUGGGGGUGUGGAGAUGGUGGGCGACUCGGCCAUGGAGACACUGUGUAAGUAUCCUAGAAUAAUGGUGACUUAUAUGCAUAAUGAAAUAAAAUAGAGUAGGAUAUUUGUUCUGCUUCUGCUGUGAAUUGGGUGGCAUUCCUUUUAAAACUUCAUUUUGCUUGGGUUCCCCCCCCCAUCACCCCUUUCCCCAUGUCUUUUCUGUAUUGAGCAUGCUAAAUUGCAGCUGUCUCUUUCUUUUGUGGUUCUGAUGCAUAUUGAUCUACAGUAGACUCACCAGGAAGCCUUCAUUUUGAAUGGCUCAAUAAUCCAGUAGCUGUCAAAUUUCUAUUUUCUUUGUAGAGAAGAGGUAACAGUCUGGAAGACAGCUAGCCAGACAGAGAGUGAGUGAAUGUGUGUGUAUGUGUAUGACUAAGUGAUUUUGAUGGCUCAGUUGAUAUUUCAGCUUGAUAGUUCUGCAUUCAUGGGUUGUUCUGAUACCACCUUUGGCUUCCUUCCUUCCUUCCUUCCUUACUUCCUUAAUAUUGGUUAAUUAUAUUUCUAUUCUGCCUUUUCUCCAUGAAGCUCAAAGCAGUGUACAUGAGGUCCCCCACCCUUUUAUUUUCAUAUCAACUCUGUGAGGUAGUUUAGGCUGAGACUGAGUGACUGGCCCAAGAUUGAGUAGGAAUUUGAAUUUGGUCUCCUCACUUUAAAACUUGCUCUCUUCUCUGCACACUGUGUUUAAUCUCAGGAGUCUUCAGUCAAUUGUGUUUUUCUGUUACAUCCAAUCCAUGAAAUGAUGCUUCCUGGGUUUGGAACAAGCUAGAAUCCUUGCCUGUUCUGAACCCAGGUUCUAUAGUUUCUUGGUUCAGACAUAAUGGGAAACUAUGUUUAACUGAAAUCUUCUGAAGCUAAACGUCUCGUGCUAAGGAAGGAAAAGAGACUCCCUAUGCAAGCACGAGACUUGUUUAUGUCUUAGCUUCUAAAGCCAAAAUAGGGCCAUUGGCCCAUUUGUCUGGGCAUCUCAGUGGCCUGGUUCAGACGUCACUGUAAAUUGGGGGUGGGUUGAUUUUUCUGUACCUGGCACUUGUGUACAUAGUAUAUAUUGCCUUCUUACAAUAAUGACUUUCAAUGCUUUCCUGCCCCCCCCUUCCCCACAGACCUUUAGAAGAACCGAAGAUGAUUUCUGCUUUGUCUGGGAAGCAAGCUGGAAAGCAUGUUGUACACAUUGCCUGUGGAAGUACCUAUAGUGCUGCCAUCACUGCUGAAGGAGAGUUGUACACAUGGGGGCGAGGAAACUAUGGCAGACUAGGUCAUGGUAUGUGCUCUUCUUUCUUUAAAUUGUUUAAGUUGUGAAGUCCCAAGGUUUAAACCUGUCUUGGUACAUAACUAGCACAGAAGCAUCUAAUUUUUAUUUUGUUCCAAAGGCUCCAGUGAAGACCAAACGAUCCCAAUGUUGGUUACUGGGCUGAAAGGAUUGAAAGUCAUUGAUGUCUCUUGUGGGAGUGGCGAUGCUCAGACUCUGGCUGUGACUGAAAAUGGUUAGUGGAACAACCAAUAGCAUCAUUAGCCUUACCAGCUUUUAGUUACACGUGGGAUGUUUGGGAAGCCAUGUGUCUCUUUCCUGUUUCCGUUUGGAUUUGUGUGCUAGCUUGAACUGUGUGCCCAACUGUUAAUAAAAUUGUUAGCCAAAUAUGCACAAUGGGUGCCAGAUUAAUUAUCUCUAUUCUCAGAAUAUUGUGAAGCCAGGUGUGCAGUAUUAAUUUCUAGCUGUCUAUCUGGGUAGAUUAUUUCUGUUUUUUAUUCCCCCCCCCCCCCCCGGUAUGUUUAUUUUGUUACGGCUCAUGGUCUAAAGAUACAAAGCUGUUGUUAUGUCUAAUGCAAUCUACUUUUCCAGGUCAGGUGUGGUCUUGGGGCGACGGAGAUUAUGGGAAGCUGGGGAGAGGCGGCAGCGAUGGUUGCAAAACUCCAAAACUGAUAGAAAAACUUCAAGAUUUGGAUGUUGUCAAAGUUCGCUGUGGGAGCCAGUUUUCCGUUGCGCUUACGAAAGACGGGCAGGUCUACUCUUGGGGAAAGGGUGACAAUCAGAGGCUUGGGCAUGGAACAGAGGAACACGUUCGAUAUCCCAAACUGCUUGAAGGUUUGCAAGGUAGGUGAAGAGGCAACUACCAGCCGUGUUAACUAGAAUAUUGUAAUUUUGAGAAAAUGAUGAGGUUAGCACCCAUUCCGUGCAAAUUGGUGGGGAAAAUAUUUUUAAUAUUUGAACCUUGGUCUCCCAGAUCCUAGUCCUGCGCUUGAAGCACUACACCACAUUGUCUUGUGGGCUUCUUGCUGGCAUUUGAUUGGCUUCUGUGAGAACAGAAUCCUGGACUAGGUAGGCUUUUGACCUGAUUGAGAAGGGCUGCCCUUACGUUAACUUAAUUUUUUAAAAAGGGAGACACUUGGAAAUUUUCGUUAUUGGUGCAACAAACACCACCAUCCCUUGCUGAUUUCUUCUUUUGUAGACAUUGCUAAAGAGAGAGCUCUCCUCUUCUAGCCAGGCUUUCAGAUGCGGCUGCAACACUGAUCUUUCUCAUUAUCUGUAUGUGUGUUUCCUCCCCCACCCCCCAGGAAAAAAAGUAAUAGAUGUAGCAGCUGGAUCCACCCACUGUUUAGCACUCACAGAAGACAGUGAAGUAUAUAGCUGGGGAAGCAAUGAUCAGUGCCAGCAUUUUGAUACUCUGAGGAUCACUAAACCUGAGCCUACUGCUCUUCCGGGACUAGAUUCUAAGCACAUUGUUGGCAUCGCUUGUGGGCCAGCCCAGGUAGGCUUCAAUUUUACUGGUUUUUUAUAUAUCUUUAGAUAUAUAAAAAUAUAACAAAAAAUAUAAAAACAUAAAAAUAUCUUUAGAUAUUCCCAUUAGAGUGGGAAUCCUUGAUUGUGAUGCAGUUUCUCUUCUCAGUUACUAUUUGCCUUUAAUUCUAGCCCCCCCCCCCCCCGCUUGGUCUUAAGUGUAACAUUGCUGCAUAUCUUUUUGUAUUUCCUUCUAGAGCUUUGCUUGGUCAUCUUGUUCUGAAUGGUCUAUCGGUUUACGAGUGCCUUUUGUGGUAGAUGUUUGCCCAAUGACGUUCGAACAACUGGAUCUCUUACUGAGACAAGUGACGGAAGGAAUGGAUGGCACUUCGGACUGGCCCCCUCCACAAGAGAAAGAAUGUAUGGCUGUGGCUACUCUGAACCUUCUGAGACUUCAGGUAUCUUAAUGGUUGCUGAACUAAGACUGAAAUUACAAAAUCUGAAACAAUUGUGCGGAUCACAUUGACUUUUAAAAGUGCAAUGGCCAUUGUAUUUUGUGUUGACUGUUGAUUCAUUUGUUAGGAAAAAACAACAACCCCUGUAAUUUGCCAAAUACUUUGCAGUGCUGAUCAAAUCAGAAAGCGUUGGUUGUUACUCCAGUUUUCCUUUCUGCAAACUGCAGUUUAAUUAGCAGUGAGUCUAUGUUCAGCCAGGGAAUUUAUUACUGAGCUGGGAUUGGAAGCUGAACCUAGAUCUGCAUAGCUCAAGGAUAACACUACGUUUGCUUUACCAUGCCUUACUGGACAGUUUGGAGAUAUUUUGCUUUUGUUUGCUAAGUAACUUUUACAGACGAAGGAAAUAUAUAUUUGGUGCUGCCAAACUGUGGUGCUUCAGCAAGUGUAUGAAACUUGGAAAUAGAAAAUGCUUCAGAAUACUAUUUCAUUCCUCCCUGAAUGGGUUUCAGCUUUAUCACUGAUAAAGAAGCCUCUCUGUGUUUUGUCUUUCAGCUUCAUGCUGCAAUCAGCCACCAAGUGGACCCGGAAUGUCUUGGUUUGGGAUUGGGCAGUGUCUUACUCAACAGCUUGAAGCAGACAGUAGUGACUUUAGCAAGUAAUGCAGGUGUGCUCAACACCGUUCAGACAGCUGCCCAAGCAGUGUUGCAAAGUGGGUGGUCUGUGUUGCUGCCAACAGCCGAGGAACGAGCGAGAGCUCUUUCGGCGCUUCUACCCAGUGCAGGUAUGUUUUGUGCAUGGUCACGUGGGUGGGGAAGGAAGAUGUUGCCUAAGCCGUUUUGUGCUCCCUCAUGUGCACGUGUAUGUGUGUGUUGACAUUCUAUUCAAGUAAGAGUUCUGUCAAUGUUUAGUUUCAGGGAAUGAAACAAAUGUAAGUCCAGGCCGUAGAUUCAUGAUUGAUCUUCUGGUUGGAAGCUUAAUGGCUGAUGGGGGUCUUGAGUCUGCACUGAAUGCUGCGAUCACUGCAGAAAUCCAGGUAUGCUUACUUUGUACAACUUGUACAUUCUGAUGAAAUGGAAAAGAUUACUGUUGGAAACCAGUUAGUUUCAAACAAGCCCCUGUUCUUUGUUUAACGGUUGUAAUACAAAUGUGAAUAUUUAUUUUGUUUUGAAAGGAUUAGAAAAGACUGCGUAAGUAGGUGGGCAUUUCAUGUAGUAGAUUAGAAAGCUGGCUGUGUCAUUCCAGAUCAAUCUUUCUUUUCUAUUGAUUGAAAAUAUCCAGAGGUAACUGUAUCACUUGUAACUUUUUGUUUAAGAGUAGUCUGUAUAGAGUAGUCUCUGUGUAGUCUGACCCUGCCUAGAAUUUGGUGCCUCAAGCCCUCAAAAGUUUAGACUUGUGCAUGAGGGUAAUAGGGUAAUAGCCAUGCAUAGCUGCAUAUUACACAUAGCAAAGCCUCUUCUGUAGCUGCUUUGAAAUCUAUGAAAAUAUCACUGGCAUUGCUGUGUCUUGUGAGGAGGGAAAUGGCAUCUCAGCUCUAUCCUGCUGCUUUCUUCCUGAAUAGAAGAACUUGGUCAUGACGACUAAUAAUAAUAAUAAUAACAACAAAAAACAUGGAUAGUAGAUCAGUAAUUCUGAAAAUCUUAACUUCUUAUGGCCUGGAUAGUUGAUGUUGCCCUAUAGUGGAAGGCUGUUUUCCAUUUUCACACCUCUUGUUGAUAUUGAGAAAUGUGUGGCUUAUAAAACCAUAGCCAUCAUUCUUCAGAUGAAGAAAUUAAUGCAGCUAUCUUUUUGGACAAGUUUCUCCAUUACGUCCAUAUAGUUCACUUUGAGGAAGUGAUGGGCAGUGGCGUAGCGUGGGGGGUGCAGGGGGGGCUGGCCACACCGGGCGCAACAUCGGGGGGGGGGCGCUCGCACUCGCAGCUCUCUGCCCCUACCUGGCUCACUCACUCUCCACGGGUUAGGGGGCACAAAUUACUUGCCUUGCCCCGGGUGCUGACAACCCACACUACGCCACUGGUGAUGGGAAAAGAUGGGACAGCAUCUUUUCAAUGACAAAUAGUUCCUUUGUGCCUGAUGCUUUCAUUUCCACAUUUAUCCAACCUACAUGGGUUCAGGAUUCUUUUAGCAGCAACUUAUUCAUUAUUUUUGUGUCGUUGGGUUCAGCUGUUCAUUCUACUCAAAUUAUUUCCAGUGCAGUCUCUAUUGCUUUCUGUUCCAUGAACCAGCCACAUGGUCCCAAUACCAGUGCCAGACUGCUAACUUUACUGCAGAAGGAAAAAUCCAAUAGAAUAUACUGUAGUGUGCAGGAAUGCCAUUAAUUCAGGCUUACGUGGCAGAACAUUCUGUGUCUUUUUUUAGUGGUCACGACUCCCAAUCAUUUCAGCUACAGUAUAGAAUGUUUGCUGGUUUCACUUUCAACUUUUCAUUUUGUAGGAUAUAGAGGCAAAAAAAGAAGCCCAGAAAGAAAAAGAAAUUGAUGAACAGGAGGCAAAUGCAUCAACACUUCACAGGAGUAGAACACCAUUGGACAAAGACCUCAUUAAUACUGGGAUCUAUGAAUCUGCAGGAAAGCAGAGCUUACCUCUGGUUCAGCUAAUUCAGCAAUUGCUAAGGUAGUUUUUCAGCAAGGCUGUUUACUGAAUCAUUACCCCCUUCCACAUUUUAUUCUUUUAAAAAACAAAAUAGAAAACCUCUGUUCUCUGUUUCCUCCUAUGCUGCUUUUUUGUUCCUGGGCAGUCUUUUUUCUUCUUUUUUUUAAAAAAAUGUUUACUGUGUGGUAAUAAUCAAGGUAUAAGAAACUUAGCACGGAGAAACAGCAGACACAUUUGUGAGCACAUAUUUAAGGGAGUAUGUGCUAGCCUGCCAUUUUGAGUGGCAAAACCGCAUGGACAGUUUUCUUGCUGCUUUUGAAACAGAGAGGAUUUUCAAAAGCAGAUUGUAAUAUGGUAUCAGGGUUAGCCGUUUUAAAAUGGAAGAACUGUUCUGAGAAUAGCCAAGCCCUUAAGCAUACCUAAAGUAGCUUUUUGGCUUUUGGCCAGUGUGCUUUAUAUUUUCUAGUUUGAUACUAUUUUAUACCUAAGAACACAUAUCCUACAUUAAUGCAGUAGAUUUAAGUAAGAAUAUCAUAUUGCCCAACACUUCAGCAUAGUACUUCUUUUACAGCAGCUUAUUUUGUCAACACCGAUGGAACUGGGGAUGAUGUAGAAAAAUAGAUAAUCUUCAUUUUUUGAAAAACGAAACAAAUUGCUCUUCUGAGACUGUCAUGGUGCCAACGUAGCCAAUCAAAAUGCAUGAGCUUCCUGACCCCCAAGAAUCACAACAAAAUUUUAGUUCAUGCCUAGUUAGUUGUUGCCUGUUCAUUCAAGAUGUCUUUUAAAACCUUCUUUAAAACAUUAUUCCCAUCAGAAACAUUGCUUCCCAGACGAUAGCUAAACUGAAAGAUGUGGCUCGCCGUAUUUCUUCCUGCUUAGAUCAUGAACAUUACAAUAAAGAGAGGUCUGCUUCUCUAGACUUGCUGCUGCGUUUUCAGCGUUUGCUUGUGAGUAAGCUGUAUCCAGGCGAUAGUGUUGGCCAGAUCCCGAAUACAUACAGUAAGUAGUACUUCUUUUUUUUAAUGGCUAUUGCUAGCAUGCUGUUGACGUCCGUUUAAAAACUGUGUUAAAUAGCCUUUUCAAAUUGCUACUUCACUCUGCAAGUUAGCUGUGUUUAAAUGCUUUAAUAGUUAAUAAUAACAAGCCUUUUUCAGGUUUUGACUUUCCAGAUGUUGCUUAUGAUAUUUAAAAAUAAAAUGGUUCUUUUAUUUUCUGACAGGUCCUGAGCUUUUAGGAGUUGGUUCUCUGUUGAAGAAAUACACAGCCCUUUUGUGUACACAUAUUGGAGACAUACUGCCUGUAGCUACUAGCAUUGCAUCCACCAGUCACAGGCAUUUUGCAGAAGUAUCUCGCAUUGUAGAUGGAGACCUAACAGGUACUGACUCGUCUUGUCCUUUGUUUUGGAGCCUGUCUACAGGGUUAACGCUUCCAGAGUUUUGCUGAACGUCUCUAUUUCCCCUUAGGUGUCCUCCUUCCAGAGUUGGUCGUAUCUAUAGUACUUCUUCUCAGUAAGAAUGCUGGGCUCAUCCAAGAAGCCGGUGCGAUUCCUUUGCUGGCUGGUCUACUAGAGCAUUUGGACAGAUUCAACCAUUUAGCUCCUGGUAAAGAGAGAGAUGACAAUGAAGACUUGGCUUGGCCAGGAAUAAUGGGUAUGUUCUUCCUUGCAAACGUUUAGAAUACUUGCUGGAUCUUUCUAGCAGAGCUCCUAGCUUGUCUUUGCAGGUAGGCUUCAAAAGCUUUGUCUUGGCACAAAAACCACUUUGGACAGGUCACACAAUUAUGUAGUAUUUUCCUUGCUCUUCGAAUCCUCACUCUUUUGGUUGGACCUUUUGGUUGUGAACCAUAGCAAUAACAUGUAUUUUUUUCACCUGUUAGGUUCAUUUUUUACAGGACAGAAUUGCAGGAACAACGAGGAAGUGACACUAAUACGGAAAGCCGACUUGGAGAACCACAAUAAAGAUGGCGGCUUCUGGACAGUGAUUGAUGGCAAAGUGUACGAUAUAAAGGAUUUCCAAACCCAGUCCUUAACAGGAAGCAGUAUACUCGGUGAGAUGUCACUUUGCUAACAAAACAUAUACCAAACAGAGUCCUAUCUUGUUCGGUUGCCUCCUUUAACAGUUUGUUCCCUGGUUUCUUUUAGCUCAGUUUGCUGGAGAGGACCCAGUCGUAGCUUUGGAAGCAGCUCUGCAAUUCGAGGAUACAAGAGAAUCGAUGCAUGCCUUCUGUGUCGGCCAAUAUAUGGAGGUAAGAGGGUUUCCCAAACAACUGCUAGCGGGCACAGAGGACACCACCAGGUGGAAUUGUGUUCCUCCUGUUGCUUGAGGCAGGGUCUUUACACCUACUCACUCUUAAUCAGGGCUUUUUUUCAGCCGGAACUCACCGGAACUCAGUUCUGGCACCUCUCAGGUGGGCGCCAUUUCCAUUAUAAGAGAACAAGGGAAGAGUUCAUGGUGAGUUCCGGCACCUCUUUUUCUAGAAAAAUAGUACUGCUCUUAAUUAAUUACCUUUGUGAUUAGACAACCUAUCCAGUUUUUAUGAAUUCCUGAUGUUGAGGUCUGGUUUUUUUCCUUAGUUUUUAAGAAAGGAAAGACACCCCCCACCACAGCCUUUCCCAAGCUGCUCGUUGAUUUCCCUCAUAGGCCUGUACAAAGACAACACAGCUACAUUUCUAGCGUUCAGCUGUGACUGUGGGGUAGGACAGUUAUUAGUCUUUCUCUGUGGUUGGAUCCCUUCCAGUCCUUUGCCCUUCCUGUGUCUCUCGCACAUUACAAUUGAAUACCAUGUCCAGGUUCCUGAUGAUGUUUUUGUUAAACUCAAAACUCUUCAAGUAGCUGCACAUCACUUGAUUAUGAAGAGGGUUUUUUUUCCCAUGGAUCGGGAAAUUUGGUAUCAGUCUUUAAAUCUGUCGUUCAGUAUGAUAUCACAGCUCUUUUGUUCUUUUCUUUUUUUUGUUCUAGCCUGACCAAGAAGUGAUUACUACGCCAGAUACUGGUAGUCUAUCAUCGCCUCUCAUAGACACUGAAAGAAAUUUAGGGCUGCUUCUUGGCCUGCAUGCUUCAUAUCUGGCAAUGAGUACACCCCUUUCUCCUGUGGAGGUUGAAUGUGCCAGUAAGAAUAUCUUUAUUCCAAUUAAAUGUAACUAAUAUGAAAUUGAGGAUGUGCUCAUAGGUCCAUGUUUUAAUGUUAACCCUCUAACCACAGUGAGUGAUUUAAUGCUGUACAUCAGAGGUUUUCAACCUUUUUGAGUCCAUGGCUCCUUGGAACAACUACAUUCUUUCUGCAGCACCCCUGUGGGGCUCAGGAGCCCAGUUACGUCACCCCUUGCCUGCAGAGCUGGCAAUCUCUCACCUUUUUUUGAGCACCCUUCCUUGUGGAGUGUUCCUUUAGUCUCCUCUCCCCUCUCCUUAGGAGUUGUCCGGACAGCUGCUGCAGCCUUCCCUGGUCUCUGAGCUGCCCCCCACCCCGUCCCAAAGAGAGGUGCCCCCCAGAGGCCUCAUUUGCCUGAGAAGCUUAUAGCCAGGGCUGCUGCAAUAAACAGCUGUGCAAGCCUUGGGGAGGCAGAGAUGCAAGAGGGCAUCAGAGGAGGGAGGCAAAGAAAGAGGGACAGAGGCCAGUGUUGCCUGUGGCACCCCUGACCAUCAUUCAAGGCCGUCAUUCAGAGUGCCAUUGAACACUGGUUGAAAACCGCUGAUAUGCAUGCUUACUCAAAAAUAAGCCCCACUGAGUUCAGUGGAACUUACUCUGGGGUAAGUGUUUAUAGGAUUGCAGCCUUUAUAACACAACUUGCCCAUCAUUUUUGUGGGCCAGUAUGUAAAGCUGCAAAACAAUUUCUAUUCGAAGCAUAAUUCAGUUCAGUAUUUUUUUGGAUAGAACUCUGUGUAUGUGCAACAAGUUAUGUACUUACGUAAUGAAGUGAAAGCAAGAAGCAAACAAUCUUGGAGAAGGAUAAUUCUUCCAUAAACUGUUAGUAUACUACUUUGUUUCAAAACUGGCAGAUGGUCUGACUUGGGAGAAAUUAUUGCUUUCCAUGCAUGAGUAAAUGCAUGGGCAAGGCUGAAUAAUGAAAUAACAAGUGUCUGAUCCCCAAAAGUAGCUUAGUUAGAGUACAGUUUGAUGUGCAUUGCUGCUGUCUUAACAUUUUUUAAAAUGAUAGUUUGCUUUUAUUGUAUUUUAAAUUUUGUGUGCCACUUUUUAUGCUCAAGGUGGAGUAAAAUAAUGUGCUAAAUUUUGUUGAAAAUAUGGGGCUAAAUUACAUCUAUUGAUUAAGAUGAACUAUAUCAAGGUGUGGCUGAAGCUCAGUAAUGCAUUUGCUUUGCUUGCAAAAGGUCCCAGUUCAGUCUUUAGUAUUUCUGUUUUCAAUAAAACUUACGUUCAGGUAGUAGGGAAAAGACCUGCUGCCCAAGACUGGAGCGCACUGCCAGUUGGAGGAGAUUUUAUUGAUCUAGAUGGGUUAAUUAUUUUUCUUGUUUAGUAUCUGGAACUAAUUAUUUUUAAAUUAUUUGAGGCAAAAAGGGAGCUUCCACAAAACUGUUUCUGAAGGAAUCCUUUAAAACAUGCAUGCAUCAAAUAUUGCCUAUAACUUCAGGGUAGACCACUGAAUCCUCUUUUCUUAAGCAGAAGAAUUACUGCAAAAGCAAUGUGCUUCAAUGUCCUCCUAUUCCUUUCAAACUAUUCCCUUAAAAAGUAUGCUUGUAACACACUAUUUUAAUGUAUUUCUGUUCUUCUUGUAGAAUGGUUGAAGUCUUCUAUUUUCUCUGGAGGCUUGCAAACCAGUCAAAUACAUUACAGUUACAACGAGGAGAAGGAUGAAGACCACUGCAGCUCUCCUGGCAAUACCACCCCCAACAAAUCAAAGCUGUAUUCCCAUCGACUGACCUUGAGUGACCACUCACAGCCAUUUCUGCAAGCGAUUGCAGACAACAACAUCCAGGACCACACAGUGAAGGUAACAGUGCACCGUUUGAAGACAUAGGCUGAUGCUUCCUAACCUUCCCAGUGGCCAUAGCCCUCUAAGUAGACAAAGUUGGAUGGAUUAUCUCACUCUAGGUAGUGAAAUGGUCAGUGGGAUUCUUGGCAGCUGGGAACCUUGAGUCUCCUAGUUUAUAGGAAUACCAGGGAUUAUUAUGCAGUUGACCUCUGUACUCCUGUCCAGGGCCCCAAGGCAAGAGCUCAUUGGGUCAGGAUCUGCACUUUAUCAACCGGCAGUGGACUUUGUAUUUGGGAACAUUUGACUCUCACUAUUUUUUAUUAACCAGAGACGGGGAGCCUGAAGCCCUCCAGUUGUUAUUUAGCUGCCAUUAUCACUGACAGUUGGCUUUGCUCGCUGAGGCUUAUGGGAAUCCAACAAUCUCAGGGGAAGGCAUGAUUUUCCACUCCUGCUAAUACAGAUUUUUGUUACUUCUCUCUGCAUUGUGAGCUGAGUAGUUCCUGGCCUCCUUGUCAAUAAAUCAUAACAGGGCAAAGUGUUACCUUGCUAAUAGAAAUAGGAACACCUGAAUAAUUCAAAUAGUGUAUGUGUAGCAAAUCAUAUAAAAGGCCUGAUGCCUCUGGUUGGGUUUUUCUUUUUCCUAUUUCUCCUCAGGGCAUUUUUCAGUUCUCUUUUUGGCUGGCGGCUGCUUUUAGUUUUGCUGAUUGUUGCCUUGAUCCAUACUACUCAUUGAGGGUGUUGGAGUUACUGCAGCAGCUCUCAUUCAUCUCUCCUCCCUCCCACCCCCAAACCCUUUCUCUUCUGAGUAUGCCAGGAAAAUAGCAUCUGCCUUCUUAAAAAAACCAACAACACCAAACCAACCACCUCUGCAAAAUUCUGCCGAAUAACAUAAAUAAAACCAUGUGUGAAAUAUGAAGUACGCUGCUGUUCAUCUAGCUGCCACUUUUUCCUUAUGUUCGGUGUCUUUGUGUAUUAUAUGAAGGAAUGCAGUAUCUUUUUAUCCUCAUUGGUUACCAGUGUGGCUUGUUUUGGGUGAGGAAAAAUGGACUGUGGAUUUCCCACAGAUGGAGAAUGCAUCUAAGAAUGCUUCUUAAGUAACGCCUGGAAGAAAUAUUAUCUUUUGGGAUUAUGCCAUGGGUAGGCAAAUUAAGGCCUGGGAGCCAGAUCCGGCCCAAUCGCUGCCUAAAUUGAGCACGCAGAUGGUCCAGGAAUCGGCGUGUUUUUACAUGAGUAGAAUGUGCCCUUUUAUUUAAAAUGCAUCUCUGGGUUAUUUGUGGGGCAUAGGAAUUUGUUCACACAUUUUUUUCAAAAUAUAGUCUGGCCCCCCACAAGGUAUGAGGGACAGUGGACCAGCCCCCUGCUGAAAAACUUUGCUGACCCCUGGAUUAUGCCAUAGAAGGCAAAAGAAACUAGCAUUGUGUGGCAUACGAGGGAUGGGUUAUAUUAGUAACUUUUGGAGAAGCUUUGCCUGUUAAGACUUGUAGCUUUGUGGAGCCUUUAUUUGAAAUGACCUUAUUCGAAAGUAUAGUAUACAGAAAAUGUAAGAAGAGGAGCUGAUAUUUUUGGCUUCAGGACCAGGCCUGACUUUGGCCAUCCAUGUUCAAGUGACCUCCAGGUUUUACUUCUGCAAUACAGCAUAGGUGCACUGCCUCUUGAAGACAAUCCAGAAACCUAAAUGGUUUCCAAAUUUGGCUUCCAGCUUUUUGACUCCUUGCCCACUUGCUCCUGGGUUCAGUCAGCUCGUCAAAGUCCUAAAUCGGGUUGGGGGUGAAAGAGACUUUGGUUCUCCAGAGUUUGCUGAACCACAACUCCCAUCAGCCCCAGCAAGCACAGCCAUUCAGUGGUAGGGACUCUGGGAGUCAUAGCUCAGAGGGGCCAAGGGUGCCCACACAUGAUGAAAGGUUUGGGGCAAAAUAUUUAAAGAAUCUCCUCCUCCUAUAUGAAAUUGCCUGAGCGCUUCAUUCUUCAUUUAAGGCCUUGCUUCAGGUAGUGUCAUGAUCAGAAAUGUGUCAGGUGGGUUAUCCAAAUCUUGAGAGCUACCACUGGAAACACCUAUCACUGUCUGUAUUUCAUCAUCCUGUCAGAAGAAUUUGGGGCUGUUACAGAAUACUGCCUUUUGGGGGGCGGGAGACCUGUGGCCCUCCAGAUGGGCUCCAUCUCUCAACAGACACAUUCAGUGCUGCCAAUACUCGUGAAUGAUGAGACUUGUAGUGCAUCUACAUUUGGAGGGCCAAAAGUUCUCCACAUCUGCUUUUAUAGUGGUUUGAUGUUGCUCCUGUUUUCAGUUCUUUCUCCUCCUUUUCUUAAGCUUGCGUUGUUUGCAAUAGGGUUUCUUUUUUGCCCCACUGUUUUACAGUAUUUUCUCUCUCUGCAUGUGUCUACCUGUGGAGGAUAAUAUAGAUAUCUAUAUAGAUCUAGAUCUAUAUAUCUCUAUAGCUAUCUCUAAAUCUAUCUCUCUACUCUCUAUACUCUCUCUCUCUCUCUAUAUAUAUAUAUGUUUAUCCCACGGUAAAUCUUCAGAAUGCCACAACUCUUUGCUCAGGUUUUUCUUGUGCAGCAUACACACAGCAUUAUAGCACUAUCAGGGACUCUUAGUAGCUCAUAGGGACAGAGUUUGAAAUGGUUUGCAGUCAGAACAAGCUUGCAAAUAUUUGUUAAUGUUUUAUUAUUGUUAUAAAAAGUAACGUCUGCUGCAAUGCAUGGAUACUGCAGUGAUAACUUGACUAAAUGUGUUCAUUUUUGUGCAGGACUUCCUAUGUCAAGUGGAGAGGUAUUGCAAACAGUGCCACUUGACAACACCAAUUACGUUCCCUCCAGAGCACCCAGUGGAGGAAGUAGGACGUCUGUUGCUAUGUUGCCUUCUAAAGCAUGAGGAUUUAGGUAUCUACAUUUGACACACAAUUGUUCUAAAAUUCUUACUCUAUUAUUUUGAUUUUUUUUUUCUCCAAUGAGAUCUCCUCUCUCGUUCCCCCUCUUAAAGGUCAUAUAGCACUCUCGCUUGUUCAUCCUGCUAUGCUAGGAGUUGACCAAGUUAAACAUCGUGUACUUCCAAAAUCUGUAGCAGAUGUGUGUCGUGUUGUCUACCAAGCAAAAUGCUCGCUGAUCAAGGUAAGCAUCAGACCAAGGAAUCACUGGUACCCUUUCUUGAGACAUUAGGUGUUAGUGUUACCUUACUAACAGAGGGAUCUGUUUGCAUUGUCGUUUUAAGACUCACCAGGAACAAGGAAGAUCUUACAAAGAGGUUUGUGCCCCUGUUAUUGAGCGUUUGAGGUUCCUCUUCAAUGAAUUGCGUCCGGCAGUGUGUAAUGACCUCUCCAUUAUGUCCAAGCUUAAAAGUCUAAGUUCUUUGCCCCGAUGGAGAAGGGUAGUUCAGAAGAUAAUUAGAGAGCGAAGAAAAAAGAGAGGUAAAUGUUUUGAAAUACAAUUUCUUGUUGAAGGGAAAGAGACUAUUAUGCAUUUUGUCAGUUUGCUUGUGAGGUAGAAUACAACAGAUGCUUGCUUGCUUCAUUCUCAAGCAAGACUUGCAUCCCAUUAAAAAAAGAUUCCAUAAAUAUAUAUCUUGCUAGAUCUCACUUAAUACUAUGUGGGCUCUAUCUAAUUGCAAAAGACAUAGUGUAAUUAGGAAUUGGAGGGACACAGUUCAGGGAGAGGGGAAAAGAAGGGGUGUCUACUUGCAGUUGUGCGUCACUCUGAAUUCUUUACAUUUUUGUAAAGCAGUGUUUUCUAUGGAAGCUCCCAUUUUUCUUGGUAAUUAAAAAAAAUAGUUUUGCUCAUGCUUUUGGAAGUGGAUAAAGGUGACACAAAUUUGAUGUACAGUGGCACCUUGGUUCUGGAACACUUAGUUGUCAAACAAAUCGGUGUUCUGGUUUGUGAACGUUUUUCGGAAGCCAAACAUCCGACGUGGCUUCUGCUUGAGUGCAGGAAGCUCCUUCAGCCAGUCAGAAGCUGCGCCUUGGUUUUCGAAUGGUUUUGGGAGUCAAACGGACUCCUGGAAUGGAUUAAGUUCGUGAACCAAGGUACCACUGUAUUGAAGUAACAUUUUAACUAUUUUGAAACUGUAUGUAACCCACCCCUGGGGCCCAAGGGUGAAGGGGAGACUAUAAAUAUAAAUAAAUACAUUUAACAUGUUUCCUUUGUGUCUUGCUGCUAGUCCCUAAAAAAUCUGAGCCGUCUGAUGUAGAAGAGUCCAAAAUUGGGAAUGAGGAGAGUGAUUUGGAAGAGCCCUGUGUCAUACCUCACAGCCCUGUGACAGCUGAUAAAAGGCCCUUGUCAGCCAAAUCGCCCAAGGUAUGCAGAGUAUCAGGUACUAAAUAUGAGCCAGCUGCACAGUAGCUAACGACCAUUCAGAAUAUGUGAACGUGGCAGCUGAGUGUCAGGCGGUAUGUUUAGCAGAGUGGUAGUCAUGUUAGUUUGUCGCUGCGUAAACAAGUGCAUUAGUCUGUUGCUGCAAAAGCAGCUGUGCAAAGAGAGAAAUGAAUUACAUUAUUAACAGUGGUCGUUCACAAAACAGUAGAUAACACAAUAUGUAUGCAUCUUUGUGGCAUACGUGCUGUACUGAUGCCCAGUGAUUUCGCAGGCACUCUCUGUAGAGGAAAGUUGUGCAUUUGGAUAUCCUUGCUGAACCUUACUUUGUAUAUACAUGAUACGCAAGUGUGUAAGACCUUCCUCACAGUCACACAGAGAGGAUCUCUAGUUGGGUGUUUAAGUGAACUGGCUCCAAGUCUUGGAUGAACUUCCUUUGUGUCAUAAAUGUAGAUUUUAAAUGUCAGCAUUGGCCUUCCUUUGUAGCCAAAGGUAAUUCCUUCUACCUGUUGAAUUCUCCCUUUUUAAGUUAAAAAGUGUCGCACAUGAAUAAAUGCGGUGUACUUAAUAGGUCACAUUUGUAAAACCUUUCUUGGUUGUAGAACUUAGUGCUCUAAAUUUUUCUAUAUUAACGUGCCACUGUGGGGCAAGCACUAUUUUCAAACUGAUUUCUUAGGUUAUUAAGUUGAGGGUAAAUGUGCAUUUUGUUUUUUCUAGGAUAAAUGGCAGCCACUGAUGAACACAGUUACGGGUGUUCACAAAUACAAAUGGCUGAAACAGAACGUCCAGGGCUUAUAUCCCCAGUCUGCUCUUCUCAAUACCAUAGUUGAAUUUGCUUUAAAAGAAGAGCCCAUUGAUGUUGAAAAGAUGCGGAAGUGCUUACUAAAGCAGGUAAGGCAUGGCUCACUUCAUAUGGCAGGGCCUUGCUGCGUAAAGUUCUUACAUAGAUAAAAUAUUUACCUCCCUUCUCUCUUGUUUUGUAGCUGGAAAGAGCCGAGGUUCGUUUAGAGGGCAUUGAUACAAUCCUAAAGCUGGCAACCAAGAGUUUUCUGUUGCCUUCUGCACAAUACGCUAUGUUCUGUGGAUGGCAAAGACUUAUUCCGGAAGGAACCAACAUUGGGUAAUUUUCGUUCUCCCUUGCAUCUCACACUUUUGCUUCUUUAUACCUAAUCUGGCUCUUUGUUGUGCUGUUUAGGUGAAACAUAGGGGUUUCACAGGGGGACCUUGGGAACUAUGACGGUGAAAAAAAGCUCCAGUAUGGCACAGGUGGAGCACUAGGUGAUGAUGUUCAUGGUCCUGGUGUAGCAUUUAUGUGUCAUAGGAGCACCUUGUUUCUUAUAGUAGUAGUGGUGGGAAACCUCCAGCCUGCCAGGCGUCCCCCAUUUGGCCUGCAUUGUAUUUUGGCUCAAACUAUAGCCACUUGCCCAUCACUUUGACAUCAUAUAAUGUCAGGCGCAGGACAGAUGUAGCCGCAGCACCAAAUUCCAAAGUAAGAGUCUGCACCCCCACUUCUUCCUUUGCAGUCGCGGGUUUAAAUUUGAAUCUCCAGAUGUCAUAUGACAUUAGGUGAUGGUCAGGUGGGGGCAGCUGCAUGCAGAGUGGUCCAGAUCUGGGUUCAGCCCCCUGUCCAGAUCCUACCCUUCUCCUUGAGUUAAUGCAAAUGUGUACAGUGGUACCUCAGGUUAAGUACUUAAUUCGUUCCGGAGGUCCGUACUUAACCUGAAACUGUUCUUAACCUGAAGCACCACUUUAGCUAAUGGGGCCUCCUGCUGCUGCCGGAGCACGAUUUCUGUUCUCAUCCUGAAGCAAAGUUCUUAACCUGAAGCACUAUUUCUGGGUUAGCGGAGUCUGUAACCUGAAGCGUAUGUAACCUGAGGUACCACUGUACUGGGAAAGUCUUGCAAAGGCACAGAAGGUGGGGUUCUGAGAGGGUUUGAACAGCAGGUGGGCAGCUUUUUCUGGCUUGCGUGUGGCCCCCAACACUGUUGACGUCCUUUGCAGCAGUAUCCGCUUGCGAUGCAAAAUAGGUGUUAAGGUAGGUUACCGUUCCGAAAACACUGGAAAUCAUGGCUUGCUUGUUAUCCACAUAGGGAACCCUUAACGGACUGCUUAAAGGAUGUGGAUCUGAUUCCGCCCUUCAAUCGUAUGCUCCUGGAAGUUACUUUUGGGAAGUUGUACUCAUGGGCUAUUCAGAACGUUCGGAACAUCUUGCUUGAUGCUAACAACAGGUUCAAAGAACUAGGUGAGUAUUACCAAUACUCUUCUGUAAUUUAAAAUAAAAACUCCAAUUCGUUUACUUUUCUUUUGUGUCUGUUAGUUGGGUGCAAGUUGUUGAAUUUCCACCAAGUUUCAAAAGUAUUUUUUGCACAUCUUGCAGCCACCAAAUCAUGUAUUUGAUGCUCCUUUCUCUCCCUAACCACCUAUCCAAAGCUGGCUGUGGGACGUGGCAUAUUCAGGGAUGUUUUACGGUUGUACUUACGCUCUUCCAUGUUGCUUCUGGGGACUUUAAUUUCUUUGGAGGAAGAUGGAAGGAAGUGAGCCCUCUCUUCUGAGGUGCACAUUCUGGGUAGUACUUGUAGCUUUGGCUCAUAAUCUCAUUCCUUCUUUGAAGAUUUGGCUAUCAAACAAAUCUUGUGAGUGGCCAUACAUCCAGUGAAAUAUGGUUUUGUAUUUGCAAGCUUUACUUAGAUGAAGUGCUGUCAGGUGAAUCUGUUCUUUCCUUGGAGAGACUUCUGGGAACGUCUGAAAACAGAGGCAACUUAACUAGUAAACCAGUUCCAGAAGCAAACUAACAGUCAUCUCAAGGUCAUUUACUUGAGCCGAUAAGCAGCCAUUGCCUUGUGUGUGUCUGUUAAAAUAUAUCCUAUUUCUUCUAGGAAUCCAACCUGUUCCCCUGCAAACCAUUACCAAUGAGAACCCUGCGGGACCAAGCCUUGGGACUAUUCCACAAGCACGUUUCUUAUUAGUCAUGCUUAAUAUGCUAACCCUACAGCAUGGUGCAAACACCAUGAACCUUCUUCUCAAUUCUGGCAUGUUGGCACUGACGCAAACCACGUUGCGACUGAUAGGUACGUUUGCUACUUGGGAAAGACCCAUUUUACCUGUCAAUUCACUGUUGAGAAUAGAAUGUUUGGUCUGCUUUAGAACCCUUAGAAUAUUUCCUAUCGGAGGUGGUCUUGUUGUAAGGUUAAAGCUUACUGGGAAAUGAUGUACAAUGAAUUGAAAAGGAUGUUCAAAAUACCUUUUGUAAAAAAACCCCAGAAGCUUUUCUUUUGGGAAUUAUAGGGACAGAACUAUGUAAAUUGUAUAGAAACUUAUUCAUCUAUGCUACUACAGCAGCAAGAAUGCUACUUGCCCAAAGGUGGAAAGAAGCAGAAGUCCCAGUAAAGAAAGAAUGGAUACAAAAACUUAUGGAAAUGGUGAAACUUAUCGGAAUAAGAAAUCAAGAUAACAAACUUUUUAUAAAAGAAUGUGGAAAUGGUUUAUAGAAUAUUCACAGAUAAAUUGCAAACAGACGAAAUCAUUAGCAGGAUUAUUGUAAUAACCUGCAGUUUCAUAAGAGUAUAUAUUUGAAGUAGAUCAUUAAACGAGCAAAGUAAAUGAAUUUGGAUAUGCAGAAGAUAUUAAAAAGUAAAUUUAAGGAACUGCAGAAAGGAGGAGGGGAAGGAAGUCAAACUUUGAAAUGUUAAAUUGAUUGGAAAACUAAUGAAAUGUAUAAACUUGAAAAGUAUAAAUAAAAACUUUUUUAAAAAAUUUAAAAGUAGAAUAUUUCCUACCGCUGAACUAUGCCUCUUCGGCUUUGCACAUUGAACAAAAGUAUUACAUUCUUGUGGAGACUGCUUUGGAAAGCUGGAAUAAGUUACUACUUUUGAUAUUAGUUAUCUGUUAACAGCUGCAAGAUCUCAAGAUACCUCUCAUUAAAUUAGGGCCUAGUUCGGACAACGUCGAGGAAGAUAUGCUUGCUUCGUCUCGUGGUGUUUCUGCUACAGUCCUAGAAGAGUCCCGGAAGGAGACCACUCCAGUUCAGCUUCCUGUAUCAGGGCCAGAGUUGGCAGCCAUGAUGAAGAUUGGCACCAGAGUGAUGAGGGGGGUGGACUGGAAGUGGGGAGAUCAGGUACUGCUUGCCUAUGUCUGUCAUAUUUGCUGGAUUUCAGUUCACUCUAUGAUCUUAAUUAUUGGCCAUAUGUUUUUAAACUUUCCUGUAUUUCUGCUGCUCUUCCCUUCAGGAUGGCCCUCCUCCAGGCUUGGGGCGCGUGAUUGGAGAAUUGGGUGAAGACGGCUGGAUUCGAGUUCAGUGGGACACUGGCAGCACCAAUUCUUACAGGAUGGGGAAAGAGGGAAAAUAUGAUCUCAAGCUGGCUGAACCACCACCUGCUUCUCAGCCUACAACAGAAGACUCGGACACAGAGGAUGAUUCUGGUAAGGCUUUUUUUGUGCUGAACAAGUGGUAAUGUAGCUCCCAAGCAGUAAGUAAGUGGUUUGAACAAAUAGGCCUUGUUCUACUCACACCUCGUUUUUCAAGAAAGAGAUCCAACUAAUUUAGAGAAGCCAAACACUUAGUAGUUUUGUAGUUAUAGGUAUUCCUAGAACAUGCAUUCUCCUCUUCCAAUCAUAAGACAUAAGGGAUGCAGAGAGGUUAAAAACCUAGCUAUUCUGGACAUUGACAUUAUAAGAGUGGAUGGGGCAACCCAGCCAGAUGGGUAGUGUUUAAAUAAUAACAUUAUUAUUAUUAUUAUUAACCACCUUUUAACUUUCUGAACUUUCUAACAUUGCUCCAGCUGCUGGGAACAGAAUGUGGGGCUUAAUUUAUUUUGAGUUAAUUUCACUUCCAGUGCUGGUAUUUGAGUGGCAUGUUGGUAUACAGUAGCACCACCUCUUGCAUGCAAUUAACCUGUGCAAUUUCAACCUAGCUCAGUUGGAAUCUUGCAGAUUAAUUGCACACAAGGCGGAGAGCUCAAAAAGCUUCUUUUUCACCGGGUGUUCCUGGUGCUCAAAGAGCUUUUAACCUUUAGGCUUGCUUACCAAGCUCUGGAAGGCUCUCGCGAGAACUUGUGGAAAUGUGGACAGCCUUGCAACAUCUUGCGAGAGAACAUUCCAGAACCCAGUAAGCUCUUGAAAGCUCUCCGCCUUGCUUGGAAGGUAAGGAUGGCUGUGUGGUAGCGGUUCAGGUGUAUGCAUUUCUAUGUAUGUAUGCAUGUCAUCCCCGCAAUGUAAACCUCCACUCAAUACUGUAAUAUUAGUCCACUUAUGAUUUUUCCUCAUUGUGCCAUUCUGAAGCUGUGGAAGAUUAAUUUGCCUGGAAAAACAACAUUAAAUUGGAUAUUUCCAGUUUCUCUCUUUUUUUUACCGGUUUGUCCAAGGUUAAGGAAAUUCUGGCAUUUUUAAAAAUACUCGUAGGUUUAAAGUGAAAGUCAAUAUCCAGGGGUGUCUGUCCACCAGUGGAACAGGCACAAUUAGUGGAAUGGAUUCUCUCCUCCCUCUUCAGCCUGUUGUGUGUGCCUUCCAAAUAUGCACACAGAAGGGUUGGCGGGGACGACCCUCUAGAACAGAUUUGGGAGCAGUAGGGUAGGGCCGUACUGGGAGGGAGGGAGAGAAAAGGGAAUCCCUGAGCUGAAAUCACCUUGCACGGUGCUUGCUGUCACCCAGCGUUUAGUUGUGUCCAACUCUUCAUGACCCCAUGGACCAGAGCACGCCAGGCACUCCUAUCUUCCACUGCCUCCUGCAGUUUGGUCAAACUCAUGCUGGUAGCUUUGAGAACACUGUUCAGCCAUCUCGUCCUCUGUCGUCCCCUUCUCCUUGUGCCCUCCAUCUUUCCCAACAUCAGGGUCUUUUCCAAGGAGUCUUCUCUUCUCAUGAGGUGUCCAGAGUAUUGGAGCCUCAGCUUCAGGAUCUGUCCUUCCAGUGAGCACUCAGGGCUGAUCUCCUUAAGAAUGGAGAGGUUUGAUCUUCUUGCAGUCCAUGGGACUCUCAAGAGUCUCCUCCAGCACCAUAAUUCAAAAACAUCAAUUCUUUGGUGAUCAGCCUUCUUUAUGGUCCAGCUCUCACUUCCACACAUCACUAGUCACCCAGCGUUAGGAGACCUGAAUUAAUUCGCUUGUGAAAAUAAGGAGCUUGCAACGGAGCGCAUCAAUUUCAUUGUCUUCUGUCAUUUAUUUUGACUCUUGUUUCAGAAGGAGAACAAGUUGAAAGAAAUCUCCACCCCACUUCCAUGAUGCUGACAAGCACAGUGAAUCUGCUGCAGACUCUCUGCCUCUCAGCUGGGGUCCACGCUGAAGUCAUGCAGAACGAAGCAACAAGAACUUUGUGCGGGCUGCUGCGCAUGCUAGUUGAGAGCGGGACCGUAGACAAAUCAGGUAGAUACCUGCACCAGAUCAAAGUCUUGUUUUGUGUGCCGAGUCCUUCAUCCUCAGUGGAGCCUAUUGUGGCUCCUCAAGUUAGAAUGAUUUGCCUCAUCCCAUGUCUGCAGCAGUGCAUUUUAAAAAGUAUAUUUAAAAGAGCUUCACCAUUUUUUACCAGAGCAAACAGGCCUUUGUUGUAGAGCGAUUUUUGGUGCUUUGCUUUCUCCUGUGUUUUGUUGUUUUCCUUAGGUUUUCAUAGUUAUCCUGUUGAGUUCAACUAAAACAGGCAAAAGUACAUGAUAUUGCCCAUGCUUUCUGACGCUGAUAAAUAAAAUGAGCUAUUGUUCUAUUCUGCAACAUGAAAACUGUUUAUUCUAAAAAGCCGGUUUAACUUUAGGUGCUUUGAGGCAAAUAAUUCAGGUGUAAAUGCGCAAAUGUAGUAAUUUUAGGCAACUAAGAGGACUUAAGAGUGUUUCUUUUUUUAAAAUAAAUUCCAGCUUCUGUACCAAAUACAUUGGUUAAUAAAGAACAGCACAGGAGCUGGUGUUCACUGGGAUUCAUCCGAAGUAUAGCCCUCAUGCCUCAGAUGUGCAGCACUCUUAGUACGUCGCAAUGGAUAACUCUCCUAAUGAAAAUCGUCGAGGGACAUGAAUCGUUUACUGCUGCAUCUCUACAACGACAGGUAAUGCCUUUCACUGGUGGAGAUAUCCAGUGGGGUUUUUAACCCACUACAACUGAGUCAUAAUAGGGUUUGAAAGCCACACUUCAUGUCUGUGGCUCGAUUCAAGAUCAGACACCUUUCUCUUGAAAGUGAUGAAGCAGGAAGAAGACGCAGAAUGGUUUCGUUGCUGCAUUUUGCCUAGAUGUGAAAGAGGAAGUGGAAAUGUGGUUUGUUGGGUCCCUAGCAGGGGAUUAUUUUGUUUCACACAGUGGGUUGACAUUAGGCAGUUAUUUACAGCUUAUAUGCAUAACAUUACAGCUUACAUUUUAGGGAAGCUUUUAAUGUUUGAUGUAUUACAGUAUUUUAAUGUUUUUUUGGAAGCUGCCCAGAGUGGCUGGGGAAGCCCAGUCAGAUGGGCGGGGUAUAAAUAAUAAAUUAUUAUUAUUAUUAUUACAUACCUAAAGUCUUUUUUAAUAAAUCAUUUUGAAUCGUAACACAUGAGAAAAUGGCUCCAUGUUUUUUAGAAAGAGGAGCAUUGGUGGUUAUUUUGUGCAAGGAGGCAUAAGAGUGUCUGCCUACUUGCAGAAUUAAGUGUUCUUUCCUACUAACUUGAGAGACUUCUUUAAAAUAGAUAUGUUUUCAUCUUUUAGAUCCUUGCAGUGCAUUUACUACAAGCAGUCCUUCCUUCCUGGGAUAAAAGCGAAAGGUCGAGGGAUAUGAAAUUCCUGGUGGAAAAAUUGUUUGGUUUCCUUGGCUGCCUGCUUACCACUUGUUCUUCAGAUAUCCCACUGCUCAGAGGUAGGAGAAUAUUAUGCCUUCAGUGUUGUAUUCUUAUAUUUUUAACCAUAUUGAUGUCUGUCUAUGAGUUUUCCUCUUUUUCAAAUUUCCCUUUUUUUUUUGGCAGAAUCUACUCUGAGGAGGAGGAAGGCAAGGCCUCAGGCCUCUCUCACGGCCACUCACAGCAGUACUUUGGCAGAGGAGAUAGUGGCACUGCUGAGGACAUUGCAUUCACUGAGCCAGUGGAAUGGACUCAUAAACAAGUACAUCAACUCUCAGCUAACCUCCAUCACCCACAUCUUUGCAGGAAAACAGUCAGAAGGGGUAGUUCCCGCAUCUUAAAAUCAACUCAUUUUUGUUUUAAAUCUAGUAAUCGUUAAUGGAUUCUGUCAAACUAUUUAAAAGCUAUGAUAUAUUUUUGUGAAGUGAUUGCCUUCUUUAAUGUAAAUUUGGCUGCAAUAUCAAAUAUUAUUGCAUGUUGUUUUUCUUGAACUGCGAAUAUUUUCCAAAGGGAAGUCCUUGCCACAGUUUCAUUGUGCCUGUUCUCUUUUUUUUCCUAGGCUGUUUUGGAAGACUUCUUUCCCGACUCUGAGAAUCCAGAAGUGGGAGGCUUGAUGGCUGUCCUGGCAGUCAUUGGCGGAAUAGAUAGUCGCUUGCGGUUAGGUGGCCAAGUUAUCCAUGAUGAAUUUGGAGAAGGCACAGUGACACGAAUCACCCCGAAAGGAAAAAUCACAGUUCAGUUUUAUGACAUGAGAACCUGUAGAGUCUGUCCCCUCAGUCAGCUAAAACCAGUAAGUGUAUUAAAGUGACGCCUUGCUUAAGGUGUAAGCUGAGUACGAUGCAUUAUACGUGGACUGUUUGUUUGUUCGUUUUGGGAAAUAUUCUAAUAUUCUCCUGGCUGAUGAGCAGCAAUUUGUGCAUCCCAAAAAAGCUGAUUUUUUUUCUUUCGAGUGUCAUGCAUCACUGCUCAGAUAAGGUAAUAUGUUACCAAUAUUUGAGCAGCUCUUGUACAAGUCACCUUCAGUUCCACAUCUUUUGGGUAGAACUUUUCUGUUUGCUUUACCUCACUGUUGUUUCGCCCUGGGAAAGCAAAUUUUGACAGCCCCUUCUGCAUUGGUCUAGGAGUGCUUCUACCUUUUACAAGCACCCGGAGAAGGGAGGGAAUUCUCUCAGGUUGGAAGCAAAGAAAUGAACACAACUUACAAGGAAUUUAUACUAAAAUAUAUAUUUAAAAUGUCUGUUUGUCUAUAGCUCCCGGUCAUUCCUUUUAAUGUCAAUAAUUUGCCAUUCACUGAACCAAUGCUGUCUGUCUGGGCUCAGCUGGUGAACUUGGCUGGAAGUAAAGUUGAAAAACACAGAAUAAAGACUCCAAAUCAGGGUGUUUCAGGUAUGUUUUUCUUGAUUUAUAAAUACUAUGCUCACUCUAAAAGGAUGCUACUCUUAAACAGAUGAUGUCAAAGUGUGCUGAUUUGAAGAAUGUUUCUUAAUUGGUAGGUGUUUUAUGUUUAAUUUUAUCCCUAUUGUACCUUUAUUGCACACCACUUGGAGACUUGAAAACAUCUGUUUUCAGUCAAUAGAGCCUUAAGUUUGUAUUCUGAAUGAUAAGAAUGCAUGGAAGAAGUGAAUGGCAUUAAUUAUGAAUAUAUAAAACUAACACUGGGCUAAAGCAGUAGUGCCUCUUGGAUAUGAUAAAAAUACAGUUCAGUAUUUCUUUUUUCUGUUUCUUCAUAUCUUCAAGCUUUAUUUUAACUGUGUGUUAAAAUAUAAAGAGUUUCUACUAAUAAGCAUUCCAGCAGGAAUGGGAAGAAACAAAAAAGCACUGGUGAUUUUUAAAUGAACAGUGUAAUUUGUGAGUUUUAGGGCUGUACACUCCAACCCAGUGGUCCAACCUGAUCUGGGGAACACUUGACUUGGCCCCAAGUCAAUGGGUGUGUGUGUGAGAGAGUGAAGUCAUGCCAAAGCCAUGUUUCAGCCUACCAUCUUGAUCCAAAAUGGCGCCCAGCAUCCAAAUGCCAACCAAGACUGCUCCCCACACCUUGGGAUCUCUUGUGUCAAGUUUGGUAAUGAUAUAUUGAGAGCUGGCAGAAACUAUGCCCCCAAAUGGGCAAAGUCAUGCCAAAGCGAUGUUUCAGUCCACCAUCUUUGAUUCAAAAUGUUGCCACCGGUGUCCAAACACCAAUGAAGUCUGCUGCCCCCACAUUGAGAACCCUUGUGCAGAGUUUGGUGAUGUUAUCUCAAGAGGGCGGCUGAGCAGACAGACGGACAAACCGCUUUCUAAAAUAGAUAUUUGUAGAUCAAUUCUUCCUAUUUAUUUUGCUAAGAAAUGCCUAUCAUAUGUUUUGGACAGGCCAAAUAGACUUGGAUCUGCUCAGAUGCCAGCAGUUAAAACUGUACAUACUAAAAGCAGGUCGAGCUCUGCUUUCUCACCAGGAUAAAUUAAGACAAAUCCUGUCUCAGCCUGCAGUGCAAGAUGGCGGCUCACUUCCCACAGGUAAUAAUAUUCUGCUUGAUUACAAGGUUGAUAAGGAUUUUCUUACUUUUUUCUACUGUUGAAGUAGGCAGACGAACAGAGGAAAGGACUGGUUUUUUGUGCACGAUUGUCUUGACUUACCGUGAGUUCCUUUCUGGCAGGACAUACAUGGUGUUUUUUUUAAUGUUGAAAGUCAAAAAGGUGAAAGAAGAAGUAUUUUCCGUCUGUAACAAGCAAUUUCUUCCGAGCAGUAAUGUUCUCUAUAUAUUUUCAUAUGGUUUAAUAAUUGCAUCUGAAAGCAGAUACCCUGAAAGGAUAGAGCAAUAAAGAGAGCCACGCAGGGCCCAUUUUACUUCUAGGGAAUUGAUAUUCUUGUGUUUUAUGUGGAGAGUAUCCAGCAAUGAGUUACCCUGUUCCACUGAAACUAGGAAAUUAAUACGUCUUCAAGAAAUCUGAUACUUACCCAAUGUUAGUGAUGAUUGUCUCAUUGCCUGUUAAUUGCCCUAGAUUAUUAUUUUUUUUAAAAAAAUAAUUGAAUAAAAUCUCAGAUGGUAUAAACCCAUCAGUGGUUAUUUGAAAUCUUCCUCAAGCUUUCGCUGUGCUUAGCGAUUUCAGUCACUCGUGAGUAGAUGUUAUAAGUGAGUUGAAGCCCUUUUUCCAUUUCAGUUUUAACAUUUUUAUGUAACGACGUAAUAAAAAGAGAUAAUGGUAGUUCUGGAGGUAGACAUUUAAAUACAAAACAUCUCAGAAUUCAAAGCUUCAUUUCUUUGGAACAGAGAAUGUGAUGUACAUGUUCCUUUUUUAAAAAAGAAGAAGAAGAGGGGUUUGCAUUUGAAGUGAGACACCAUUGAAAAGUAAUCUGUUAUUGGAAGUGUAUUUCAGUUUCUGGUUGUUUCUGAAACUUAAAUCCACUUUCCUUGGCUUAAGAUGAUGGCGUAGUGACAUCACCUGAUGUUGGAGACUUGUCUCCUGAGGGACCUCAGCCACCCAUGAUCCUCUUGCAACAACUGCUGACGGCAGCAACACAGCCAUCACCUGUGAAGGCGAUUUUUGAUAAGCAAGAACUUGAGGUAAGAUCUGAGCAUUCUCCCAUUAAGGAGAAACAGUUAUUGUUUUAUUUAGAUAGACAAUAAUAGAAUAAAAGCUUUCUGCCAAGGCAAUUCAUAGUUUAAAGCAGUGGCUUGUAAUAUAAUAAGCUUUUCCUUCCUGAUCGUGUUUAUCUCAGAGACUGCCUACUGCCUCUAAUCACAGCGUCCAAUGCUGGUCACAGCUUCAGACUACAAGGUUCCUGGGUCAAGCCCUAGAUCUCCUGGUGCUUUGUUAGUUUGAAUGUGCCACAAGACCUGGCGUAAAUAAUAAAUCCUAUUAAUGUUGUACAGUGGUACCUCGGAAGUCAAACGGAAUCUCUUCUGGAAGUCCGUUCGACUUUCAAAACGUUCAGAAACCAAGGUGCAGUUCCUGCAGCCAAUCGGAAGCCGUGUCGGACAAUCAGAUUCCAAAGAACGUUCGCAAACCAGAACACUCACUUCUGGGUUUGCGGCGUUUGGGAGCCAAAACGUUCGACUCGCAAGGCGUUCAGGAUCCAAGAUACGAACUGUACUUUGUAAAUGUAUUACAGUUGCAAAAAGAUUUGUGUAUAUCUUCUUAUAGGCUGCUGCACUGGCUGUGUGUCAGUACCUGGCAGUCGAGUCUGCACAUCCCUCAACUCCAGUCUUUGAAGACUGCAGCUCCAGUGAAGCCACAACCCCUGUUACAGUCCAGCACAUCAGACCUGCAAAAGUGAAAAAACGCAAAGUAUCCCCUAUUCCACCGCUUCCUAUUGUGGUGCAGCUUAUGGAAAUGGGUUUCCCCAGGAAGAAUAUUGAGUUUGCACUGAAAUCACUUUCGGGGACCUCUGGAAGUGCUUCUGGGUUACCAGGUACUUUGCUUUUGUUUGUUUGAGGUUCAAGGAAGAACACGUUGCAUUAAGAUUUUGAGAAGCUGGAAAGUGCUUUGACGUUCAGUGAAUGAGAUAUUGUGGAAAUAGGGUAAUAUGAUGGAAAAGAGAAUGUGAGAAAGGGAAAAGGCAGCAAAAAGGACUAAAUUGCAGGUAGCCAGAAGGAAGGAAAGAAAAACAGAUGACCCCCAAGGUUGCAUACCUGAGAAACGGAACUAUAAGGGUUAACCAACAGUGAAAAGGGAUAGGAGGAUAUCACAGAAAAUGCACAGGGCUACACCUUCCCCACAUUUUUGAUGUUGAAUGAUUGCCAAAUGGUCUUAAGAGAUGAAAUUGAAGAGAGGUUGUGAAAAAUCGCCUGAAAAACAAGAAUUGAAUAUUUUGUUUUUUAAAUCUGGGGGAAUGAUUUGGUGCAGCCAAAGUUGACUGUAGGGUCGGUGAAGCACAAGGAGAAAAGUUAUUUUUUCUUGAACGUCAGGUCAAGUGAAUAAUACUGUUGAUGUCUGUAUUUAUUACGUCUUGCUGUAGGAGUAGAAGCCUUGGUGGGCUGGCUUUUGGACCACCCAGAUGUCCAAAUUACUGACCUCUCAGAUGGUGACACUGUAUCUGACGAGUAUUCAGAUGAAGAAGUAGUAGAGGAUGUCGAAGAAGCAGAAGCUGCAUAUCCCGUGGUAAGCGUUAGGAAUGGGAUCUUAGGAUUCUGAAACAACAUGUAGAGAGGCCAGUGUUCCUGAUAUGUCAGUCACAACUUUGGGCCAGGAAACCAAAAUGAACAUUCUUUGCAAUCAUUUCGGGAGUCUACAUUGCAGAGCACUUAGCAUUUAUAAUGUGCGUCAGAGUUAUGGAUUUUUAAAUUUUAUUUUAUUGCAGUCUACUGGUGCCGUUGUAACAGAAAGCCAGACUUACAAGAAGCGAGCUGAUUUCUUAAGUAAUGAUGAUUAUGCUGUGUAUGUGCGAGAGAACAUUCAGGUAAGCUUGACUACGAAGCCUGCAUUUGAACUGUAGUGUUCUCUAUUUGAAAAGGAUGAUAUUGAUGCAGCUGAAAUGCUGACGUGGAUGCACGUGGGAGGAGGAGAUAAACACGGAAGCUGCAAAUUGCUUUGAUAACUGCAAAAAGCUGCUUUAUUUAAUCUCCCAGCUGUUGCAAUCUGUUGUUGCUUUGCUCUAUUCAUAGAAGGCAUUGAUGGUCUUUGUUUCAUGGUAACGUCAAGGGGCUACUUCCUCCUUCCACAGUGUGUUUUCAGGGAUGUAACUGACUUGUACAGCAUCUGUUUUACAUGCAAAAGGUUCCCGUUUCAAACACAGACAUCUCCUGGCAGAGCUGGAAAAGACUCAUGCCUGUAAUCCUGAGCGCCACUACCAAUCAGUAUAAAAAGUACUAAGCUGGAUGGACGACCUCUGACCCUGAAUAAGGCAGCUUCCUGUGUUCCUAACAUUUUCAUUGGAUUAGAAAGCCAUUAGCUUGCGGUCAUCAUAGUAUUGUGUGAGGUGCUCUCGCUAGGCACCAAGUAUAGGCCUGAACAGAUCCCAUUUGGCUCUCCACCUCUGGAAUUUGGAUGAAAUCUUCAACCCAAACUCAGAGCUGGAGUCUUCCUUUUUGCCCUCCAGCAUGUGGUGUGGUUUAUAGACUGAAGCCACAUUGGGAUGAUUCACACAAUGCUCCGAAGGCGUUUGCUUGUGCAGAGAGGGCAUGUCUGACUUGCAGACCUUGGAUGCAUUGUUGUACGUGUGAACUACAAUACAUGAUCGUCCCCUGUUUCUUCUCCAGCUUUUUUUUUUUUUUUUUGAGGGCAGUGAUUGUGUGGAUCAUUGCAUUUUACUUGUGCAGGCCUGGUUCAAAAUAAUAGAAGCAAACCAUGCCCCCAGUUUGCUUGUAUAAGCUAGGAAUCGUGUGCCCCCCCCCCAAUGCACUAGCAGGGAGGAGUACAGAAGGCAAAAUUACAGACUGCCUUCAGAUGUCUUUAGAAGGUUUUGUGGUUGUUUAUCUGUUUGACAUCUGAUGAGAGGAUGUUCCACAGGGUGGGUGCUACUACUGAGAAGGCCCUCUGCCUGGUUCCCUGUAACUUCACUUCUUGCGUGUUCACGGCACGCUAUUAACUGGGCCAGUGAUUGCAAAUUCUCCUAAAUCACAGGGUAGUCUGUCUUGUUCAGGGUAGUUACUUUGAUACUGCAUUUCUGUUGAAGCUUCAGGUGGUAAAUAUUGAUCCAUUUUUUCCUCCUCCUAGGUGGGAAUGAUGGUUAGAUGCUGCAGGACAUAUGAGGAGGUUUGUGAGGGCGACGUGGGCAAAGUUAUCAAAUUGGACCGCGAUGGACUGCAUGAUCUCAAUGUGCAAUGCGAUUGGCAGCAGAAAGGUGGCACUUACUGGGUCAGAUAUAUCCACGUUGAACUUAUAGGCAAGUCAGUUACUUCAUUCAUUCAUUCUUCUAAUGCUGUCUUUUACACGCUCAAAAUCCAAAGACAUUAAUUUCAUUGCGUUUGCAUUUUUUAAAUAGGAUUCCCACCACAGAGCUCUCCAUCACACAUAAAGAUUGGCGACAAAGUGCGAGUAAAAACCUCCGUGACUACACCCAAGUACAAGUGGGGCUCUGUUACCCACAGGAGCGUGGGAGUUGUGAAAGGUAAUGUGUAUUCUUUAAAAGAAAAAGUUUGUUGGAUGGGUUUCACAGAAUUACGGACUUUGUUGUUUGUAGAAUUGUUGCCUGCAAGAUUAAUAUUGAACUGUUGGAAUGCUUAGCAAAUUCUGAUGAACAGGAAGUACAGUCGUACCUUGGUUGUUGAAUGAAAUCCAUUCUGGAAGUCUGUUCGAAUUCCGGAAAUAUUCAGAAACCAAGGCAUGGCCUCCAAUUGGCUGCAGGAGCUUCCUGCACUCAAUUGGAAGCUGCGUUGGACGUUCAGCUUCCAAAGAACGUUCACAAACCAGAACACUCAUUUCUGGGUUUGCGGUGUUUCGGAGCCAAAAUGGAUGAGUGCCAAGGUUUUCAACAACCAAGGUACGACUGUAUUGGCUUGGCUCUAAGUAUGUCGUUGUGCGAGCGGGAGGCACUUCUGCCCAUGUAAGGUGGCAAAUGUCAACAGCAUUUGCCAGUUAUGCUUUCCCAUUGCAGCUCUUCAUGGCAUCCCUUGCACUGUCCCAAAGACCUGGUUCGCAUGUUGCUCUAAGCCAAACUAUGGCUUAGUGUGAAUGCAUGCGUUCCCAGGAAAGAGGUCCGAGAAACUUCACUCCUCCCUUAUCAAUUUGCUGCCUCGCUAUUGUGAGCUAAGCCAUAGCUUAAUGUAGUGUGUGGACUGAAUUAGGGCUCAUGAUUGAGCUCUGCAUAACCAAGAGCAAACUUCCCCAGGAGCCUGUCUGCUCAUGCUAAGUCAUAGUAUGGCUUAGUGUCACAUGUGGACUAGGCCACUGUGUCUCUGAAUCCUCAGGAACAGGGUGUUUUUGGGGGGGUGGGGAAUAGGGACCAGCAGCAGGAAGCGGGGAGGUUGGAAAGCCCUGUUUUGUGAGCAAUGCUUCAGUCACAGAAUUUAGGGUCAAAGUUUUUUGGUAAACAAUCCUGACAUAAGACAUACCUGUUUGGCGGGUUGCGGGGGAUGUAAUGGAAUGGAGCUUGCUAUUUCCAUAAAUUGAUAUUCCAUUUUCAUAUGAAGGAGCUGUUAAUAAGGAACACUAUAGCCUUAAAAGUUACUUGGUCAUUCUGAAAGUCAUGUUGUGCUUUCCUCCACCUGACAGUUCAGAUUGCAUCAGGAAAGGGAGGGCAGUUUGUUGUGUUUUUGACACGAGCUUUCAAAUAGAGGCAGAGUGUCACAUAUGCCUGCUUCACAUUUUGGGUUUGAUUUAUUUUCAGGAUAAAGCAAUAGCUAUUACUGUUAAUAAUAAUACUGUUAAUAAACAGCAAUAGCUGUUCUCGAGUGAGAAGUGCUAGUUAGUGGUCUAAAAAUCUGGAUUAAAUACUGGUUUUCAGGUUCACAGAAAGCUCGUUGUUUUAAAGCAAGGAAUUGAGUACACCACUAAAUAUUUUAUACCAGAAGUUUCAUAAGUAGGAAAUAUCAGUACAGCAGUCACUGAAGUAUGUGUAUAUCUCACAAAUACUUUUUAUAUUUCCCAUUUCUUCUCUUGUCACAGCUUUUAGUGCCAAUGGUAAAGAUGUCAUUGUUGACUUUCCUCAGCAGUCUCAUUGGACUGGAUUACUGUCAGAAAUGGAACUUGUUCCCAGUAUUCAUCCAGGGGUUACGUGAGUGUGUUUUUUUAAAUAAUAAAAAGCCCUUUAACCAUUUUAUUGUGGCUUUUUCUUUAAGUUGCAUCUUUUUUCUUAUAGUGUUUCUAUAACAUAAAACAUGGCCUGAUUCCCCCCCCCCCCCCAAGAUGCAACAGGUAAAAAAACCUGAAAGAGUAGGCAUUUUUGUAGUAGACGGUAUAGAAUGAGAAUUUGUUUGGAUUAAAUUAUGUGAACGGAAUAGAAAAGCUAAUGUGAUAAUUGAAUUUUUGUUUCAAUUAGGUGUGAUGGCUGUCAGAUGUUUCCCAUCAAUGGACCCAGAUUUAAAUGCAGAAACUGUGAUGACUUUGAUUUCUGUGAAACCUGUUUCAAAACCAGGAAACAUAACACACGACACACUUUUGGAAGAAUAAAUGAGCCAGGUAUUAUACGUUAUAGCUUAAUGAAGUCUGAGACAUUUCUGCACAACUCUUUGUUGUGGGUAAAGUUUUUGGAAACCCCUGCUUCUGAUUAACUUUCAUUGGACCUCCUCUUUCUAAUAAACUCAGCAGAAUUCUUUAUUGUGAACAAAGCUUGUAGGAAGAGCUUUGUGCUGUGUUUUAGUGUUUUUUAUUGUAUUUUAGUGUUUUGUUGGAAACCGCCCAGAGUGGCUGGGGAAACCCAGCCAGAUUGGCGGGGUAUAAAUAAUAAAUUAUUAUUAUUAUUAACUCUACAAAUACAGUUCAGUAUAAUGCUCCAGCCUUUAGGAUAGCAUGCCCCUGAAUUAAAUAGUUGUCUUCAAAUCUACAACACUAACUAUUUACAAUAGGUCAAUCUCCAGUAUUUUGUGGCCGCUCCGGAAAGCAACUGAAGAGGCGUCACAGUAGCCAGAGAGGGAUGCUACUGGAUGAUUGGUCAAGAAUCGUUAAAAAUUUGAAUGUCUCAUCUUCCGUGAAUCAGGCCUCACGUUUGAUUGAUGGUGGGGACCAGUGCUGGCAGUCUUCUGGCUCCCAAGGAAAGGUGAGUUUUAAAGAAGUUGUUCGCGAGCUUCCCUCACAUUUCAGUGUAAUCUCCUCAUUGCUGUCACCAUCAUUUGAUAAAAGUAGAACUAUACCUGCAGAUAUAUAUUUUUAAAAAGCAAUACUGUUUUUAUUAUCUGAAACUACUUGCAAGUAUUGUAUUCUAAGAAGUAGUAGUCAUGUUCACAUGUAACUGUAGUCCACCGUGCCUCCAGAGAAUUUUAGAUAAUUGCAGUCAUUUCCCCCCCAGCACUGGAUCCGUUUGGAGAUUUUCCCUGACGUCCUUGUACACAGACUGAAAAUGAUUGUGGAUCCUGCAGACAGCAGCUACAUGCCCUCGUUGGUUGUGGUUUCAGGUAGGAGACUGUCAGUUUUGACUACAGGGAAUUGGUUUCAUUAUUGAGCAGCUUGUUUUGUUUACUUGCAGUAUGGUAAUACAGGCAGUGUCUGUUUUAGGUGCUUCCGAUACGUGUAUUCCAAACCUGGAAGUGACCUGAAAAUAUCACAAAAAGGGGUGGAGCAGGGCUUGGACAGAUCAGGGUGUUUAAUAUAAUAAUAAUAAUAAUAAAUUUUUAUUUAUAUCCUGCCCUCCCCAGCCGAAGCCGGGCUCAGACUGGCUAACAUCAGUCAAAUAAUACAACAUUCUAAAAUCAUUUCAUUAUAAAAUUAAUUCAAAUCAGAUCAAUGGCAACCAUUGGGCUAGAGUUCUGUGAGGAUUGCCAAAGGAGGGAGGGAGGCUGUGCCCUGGCCAAAGGCCUGGUGGAACAGCUCUGUCUUGCAGGCCCUGCGGAAAGAUGCCACAAGGCCCUAGUCUCUUGUGACAGAGUGUUCCACCAGAUUGGAGCCACAGCCAAAAAAGCCCUGGCUCUGGUUGAGGCCAGCCUAACCUCUCUGUGGCCUGGGACCUCCAAGAUGUUUUUGUUUGAAGACCGUAAGUUCCUCUGUGGGACAUACCAGGAGAGGCGGUCCCGUAAGUACGAGGGUCCUAGGCCAUUUGCAGGCUUUUACAAUGGUUUCAAAUAUACAUGAUUUCACUUAACAUGCGGUGCCUUGGAACAUAACCCCUGCAUAAAUUGGGAGUUGCCUGUACUGAAAAACAACAACUCCCAAAUUAAAAAUAAUCCAGCAUGCAUCUCUUUCCUUAUGCUGCAGGUGGAAGUUCUUUAAACAACCUCAUAGAGCUGAAGACAAUCAACAUUAAUCCUACAGACACCACAGUUCCUCUUCUCGGUGAUUGCACAGAGGUAGGUUAUUGCUGCUUAUAGGGAAGACUAAUUAAGAAAGUUGUGCAUCAAACCCAUGUAAGAUGUCCCGUAUUUUUCGCUCCAUAAGACACACUUUUUCCUCCUAAAAAGUAAGGGGAAAUGUCUGUGCGUCUUAUGGAGCGAAAAUGUGGUCGAUCGCUGGCUCCCUUUCCGGCCCCGUCCCCUUGCCCAGGCCUCCAUUGUUGAAUGUUCUGCAGAUGGAGGCUGUUUGUUUCCCCAGCGACAUGUGACUGGCUAAUUAGUAUCUGUCUGGAAACUGUAGAAACCCUCCCUUUCCUUUCCUAAAGAAGCUUUAGAACUGUGAGUUGAACCCCAUAAAAACAUGAUUUUUUUCCCUUUGCAAAGUAAGCUCAACAACUUUGAGCUGAUCCCCCCCAAAACGGGGCUUUCCCCUUUUCCUCCUCUAAAAACUAGGUGCAUCUUAUGGUCAGGUGCGUCUUAUGGAGCGAAAAAUACGUAUUUUCUCUGUGUUUCCCCCAUGGCUUUCAGCUACAAGGUGUCAGAUUUAAAUUCCCUGCUGUUAUUGUGAAGUUUCUUUUGUCACAUUCUUUUUUGAGCGCAUGAGGAAUUUUUUUGUUUGCCAAGAAACCAUGCUGUGAUAUCUCCACAGCAAUGUUGCUUAAUGAGGACACUGGCUGGAGUUUAUGUAUCUGUUGUUUAAAUCGUGAACAAAAUUAAUGUUUUUGUGAGCCCCGUCCCCUCCUUUUGUUGGGUAUAGUUGCAUAUGCAUACAAGGCAGAUGCCGCGUGUAAAGAAAAAGUAAAAAUCCAUUGGAAUGCAGGAAGACACUUGUCAGAAUCCCAGGGGUCUGUCAGAGGUUAGACCUAUUAUGUGGGUGAGGGUCUCGCUCUGAAAAGUAAGAGUGCCUCAGGUUUACCCAAAGCAAUAAAGGUCUUACCAAGUUAGGAUGGCUCAUUACAGAGCACACCUGAGCAGAAUUAAGAACAGGAGAGGUUCUUUCAUUUAUUCAGGCUUUUUAUUAUUAAAAAGAUUCCCUUUUAUAUUAAUAAAACAGGAGGGAGCAGAAAGGUCAGAAGUAGGUAAAAAUGGAUACAAGUCCAUACAUAUAUAAUUAAUUCAUUUCCCUUUUCAUAGUCUCAAUCAUAAUAUUAAAGCAGGCAGGCAGGCAGUUCUCUAGAGUCUUCUAUCCUUUUGUCACGUAUUUUCUUAAAUUUGUGGCAUUAUGUGUUGGUUCUUACUAUACUUAAUCCUUUUUAAUUUCAGUAUCAUAGGUAUAUUGAAGUGGCUAUAAAGCAGUGCAGGAGCUCCGGCAUUGAUUGCAAAAUACACGGUCUCAGCAUAUUGGGGCGUAUUCGGGCAGAGGAUGAAGACUUGGCUGCAGUCCCCUUUCUUGCUUCAGAUAACGAAGAAGAUGAAGAUGAUAAAGCUAACACUGGGAGGUAUGGAAUAUUAGAGCAAAGAUCUCUUAUAAAACACCACAUGUAACUGCAUACUGCUGAACUUGUUGGGACUUUCAAGUUCAGGAUUAGGAAUACUUUGUCCCAAACGUUCCUCAAUUUUAUUUUCUUUAACAGAUUAUUGAUUUAUUGAUUAAUUUCUAUACUGCUUAAUAUAUUAAAAAAUAUCUCUAAGCGGUGUACCAAAAACUGACGCAACAACCAGAAACUUAAAUUUUUAAAAAUACAGUGUUACGUAUUAAUAUGUUACAUUAGUACAAAGCUACUACAUCUGUCUCAAUUUCAAUUCAUUAUUUUCACAAAAAUAGUUGUGAUGCAGUUGUUGCAAAUAAAUUGUGAAUAGCUGGGUGACAAAUAAAAUUCUAGGGACAAUCCCAAUAUAUAAAUUGGAAAGUUAACUUAUUGCUUGCUUGCUUGCUUAGCCUUGUUAGAAAGAAGACGACAGGCCUGGAAUCAGCAGCGACAAUAAGAACCAAAGUUUUUGUUUGGGGCCUGAAUGACAAAGACCAACUAGGAGGAUUAAAAGGUUCUAAGGUAUUGGGUGUUUUGUUUUUUUUUAAUUGAAAUACAUGAAAACAAUGUUGUGCUUCCUUUCUUCUUUGUGUGUCUCUGCGUGUGUUGCAAGGCAAUACCACCUUAAAUGUCUUGUCAUGCCUCUUUUUUUCUGGAUCAUUUGUUUAUUUAUUAAAUUUACAUACAGCCCUUCAGCCAAGGAUUAGGCCUCUUCUUAACAGCUGCCAGUUGCUGCGGAUUUAACAUCCAUGCAGCAGCUUCAGCUGUGUUAUGGAGGAGACCAUCCUUGUUAAAAAAAACUUGGUUCUAUGCAGUGGUCAGGACCGGAACACCUAAAAUCCUAUAAGCAAUAUGACAUAGUAGAACGUUGUCUACUGUCAGAAGCAGUAUGGCUCUGAAUCUCAGCUGCUGGGAAGGACAAGCAGGGAGAGCACUUGUAUUCACUCACUGCUCGUGGGCUUGGCCAAUAGGAGUACGGGAUGCUGCACAUAGAUAUACUUUGGUCUCAUCUGGCAGGACUUCUGUUCUUAACAGACUUGCAAAGAUGAGUUGUUGCGGUUUUAUUCUUGGGCUUCUUUCGGAAAGCAUUGGCUUCCAUUACUUGAAAGCAUAUGACCCAAACUUGAAAGGUAUUUCAACUAGCAACUUAUUUCUACCUUGAUUAAGGAACAGCUGUUCAAUAGCUAGUCAAUACAUUGUGUGGAGUGGCUUACAGGGUCCUAGUAAUGUAAACAAGAUUAGCAUAUAUCGUGUCAAGCUGGCAACUGUGCAUAUUUCCUGGCGGCCAGGAAAUAAGCCUUUGGUCAAAAGGGAGAUGUGAAUGCUGGUGCUAAAUGAGAUGCAGGGACACUUAAUUCAUAACUUAAAAACCUUUUGAAUAAAAAGAGUACUCUUUGAAUGUGCGGCAAGCAUUCACUCGAUGAUCAGAAGAUGACAGCUAAGAUUGAGAGAACAGUUUUCGGUAUGCCACAGGCAAAUCAGUGCUUUUGAAACACCUUACGCUUGUUUAUUUUCUGUAUAAUUUGCGUUUUACAGAUAAAGGUUCCUUCGUUUUCCGAGACCCUCUCUGCCUUGAAUGUGGUGCAGGUAGCUGGGGGAUCCAAAAGCCUUUUUGCAGGUAGGGGAGCUCUCUGUCACGCAGCUUUUUAAAUCUACUGAUAUGUAAGAUGUCGUGUUUGUUUUAGAAAACAAAGCUGCUUUCGGCUGUCCUAAUUUCUCCGUAAUGGAACUCUGAGUUUCUCCUGUCUUUUAGUGACUGUGGAGGGUAAAGUGUAUGCCUGCGGAGAGGCCACCAAUGGAAGACUGGGAUUAGGCUUAUCAAGUGGAACUGUUCCCAUUCCCCGGCAGAUUACUGCUCUCAGUAAUUAUGUAGUCAAGAAAGUUGCAGUUCACUCAGGUACCAAAUCUGUCCUUUCCUAUCUCUGGGAAUCAGUAAGAUUAUUAUGUCAAAUUGAAAUAGGCUUCUUAUCCAAACUACUUUGGAUGUCAAAAUUACUUUGCAUGUCAGUAUUCUUCUUGCUUUCUCUCUGCACGGUACUCUGCAUAGGGAAGUGUUACGUGUGAAAGGGCAAGUGCCGUAUCUAGUCUUAGAAACUUGUGUUAGCGGGGCACUUUCUCUGUGCUAAUACUGCGAUGAAUAUUGCAAAACUAACUGCUGAGUUUUUAUCAAUAGCAUCUCAUACAGUGGUGAAUGGCACUAUUUAGCGGGAAGGAAGCUCCAUUGAAAAUCCUCGUUAUUUCAUAUUUUUACAUGGCUCUUUAUUUGUAUAUAUUUUAAAAUUUUACAUACGGAUGUUUUAUGAUAGCCUAUAUUUGUAAUGCCUGAUAAAAUUUUGGUGAAGUAAGUAAGUAAUAUUGUGAAAUGUAGAUAAGGGUUUGAAUGUGUGCAGCCAUGUGAUGGGGUGAAAGUACAGAGUGAAAAUAAGCUAAUUGAGUUGUUGUUUUGAGUUCCCCCCAUUUCCUCAUUUAGCAGGGUGGGAAAUACUUAAAUGUAUUGUAAUUACAUUGUGGUGUUUGUUAGCAAACUGAGAUGCUGCACACAGCGGUCUCUAGUUACUUAGACUUGCCUGAUACAGAAAGGAGGCUGUCACAUUCUACAUACGCAUUAAACCAUACUUUAAAACAACGUUCACGAUUGGAGCCACUAUGUUUUCUGGUUGGAAUCACUAAACCCAGUUUCAUUUUUUUACAGCUAACCCUCUGAUCUGAACAUGAUCUUCCUGUUCUGCUUUGGGUUCAACCAAGAAUUUCAAAUGAGCUGUUGAGAGUGUGUUCUGUUUUUGUGUAAAAGCAAAAAUGCAAUGCGGGUUUCAAUCAGUUUUAGUUAGAUAAUUUAAUAUUAGAGAUAUACACAAGGCAUUUUGUCAUGGAAGGGAGUGCAGGGAAGCCACUGUUGCUACCAACUUUUCUGAAGAGGUUUCUUUCUACUGUUUGAUUCUCCCUUUCCCCCCCUCUAAUCUUGGUGUGUUACCUUGUCAACCUUCUCAUAUUCUUAUCCAUUCCAGGUGGCCGCCAUGCUAUGGCUUUAACUGUUGAUGGGAAGGUAUUCUCUUGGGGCGAAGGAGAUGAUGGGAAACUUGGACACUUCAGUAGAAUGUAAGGAUGCCAUUUUUGCUGCUGCUCUGAGCUUGCUGGAUAUUGGACACUCAGUUCAUUUAGCUUGUGAUACCUAAUUUAAAGUUUAAUUAAAUAACCCGACUAAACAAACACAAUGUAUUUUGGGUUUUGUUUUUGUUUUCAGGAACUGUGAUAAACCAAGGCUGAUAGAAGCAUUGAAAACAAAGCGUAUCCGAGAUAUUGCCUGUGGAAGUUCUCACAGUGCUGCCAUCACCUCCAGUGGUGAAUUGUAUACAUGGGGCCUCGGGGAAUAUGGUCGACUGGGACAUGGAGACAACACUACGCAGCUUAAGCCAAAGAUGGUAAAAUCAGAAUAUGUUUUCCCACCUUAGGUCACUUCAGUGCAUAGGCUUGCUGAAAUACAGCAAAAGUAGGAAAACAGCCCAAAUGCCCUCACUCAGUAUAUAGUAGAGGUGACAUUUAAAAAUAAUGCUCUGGGUAUCUGGAUCAGAGAUGGGCCUACCUAAUGAGGUGUGUGAACUGUACACCCCCAUUUAUUGAAUGCCCUCCCCUCUGAGAUCUGGCUGGUGCCAGCGUUCUUUCCUUUUCUGUCACAUUGCCCUUUGGGAGGGGGUUAAUUUAUCAAGUACAGCUGCUGAUGGAUGCAUUGCCUGCUAGAUGAAUAUAUUGGGUAAGGAAUUUUUUAUCAUAUUGGCUAUUAAACUUUGGAUCUCUUACCUAUGUGUUAUUUUGAAAUCCACCCUGAGAUAAUGAAUAAAUAAAAUGGUAAGCUUCUUUCUUCUUCAUUGGAUCAGGAGAAGACUUAGUCAGUGUUGUUGCUUUCUUUAAUUAAUUGCAGCUUACACAGACCCAAGUUUCUGGAUUGUUUUAUUGUUGGUUAGCAGCAAUCACAGAUAUCAAAGCGCUCAGCCACUCUUCCUUCUUCCUCUUUUAGUCUUCCGUUCUUGAGAUCUGGAAUGGGAGCAUACAGACCUUCUUUUUGGGUGUGGGUGGGGUGGGGCUUAAAUCAACUUUUUUCUCUUAAGUUCACUGUGCCAAAUUGAAUUUCUGGCCUAAACUGGUAUCCGUAGAUCAACUGUAUCUCUUACAUUGUGAGCAAAUUGCACACAGUUCAAAAUGAAUGAAUGAACCUGCUGUGUUUUCUGCCUUGUAGGUCAAAGUGCUCCUUGGUCAUAGGGUCAUUCAGGUUGCUUGUGGGAGCAGAGACGCUCAGACGCUGGCCUUGACCGAUGAGGGUAAGUAACCUCUCCUCCUUAUUGCCGCUUUAAUACCGUAUGGCCGUUGCAGCAAUUAACACAAGCCUGUUUUCCUUAGGGCUCGUAUUUUCCUGGGGAGAUGGAGACUUUGGAAAACUCGGUCGAGGAGGAAGCGAAGGAUGUAACAUUCCUCAGAACAUUGAAAGGCUGAAUGGCCAGGGAGUCUGCCAGAUAGAGUGCGGAGCUCAGUUCUCUUUGGCUCUAACCAAGUCUGGGGUGGUUUGGACAUGGUAUGUCACGUUUAACAAAUUGCACCCCCCCCAAUUGUCAUAAAACCAGCCAAACUGAUAGGAAGAAUGGAAUCGUAGGGUUGCAUCCUGAUCAGUCGUCAGAGACACACAUAAUCAUCCUAUCAAUGUUAUUGUUUCGUCUUCAGGGGCAAAGGCGACUACUUCAGACUAGGACACGGAACAGAUGUCCAUGUACGAAAACCCCAAGUGGUAGAAGGGUUGAGGGCGAAGAAGAUCGUGCACGUGGCCGUAGGUGCACUCCAUUGCCUAGCAGUCACUGACACAGGGCAGGUAAGAACCAUUUGUCAGUCCAUCACAAGACCAUUACAUGGCAGUAAGUUCCAUGGGAUCUACUUGCCAUAACUUGUUCUGGACUGAAUUUUGAGCUCCUGGCAAUGAAUAAGUAAGUGCUGGAGCAUGGAAUGCAGCAAUGGAAUUGUGUGAUGAAUCACUUAAAACCAUUGCCAUUAUUGGCUCUUCUUCCAACAGCGCUGUAGGAUGUUUUCCAGUGCAAUUUACAUUUCACAGUUUUUGCCACAUUGUCCAUUAUAUUAAGUGGUUCUAUCUCAGCAAAUGGAAUCAUGUUUGUCCUCUUCCUCUUCCCCUUCCCUUAAGCCAGUAAGAAAGAACAAACAGUGUGUUUUGUUUAUAGUCUUCAUUUAGCAAAUGCAGUUAUUGUAAAAUGAUUAUCUUUGUUCGCUUAGAAUAUUUAUGUCGCCCUCUUAAUCAGUGGAAUUUAUGAGGCACUUGGCAAAUACAAAACCACAGAAAACUUCCACAGAGGUGACAUUUGGCAACAGAAACCAAAUAUAGUAGAAGCAUCAAAUAAUCUUAGAAGAGUAAUAUAUUUGGGUGCCUUAAAAAGUCAGCAACGAGGGAGCCUAAUGAAGGAAUAGGAAUGAUUUUCCAGAGGCAUGUGCUGUAAAGUCCCUAUUCCUCAUUGCCACUCACUUUGCUUCAGAAAUAGUCACCAGGAAGCUAUAUGAAAUUAUUUUGCCAAGAAUUUUAAUUGCAUUUGGAAACACUAGAAUAAAUAUAUCAACACUGCUGGUGAAGCAGUCAGGGAGAUAGAUGCUAACGUGGAUCACCUGCUUUUUUUGUUCCUAAAAUUAUUUUCAUAAUUGUUUGGCCUGUAUUGGGACUUCAUAGCGGCCAGUGAUCUUUGGUCUAGUUCACAUGUACACUAAGCUAGUCUGUGGCUUAGCAUGAAUGAUUUAACAUGCGCACUGCACAUUAGGAAAGAAUUGUGGCUGCUUCAUUCUUCCCCUGCUGCUGCAAUGCCAAGAGUUACAUGCGGACUUGGGCUUGUCUCCCCCAACAAGCUACAAGCAGUAAGCCAAAACCAAACUGUGCUUUGAAGUGAGACACCCCAGUAGCCCGGGUUUGGAGGUAAUAGUAAGCCAAACUGUGAUGUAGCUCUUGAUAGCAAAGCAGCAGCACCAGCAGGAGGAGGGGAGGAGGAGCAGAAACAAAAAUGCACUCCUUGUUCACUCUUAGCCAUGCUAUAACUUGAGCCACUAUGUAAAAUUUUUACUACGCUGUAUUUCUUUUGAGUGUAGUAGCAUGUGCGAUGAACUGUGCCUUUCUGGAAUCAUUAUUCAAGCCGGUUGCUCCAGUUCCAUUUAGACUGAAAUUUAACCUCCAUUGGGUUGAAUUUCAGCAAAGAUAAUGGGGCGUAUGGAUACAAGCAGCAGCUUUUUUUGGUGGGUCUGAAUGACGUGUGACUGCGGAUGUGCGCACAGUGCAGAACCUGAAAAUAGCCCCAAAAUAUCAUAAAGACAUCACAAAAUGGGGUGGAACGGGCUUUCGUUUGCUCUUCUGAUGUGUGUGGGGGUCCAGAAUGUAACCCACACACAAAACGAGGAUUACCUCUACACAACUGAGUUCAGAGCAAGAUUCUGCAUCUGUUAGAUAUUCCGUGGCUCAAUCAUUUAUCCAUAUUACUUUGAGUGUGCUGCAUGUGAAAUUUUCACCGAAAAAGAGAGAUGCACAGAAUGAUUUGAUUUAUUGGCAGGUUUAUGCUUGGGGAGAUAAUGAUCACGGACAGCAAGGCAAUGGGACAACUACAGUCAACAGAAAGCCCACUCUGGUGCAAGGUUUGGAAGGCCAGAAAAUCACCCGUGUUGCUUGUGGGUCUUCCCAUAGCGUGGCUUGGACAACCAUGGACGUAGCUACACCCUCUGUGCACGAACCCGUUCUCUUUCAAACAGCGAGAGACCCUUUAGGAGCAUCCUAUUUGGGUAAUAUAAAUAAAUAAAUGACAAAUAAGUGUAAGAGAGGAAAGCGGUGUGGUGGCAUUGUUGCUGUUGUGUGUGUUUAGCAAAAUAGUAUCGCCAUAGAGAGAAAGCUAGUGGCCAGACCUCAGCCUUGUGGGAUCUACUGGACUGAAGAACAAAAGAUAGACACUUGAGGUUGAAGAAUUCUGAGCCCAGGAAUUAGUUUUGAGGAGCCAAACUGUGAACCGUGUUCACCCGCCUUCCACACAAAAACCCAUUCCUAGUUAUCUGGUUUUAAUUCCUCCCUACUUUUUUCAUUUAAAUCAAAUAAUUCUUUGGAGGGGGGAGAGGAAGGGGGUGUCUGCAAGGUUUCUGACUCUCAAGUUCUUGUUCAGUUUCAAAUAAGGCCUCUGCUAAAAGAGGGUUGCUAACCAGGGCCAUAGAGAAAGAAAGGAGUGCCAGUGCCAGCAUAGUGUGGGUGGGUGUGUAGGUGUGGGUUUGCGUACACAUACACACACACACACACACACACACACACACAUGUAAGGAUGCAUUUGAUGUAAAUAUUUUUUUGUGUAGUCUUCCCCCCCGCCCAGCCUUCUGGUACUAAUUUGAACUGAAAUUUGACAUGCAAAACAGGACUGAAUUAAUUGAAGAGUCAUUCUAAUGGUAAAAUAUAAGUUUUCUUCACAGUGUCAUCUUAAAAAUACUGAACAUAGCAAAAGAUAAAGGUGUGUGUGAGAGAAAUUAAGGGAGAACGAGAUUGUAUGUUUAUGAGGGGGCAGGGAGACAUGGAAUGGAAAUCUAUAAACAAUGACAGAAGGAGCCAAAUAUCUUGCCUAGUUUAUAUUUGCUCCCAAACUAGCUUUGGGCUUCCCUGCUUGUUCUUCUGUGGCUGAGAAGUCUGUGUGUAAAUUUGUCCUAAUGGGAAACCUGGAAAUCUUUUUAUUUUUUCCUGUAGGUGUCCCAUCAGAUGCCGAUUCUUCUGCUGCUAGUAACAAAAUCAAUGGUGCAAACAGCUCUAAACCUAACCGGCCUUCACUUGCCAAGAUCCUUUUGUCACUAGAUGGCAACCUUGCCAAACAGCAGGCAUUGUCUCAUAUACUGACAGCAUUACAGAUCAUGUAUGCCAGGUAAGCUUGGGCGUAAGGAUACAUGGUUAAGUACAUUUUCUUUGGACCUGGCUCUUACACUCAGGUUUUCUGAUGCCUGUUAGAUGCUGUGAAAGGAAAUUGCUCAUUUCACAAAUCGUAUUAGUACACCAUUUGGUUCAGAAGUUUGUCGGUCACUUUUUCAUCUGGAGUAUAGUUGUUUUUUUGGGUGUGUGAUGCAGAUGUCCAUGCAGAUUGGACAGUUCAUAUAAUACGAGUUUUCUGUUUGGUGUUAAAUAAACUUGAUAACAGGUCAAUUUUUAGUGGGUUGGAGGGGGGGAGCAACACUUGUAUGUGUAAUUUUUCAUAGCCAAAGCAGACCUGGUAAAGAUAUUGCUAACUUAUUUAGGGUGUCUUUGUUACAAGUUUUGAAAUGUUUUACUUGUCCUCAGUCUCUUUUGACUUCGUCUUUUCUGCUUAUCAUGUAUUUUAUUUUUAAUUUUUAAAAAGAAUGGUAGGCUAUAUUCUGUUUUGUGGCCUCUCCUGUUAGGGAUGCUUGAACUAAGAGGGUUCUUUAUUUGUGCUACUGCUGGAUCAGGUGCCAUGAUUCCGUGCGACUUUAUCACAGUGUAAUUUUUAAAAAGGCUAAUAAUGAAUCUGAUGUCUUUUCUGCCCAGUGAGGCAAGUGUAAUGUAACACAAUAAUAUUCUGAAUGCUUUCCUUUUUUAUUUUAGGGAUGCUGUGGUUGGAGCACUUAUGCCUGCAAGUAUGAUUGCGCCAGUGGAAUGUUUGUCUUCCUCGCCUGCUCCUCCAGACCUUUCUUCUACGGGCAAUGCACCCAAUGGGGAAGAUAGUAUGCUAGUGGUAGAUGUGGAAGAGAGAUUGAGCCCAACCCCAUGGCAAGACAGGAAAGUGGAGGUAAUUCCCCCCCCCCCCGAACUCCCCACCCCCUCAACUGAAUUAUUAGAAAGAUGGGUAGUAGAAAACUUUCAAUUGAUCGUCUAGAUUUGUUUGCUUGCAUUUAUACAUUUCAGCAUAGAAGGUUUUGUAUUGUUUGCAAUCCAGCUUGCGAGAUUUAAAAAUACAGUGGUACCUUGGUUCUCGAACUUAAUCCGUUCUGGGAAUCCGCUCGACUCCCAAAACCUUUCAAAAACCAAGGCGCGGCUUCCGAUUGGCUGCAGGAGCUUCCUGCACUCAAGCGGAAGCUGUUUUGGAUGUUCGGCUUCCGAAAAACGUUCGCAAACCGGAACACUUACAGGUUUGCCGAAUUUGGGGGCCAAGCUGUUCGAGAACCAAGGUACCACUGUAGUCACUUGCGGAGUGAAUUGCACUACACCCAGAAAAGUAAACUAGCAUGAUUUUUAAGAGUUAGCUCACAUAGUAGAUGCUAAGGAUACAAAUUUAAAUUUCCGCAUAUUACAUAAUUGCUUGAAAAAGGCCGUCUUGAGCAUUUAUCUUACGGAAGGACUCCGGAAGGGAAUUUUUAGUGGAAGAAAGGCUACUGAAGAAGAUGGCAAGCCCAGCUGAGCUUGUUUGGCUUGCAUUUUAGUUGGUAAGCUCUUGCCAUGGCAGCGAUGCUUUGGUGCAAUGAAAAUAAUUGGGCAAAGGUGAACUUCUGAAAAAUGUUAAUUUAGGGUAGUUGUGUACGGUACUGUUGUGGUUAUGGACUUGUUUUUUAUACUGCUUAAACAGGAUGCAAAUGCUAUGCAAAGUCCUGCUGUAUCUGAUUCAACAAGCUUUCUUACUGUCAUGCAACUCUGCUUGGCUAGGUGGCGUCUACGGACGAUGCUGUGACUCCUUCUGCUGUAACUCCUUCAGCUUCUGCAGCCUCAUCUCGUCCUUUUAUUCCUGUUACCGAUGAUCCCGGAGCAGCCAGUAUCAUAGCAGAGACCAUGACCAAAACCAAAGAGGUACCGUUUCUGUUUUUUCCACUGAUAUAUUGCAUUUCCCUGAAAGUAACUGAACGUGGGUGGUGCUUGACAGAGUUUAUGCAGAUUGUGCCGCAGGAUGCACCAUGUGCAGGCUGGGUUCUUGGGUAGCUCCUAUGAUCAUCACAUUAAUCUUCCUUUUUAUGCACUAGUUUGUAUUUAUGCAAAAUACCAAUUUUUAGUUAAUGGCAUUCCGUAGACCCUAGAGCAGGCAUAGGCAAACUCGGCCCUCCAGAUGUUUUGAGACUACAGUUCCCAUCAUCCCUGACCACUGGUCCGGUAACUAGGGAUGAUGGGAGUUGUAGUCCCAGAACAUCUGGAGGGCCAAGUUUGCCUAUGCCUGCCCUAGAGGUAAAUGCAACUUAGAAUUGUUGGGACAAUAAUACGAUACACCACAAUCUAACAGUAUUAUCUGUUUUGGAUCGCUGAACUUGUCCCCUCUAAAACCUUUGCCACGUCUGUCAUUUUUGAAGUGCUAAAAAUACGUAUUUAGCAGGUAGGCUGAAAAUAAGCCUGUGAGACCACAGAAUCCAGGCCCAGAGAUUUGCUUUCUUGAUGGGCUUGUCCAGUGUGUGCUUCUGUCUUUGGGCACCUCCUUUAGGCUUCUGUGUAUUCUCUUCAUCUGCCUUUUCUUCCAUUUUGUUUUGAAGGAUGCAGAAAGCCAAAGCAAAGUCUCUGGUCCGGAGCCCCAGUACUUGGAUGAGUUCACUGGUCUUCUGGUGCCAGAUGACACCCGAGUCAUGGUGGACCUCUUGAAGCUGGCUGUGUCCAGCCGCGCUGGAGAGAAGGGCAAGGAUGUCCUCUCAGCUGUGCUGUCCGGCAUGGGCACUGCUUACCCUCAGGUGACCUUGGGUUUUGCUUCAUCAGUUGCUCUGUACUUGUAAUGCUUCUUAAGUAUACUGACAUUCCUAAUGUGGUUAAUACACAGCUGAGAAGUCAAAGACUGCUGCAGAUAUCUAGGAAUAUCAGUGAACAUUUGUAUACACAAACACACACACCUGAGAUGGCUAAAGAUGUUUACAGAGUAUUCUUCAGCAGCCUUUGCAAUCUGUAACUGAAUUGAGAUGAAACUUUAGAACUGGAAAGAAGUUAAUUUAUUGAACAAGCUGGCAAGGUUGAAAUUUUGUAGGGCAGGUGCAUACAUGCAUAGCAAGUCGGUGGGGAAACCUGGUCCUUGUCUCCUCUGUUUUAUUUAAAAUUUAUUUGUUUACAUUAUUUGUAGCCCACUCUUCACUGAACGUUUUCAGUCCCAGAGCAAGGGAACACAGUAAUACAAAUAAACUGAAAAAGAAUAUACAAAAUCCCAUAAACAGGGCCAAUAAACAAUGAAACAGUUCUACCAUAAGGUAAACAAGCAAAAUUGCAACAGCAUAAAUUAGUAUUUCCAAUUUAACAAAAUAAAGGCCUGAAAGUCAGUAAGGGCUGCUGGGUAAUGAUGUCCAGGUGGAUUUGCUGGCUACCCCCAUCUCUCUUCAAUGUGAUUUAUUUAUUUAGCAUUUCCUUUAUUCUGCACCUUUUUCUUGUUGCCAGCAAAUUACCUCUCAGAGGCAACUUCACUCCUGGACUGAAGGAUCAGCUUGCCUCCUACCCAAUGCCUCCUUGACAUUUAGGCACUGGCGUAGCGUGGAGGGGGCAGGGGGACUGCGGCCCUGGACCCAGAAGCUUGGGGGGUGGCUAGCACCUAGCCAUCAGCAGCAAGGGUUGGGUUAGUGCGCUCCUGCCCCAGGCACUGGCAGACAGCGCUAUGCCCCUGCAUCUAGGGACUGUUUCACCUUGUUUUCUACUAUAGAUUUUGCUUGAAACAACCAUUGCAAAUUUUUAAAAUUUACAUGCCAUUUCUGAUAGCUACCUUAAUGUUUGUUUUAAGCAUGCUUUUGUUGGAACAUCGAUUGACCUGCAAAAAGAAUGAGGAGCAUCUAUGUAUGCAAAAAAUAAAUCUCGCGAGAUUUGUAUUUUCAGGUUGCUGAUAUGCUGCUGGAGCUGUGCGUUACGGAGCUGGAAGAUGUGGCAACGGAUUCACAAAGCGGUCGCCUGUCUUCGCAACCGGUGGUGGUGGAAAGUAGUCAUCCGUAUACAGAUGAUACUUCUACCAGUGGCACUGUUAAAAUACCAGGUACUAAAUUCUCAUAAGGUGUACACUCAAAGGUGCAAAUGGAUUCUAUGCCUUCACUAAAAUUUAUACACCAAAUGAAUAGGGCUACUGAAAGUGUGUGGUUUCAUCAAGUUUUGUUAGGGUAGUAAAUCAUGCAUGUUUGUAGCUGCUAGCGGGGCUUAAAUUUCUCUAAUGUAUAUAAACAACAACAACAACAAAAGCAGUGCAGUUUGUCCUUAACAUUGUGCAAAGAUUGCUUGAUUAUCCCUGGGCACACAGAUGUUAUGAUAGAGGGCAAUACUUCCAUCAUCGUUUCACUAAUGUUUUUUGCAACACAAUGGCUUUUAUAUCAAUUAGGACAUAACUGUUUGGUGGAUAUUUUAGAUUCAUUCAGAAGUAGCUGUGUCCAUAUUUUCCAUUGAAAUCAUAGCAUAUUUCUUUAGUAAAAUAAUAAUUUUUGUUGCAAGUGCUAGUACGCUCAGCUAAACAGCUGAAGUUCAGGUUUGGUGUUGUAAAAGGUACACACAAGCCUAUGAAUGCUUUGUACUUCAGAUGCUUAUCCUGCAGGGUUUUAAAUUAACCUGUCAGAAAGAUGAUGCUCUUUUUUAAAAAAAGAAAAGAAAAGAAGGGGCUUUACUUCUGUGGCUUUCACCCUUUAGGCGCUGAAGGGCUUCGAGUAGAAUUUGACCGUCAGUGUUCCACAGAACGACGCCAUGACCCACUCACCGUCAUGGAUGGAGUCAACCGGAUAGUUUCUGUCCGAUCAGGUAAUGAGACAAUAUAUCAGAUUGAGCGUUGUGCCAAACGCUUUAUUGUUCUUUGUGUUUUAUCAGCAAAAAAACGUAUUACAGAUUGGUCUCUUAACAGGGGUGAGAAACCUUUAUAUAAGGAGGGUGGUAGGUCUAUGGGAAAGCUACAUUGGGGACUACAGCUAAUGGUAGGCAAAGCCGAGAACCAAAAAUGAGCAGACGCACCUCUUCUCUCCCCCAUUCGGUUCUUUCUGACACCCCUUUCUCUUUCUUCAUUGCUGCUUUUCCGACUUCCAGGCAGUUAGCGCUCCAGCUGCCCAACAGGGAUACACCUCUAUCCUUCCUCUGCAGAUGGGAAGGCAUGAGAGCUUGUCUCUGUGCCUGCUGCGUAGUUUGCAGCUCCCAGGGGAAAAGUUGGGCGACUGGAAGCACACAUUGUUGGCUGCUGUUUCCCAAGGAGCUGGGAGAGUGCCUUUAGGCAACAACACCCAAUGUUCACACUGCACCCAGAGGGAAAGACUGGGUGUAGGGAGCACGUCUUUGUUAGUCCUAGAUCCCAAAGCUGCACAGAGUGCAUUUGAGCUUUCAGCCUUUGCUGACCUCUCUCAUGCAUUCCAUUGGAUAGGGUGGCUGUGUGGACCAGAUGCAGCAGAUCCCAUAGGAUUUGGCUGUUGGCCACAUUCAUCACUUGAGCCUCAUGUUCCUCACUACUAGAUGAUAGGUUGAUUUUUUGGGAACAGUAGCCUGGGAAACUAACAACAUAAAUGGUGUUACAGAAGCAUGAUAAUAAUCAUUAAUCCACAAUCAAUUUGAUAGAUUGUGAGCACUGGAGUUGAAUAUUUCCACCCAAUCCUUCUGGCAUGUGCGGGUGGCGCUGUGGUCUAAAUCACUGAGCCUCUUGAGCUUGUUGAUCAGAAGGUUGGCGGUUCAAAUCCACGUGACGGUGGUGAGCUCCUAUUGCUCUGUUCCAGCUUCUGCCAACCUAGCAGUUCAAAAGCACAUCAGUGCAAGUAGAUAAAUAGACCACUGCGGCGGGAAGGUAAAUAACGUUUGUGUGCGCUCUGGUUUCCGUCACGGUGUUCUUUUGCGCCAGAAGCAGUUUAGUCAUGCUGGCCACAUGACCCAGAAAGCUGUCUGUGGACAAAUGCUGGCUCCCUCAGCCUGAAACCCUUAUGAGCGCCACACCCCAUAGUCACCUUUGAGUGGAUUUAACCUUCCAGGGGUAUUUUACCUUUUACCUUACUAUUUUUAUUAAUAUUUUUGGGCAAUUUGUAUUAGCUUUUAGUUUCUAGUUUCAUUCUUUAUGCUCUUUCAGGCUUUGUAAGGCUGUUUCCUUUGCAUCUCUGGUGACAGAACCAGUAAUAACAGAUUCUGGGUUCAUAUUAAUUCUUACUGAUAGAGCCACAGUGGCACUUUGUUCAUCAGCCACAUUAUGUUUUAGUAGUAGUAGAUACUAGUAGUUAUUAGUAGUCUCCAGUGAAAUUGAAUUUUAUUGGCAGUGGGUACCAUCAUUGUGUGUGGCGCUUUAGUGAGUGACAUAUAGCAAACUCUGCAGCCGUUUGUUAACUCAUUGUCUCAUCCAAACUUGUAGGUCGUGAAUGGUCUGACUGGUCUAGUGAACUGCGCAUUCCAGGCGAUGAAUUAAAAUGGAAAUUCAUCAGCGACGGUUCUGUGAAUGGAUGGGGCUGGCGCUUCACAGUUUAUCCCAUCAUGCCGGCGGCCGGUGAAUGUUUUAAUUGCUUAAUUGCACUAGUAUAUUUGUUCCUUUGUUUUUCACAGGGAUCAGGGAUAGUUGUGCUAGCAAGCUAAGAAAGAAAAUCUGGACUCCAGGUUGAGCUGAUAAUUGUCUAUUUUUUAAGUUGUAAGGUGCCUCAGGGAGAUUUAUUUACAUCAGAAGGCCAGGUCUCAAAUAAAUAGUACAAGCCCAAGUGUUAGACUGAGGAAUGGCUAAUAUUAAUCCUGUUUCUGCCCGUAGGUCCCAAAGACCUUCUUUCAGAUCGCUGCAUCCUUUCUUGCCCAUCAAUGGAUUUGGUAACAUGUUUGCUGGAUUUCCGUUUGAAUUUUGCUUCCAAUAGGAGCAUAGUUCCUCGCUUGGCAGCCUCGCUGGCAGCAUGUGCUCAGCUGAGUGCUCUGGGUAGGUGCAGUUUUGGAAAAGUUUCUGAUUUGUAUGUUUAAUGGAUUGCUAAGCCGAUCUGCUUACAUAUAUAUGUAUCUUACGCAUUUUUAGCUGCUGGGCACAGAAUGUGGGCCUUACAGAGACUGCGGAAGUUGCUAACUACUGAAUUCGGCCAAUCAAUUAACAUCAACCGAAUACUGGGAGACAACGAUGGUGAAGCACGAGCUAUGGUAAGAAGCUCAGAUUUCCAGUAGCAUCGUGAGUUCUUGAGAUUGCUCUAAUGCUGGCGUAAAUUGUAAGACACGAAUAGCUCACAGCAACCUUCCUGUCAUUAAUCAAACAUGUAAUACCACACCACCUGGGGCUUUUUAAAGCUCUAGCAAUGCUUUGAGUAAUGUUUCGCUUGUCUUUUGGAUACUUGACAGAUGGUUUUCACACCAUUUAGCAAGUAGCAGUCAGGAGAAUUUCCUUCCCCUUGUACAAAUCAUGAUGAAUUCUGUGAUAGCAGCCACGUAAUGGGGGGGGGGGGAAGAGAAAUACUAUUAUUGAUAUGUUUUAUUAUAUUACUGAGAUUUAUAAGCUGCUCUGGGAGCCUUUUGUUUUCUAGAGGGGUAUAAAAACACUUUAAACAGGAAACAAAAAUGCAUUAGAGUUGGUUAGGCAGUACCAGCAAAUCUUUUAUAGUUACACAGAUGAGUUCAUUCACGACCCCCACCCCCAAUCUAGUGAUGUUUGGCAGUACAGUGGUACCUCGGUUUACAUACGCUUCAGGUUACAUACGCUUCAGGUUACAGACUCCGCUAACCCAGAAAUAGCACCUCAGGUUAAGAACUUUGCUUCAGGAUGAGAACAGAAAUCGUGCUCUAGCGGCGCGGCAGCAGCAGGAGGCCCCAUUAGCUAAAGUGGUGCUUCAGGUUAAGAACAGUUUCAGGUUAAGAACGGACCUCCAGAACGAAUUAAGUACUUAACCCGAGGUACCACUGUAUAGGUUUACAACUUCUUCAUUACAAAAAUGCAACCACUGUCAAGUGCCGCUUAGAAACUAAUACUACUUUAUUCUGCUUCUCCCCCCACCCUAGAGUUUCACAGGCAGUGCCUUAGCUGCUCUUGUUAAAGGCCUUCCUGAAGCAUUGCAGCGGCAGUUUGAUUACGAAGACCCCAUUGUCAGAGGUGGCAAACAACUUCUCCACAGUCCUUUCUUUAAGGUAGGAUGACAUGGGGUACAAACCGUAGAAGCCCAGAGUGGCAUUACUUAGCAUUACUUAAGGGGAAAUUUGUCAUUACAAUCCUAACUGUGCUGCGUGGAUAAAGGGGGAGAGAUGUUCCUACAAGAAAAGAAGAAAGCCAUAUCUUUUAAAGAGAACUUAAAAAAAAAAUUAACUUAAAGAACAGCCAGAAAAUAUUUUAAUUUGAAUAGCCAUCAUAUUACUGCCUGGUCUGGCUGAAGCCUUGUGCUUUCAAACUAUGUUGUUUUUAUUUGUAGGUGCUUGUAGCUCUUGCUUGUGAUCUGGAACUGGAUACCCUUCCCUGCUGUGCAGAGACACACAAAUGGGCUUGGUUUAGGAGAUACUGCAUGGCUUCGAGAGUUGCUGUAGCCCUUGAUAAGAGGACACCAUUGCCUCGCCUCUUCCUUGAUGAGGUACUUGGAGAACUGGUUCAACUUCAUGCUUAAGAGUGUGUGUGUACACACAUAAAAAAAAUAUUAUCAUGGACAAUGGUGCAAGCAUGCAGACAUUUAAGUACAUAUGCCAAAUAAGACCACCAGGAUAUAUAGUUUGAGAACUUCCAAUAUUUGGCCUAGUUAACAGUUCCUUCACUCUUUCAGUGGAGAGUCCAGUGCCUGAUUGGCUGCUGUUACUGUCAAGGAAAACUCAAACCAUGAAGAAAACUGCACUUUCUUUAACCGAUCACUAAAUUGUGCGGUUUAUAUUGCAGGUGGCCAAGAAAAUUCGAGAACUAAUGGCAGAUAAUGAAAACAUGGAUGUUCUGCACGAGAGCCAUGAUGUUUUUAAGCGAGAGCAAGAUGAACAGCUUGUACAGUGGAUGAACAGGUAACCUGAAAACGUUACAGGUUUUUUUUGGGGGGGGGAGGUGUUAAGGUGUUGGUACUGCAUUUCUUCUUUUGAAUAUAUGAAAAGUUUGAGGGAAGACGGAAUUUCAGGCCAUUCACAGGACUUCUCUUCUCAACAGGCGACCGGAUGAUUGGACGCUUUCUGCUGGAGGCAGUGGGACUAUUUAUGGCUGGGGCCAUAAUCACAGAGGACAGCUUGGAGGCAUAGAAGGUGCUAAGGUCAAAGUUCCUACUCCCUGUGAAGCCCUUGCCACGCUUCGGCCAGUGCAGUUGAUUGGCGGAGAGCAGACACUUUUUGCAGUGACUGCUGAUGGGAAGGUAAGAUGAUGUUAAUGUCAAGCUGAGCCGUUGACAUUGAAAUUGUCUGUGAAGUGGGACGGGAACAUGCUCAGUGAAUGAAAAGAAAGAUUUGCAAACUUGUAAAGAAAAACGUUGGCUUAUUUGGGCAAAAUUUGUUAUGUGAGAUCAGAGCUGCAAAGCCAGUGACGAUCACAGGAAACCCCUCUAGGUUCCAAGCCCUGCAGCAAUAUUGGCAAUUAAGCAUGAGGCACAAAUCACCACACAAUUGGUUUAGAGCUUUCGUUGUAUCAUGAAUAUGCAGAUUGUAUAUUGAAAACUCUAAUCUGCUAGAACUAUAGUCAUAGUUUGUUUCGUUUUGUUUAGACAGGCCACAAGCCACUAAAUGGUUGUUGUGGCAGGGUCUUAUGAGGGUGGAUGUAAUGCAUUUUAUCUUCUUUUUACGUUUUUAAAUGGUUUUAAGUGUUCAAAUUCAGUGCUGUUUUAACAGGGUAACUUACUUAUUUGGUUUAAAAAUAUUUAUGUUGAUUAGUGUGUUUUUAGUUGUACGUGCUUUAAUUCACGUGAGCUGCCUUGAGUUCUGCGCUGGGAGAAAGGUGGGAUAUAAAUAAACAAAUGCACCAUAAAAGCGGAUUCAUGAGAACUACAAAAAGAAGAAAGCUGGUUCAUAGAACAUAAGAACCAAUUCUUAUUGUUGCCUGUGCAGUGUGAUUGCACAUUCUCUGUGAUUUAAUUCCCUUGCUGUAUCAAUUAAUAUUUUUAAAAAAGCAAUCAGGUGAAUGGCAAAGUUAUUUUCUUGAAAUCCCCAGUGUUGUGGGGAAGAACUAAAUACUCCACCUAUUCCUUACGGUUUCUGUCUGAAACUUGACCAUGCAGAAGAGCUGAGUGUGCUCCACAGAGUACCUAAGAAUCAGCCCAAAAUAUGUAGUGUAAGAAGACUGAGAGCGUCUGCGCAACACAGAUAAUUUUGCAAACCAAUAGCUACAAAGCUCAUCCUUUCCAUGUGACUAACAAUGCAGGUCUCCAUAGAACUGUAUUCAUGCAAGUAGAGUUUCCUCAACCCCACCUUAGGCCUCUUGAUCCCCUCUUCUUGUGCAUAGGUUGUGCUGAUUUUGCUGCAUAAACAACGACAUUCAAAGCAUGAAUAGCAGAAACAGAAUGAAUGAAACAACAAAUUCAUAUGAUUGACAGAUCCUUUCUUUUUUUUAGUUAUAUGCCACAGGAUACGGGGCAGGUGGAAGGCUUGGAAUUGGAGGGACAGAGUCUGUUUCUACACCAACGUUACUAGAGUCCAUUCAGCACGUGUUUAUAAAGAAAGUUGCUGUGAAUUCUGGAGGAAAGCACUGUCUGGCGCUGUCUUCUGAAGGAGAAGUCUAUUCCUGGGGAGAGGCAGAGGAUGGCAAGCUGGGUCAUGGCAACCGAAGGUAAACACAGUAAAUUUUUAACCGGAGAAUAUAUUAUAAGCACAUGGGAGGCAUUGCAGAAUCUUAAAACAGAGGAAAAUGUGUGCCUCUGUGUGGAACUUUGGCUGAAUGGACUCCUGCUCCACGCAGUCUCUCAUGCCAUUUCACAGGAUGGGAAUGGAAUGAAACAUUUGACCUCUGCAUUACGAUCCUCUAUUUGCAGGCAAAACGCUUCUUUAGGGGGUGGUUUAUGCUGUGAGAUUUUUUCAAGCUAUGAUUUAAUGAUUCCCAUCGCCGUCAGUUACUUUGCUAUAUUUACACUAUAUAAAUAAGCUGUAUACUCAUUUUCAUUUUGUUUUCUUUUUUAGUCCUUGCGAUCGUCCUCGAGUCAUUGAAUCCCUGCGGGGCAUAGAAGUUGUCGACAUUGCAGCAGGCGGAGCGCACAGUGCAUGCAUUACUGCCGCAGGGGAUCUUUACACGUGGGGCAAGGGAAGAUACGGACGACUUGGCCAUGGGGAUAGCGAGGAUCAGCUGAAACCGAAAUUGGUGAGAUGGUGUCAUAUGCUUCAGUCACUUUUUAAAAAAUGGUUACAAAAGCUUCCUAUUCAUUACAGUGGACGAUGAAGUUUUUGGAUUGGGCUAUUCCUCUUGCACAAGACUCAGGCAGGAGCAAAGAAUUGUGGGACAUAGACUGCUUCUCCUCAGUUUUUUCCUCCUGCCUGGACAGAGCAGUUUGACACUCCCGGCUCUCACUGUUUUACUGUUUUCUGAUCAGUUAAGUCUUCUCCUUUUCUGAUAUUCCUCUUUAUUUAUUUAUUUCUCUGUUACUUUGCCUGUAUUUUGGUUCCCUUCUGUGUCUUCCCUUACAUUUAUCCACCGCUGAGGUAAAAUUAAACAACAGCAACAAACCUUUCCUCCCUACUGUACGUCUUUUACUGUCCUGGGUUCAUUGAUUUCCUCUUGUUUCUUACUUAUUUUUUUCUUCAUUCCUUCUCCUUCUUUGUUGGCCAUCGCCACUUUGGCAGUUAAACGACCAUUUACUUCAAUGAAAAAGCCUGCUGGCUUUUGGGUGUGUGGGAACCACAGCCCUGUGCUCAGGAAUAAUGCAUCUUCUAGUCUCCCUUUGGCUGCAUGCACCUUUCGCUGUUGGGAAUAUGCAUACACGGCCAAGCCGAGCAGGAUUUUAACUCCUGCACAUAUCCGUCAAGUGGGGGUUAAAUCCUGCUGCUUAGGCUGCAGGCACCUGCCCCUUGCUGGCAACAGGCAGCUGCAGCCAAUGCAGAAUUGAACCCUGGCCUCCCACCCACCCACCAGCUGACAUAAGUGACACCAGCUGAUUGGCAGGUGCGCGUGGUUUGGUGGGGAAAUGGCCUCACAGGCCAAAUUUAGACCCCUUGGCAGGUGAAGCUUCCACAGCCCUGGCCUAUUGCAGAUAAUGAGACUUAACUCCCCUGUGUCUUUCUGGUUUCCUGUAGAGCCUAUGAAAAGUUUCCAUUUUCAUAGACAGCAGAGUUUGUUCAGUGCCCAAGUCCCUGAGGUGGCAUGAGGCAUAUUUGGGGGGAGGGGAUCCUUACUUUCAUUCAUGACAUUUUGUACAGCUCUUGCUGUGUCUCAGAGAAAGAAAGAAUCUCUCUAAGGCACUCCACUUCAUUCGGGGAAUUGGGAUUCAUCUGAACCUGCUGCAUACCCCCAAGAUCUAUACUUUACACCAUGGGUAGGCAAACUAAGGCCUGGGGGCCGGAUCCGGCCCAAUCACCUUCUAAAUCCAGCCCACAGACAGUCUGGGAAUCAGCGUGUUUUUACAUUUGUAGAAUGUGCCCUUUUAUUUAAAAUGCAUCUCUGGGUUAUUUGUGGGACCUGCCUGGUGUUUUUACAUGAGUAGAAUGUGUCCUUUUAUUUAAAAUGCAUCACUGGGUUAUUUGUGGGGCAUAGGAAUUCGUUCAUCCCACCCCCCCCCAUAUAGUCCAGCCCCCCGCAAGGUCUGAGGGACAGUGGACCGGCCCCCUGCUGAAAAAGUUUGCUGACCCCUGCUUUACACAUUUAGUUUACUUGAUACAAGUAUUCUGGAUUAUUCAUUAUUCCUAGUAUAAACUUGUCUUACAAGAAAGAACUAAUAGUAAUAAUAAAAUUAUUCAUACCCUGCCCAUCUAUCUGGGCUUCCCCAGCCACUCUGGGCGGCUUCCAACAAAGAUUAAAAAUACAUUAAAACAUCAGUCAUUAAAAACGUCCCUAAACAGGGCUGCCUUCAGAUGUCUUCUAAAAGUCUGGUAGUUGUUGUUCUCUUUGACAUCUGGUGGGAGGGCGUUCCACAGGGAGGGCGCCACUACUGAGAAGGCCCUCUGCCUGGUUCCCUGUAACUUGGCUUCUCGCAGUGAGGGAACCACCAGAAGGCCCUCGGUGUUGGCCUACAUAAGGAUGAGGGGACCUACAUAAGUUAGUGUCUGUCUUGUGUUAUUUUUUGCUGCCUAAAGCUCAGGUUAUUGAGAUUUCUUUCCUAAAAAACCUCUUGCCUAUCUUCUAGGUGGAAGCACUACAGGGCUACCGUGUGAUUGACAUAGCCUGUGGCAGUGGAGAUGCACAGACACUCUGCUUGACGGAUGAUGAUACUGUUUGGUCAUGGGGAGAUGGAGACUAUGGGAAACUUGGGAGAGGGGGCAGUGAUGGCUGCAAAGUACCGAUGAAGGUAUUUUGAGUUUCAAACUUUUGAAAUAAGAGAGACAAAACUCGACAACCUGUAAAUAGAACAGAUUUUAUUUUAUGUUUGGCAUUAGAAUGAAUGCUAUGACUUUUAUAUGUGCUGUUGAGUUAAAAGUAUUCCAUGAAAAUAUUUUAAUUUUUUUGAGAUGAUUUGCUGACAUUUCAAAAUUUCCUAUUAGUGUUUGAGUAUGAAAUUGCCAUGCCCGUGAUAAAAGGGACCAUAACUUUUGCACCAUGGUUAAGAAUCACUCUGCUAUAUAUUACUUUUUAGGUUAGAAUGAUCCAUUAGCUGUUACAAAUCAAAAGUUAUGCAAGUGUCUUAACAGCAUGAAUUUUGACAUACUGACAUCCAGUGGGGAUUUAUUGUUCCACCAGCAUAGUUACCAAGAUAUUUCCUUCCAUUUCUUAAACAAUACACAUAAGAGGAAGUCUUAAGAGAGGCGCAAUGUCAUUUCCAUCACAAAAACAUAUGUACACCAAUCUGUUACCAUUUCAACAAAUUCUAAGACUUUGACAGAUUGAUUCUCAAAAUGUGAUUUAUAAGAACAUGCAGAAGUCUCUUGAGGGUUUCAUCCUCCUUUUUUUGUUAUUACAAUAUUUUGUCCCUUUGGGCCUGUACAUCCCUCUCCAAAAAGUUUAAAUCAAAAUUUCAAAAUCCACCAUAGCGUCCAGUUAAAGUAGUCAGAAAAUUUUCCUCGUUUUUGGUAUAUUUUGCUUGUUAUAUUCCCACUACUUCAGUAAAGUCAAGCGUAUCCUUCUCUUUCCAAAUCUCUAAUGCACUUCUUGUCAAGUUUCUAUGUGAGAUUUUACCAUAUGCUAUUGCCAACCUGCUUGGAGAUCACUUUGGGAGAACAACAUUGGCAGUUGUCUCCAGAUGUUGAUUUCAUUUCCUUAGUUUAUUUUUUCUGUGGGUGAUUGAAUAGUACCUCUUUAAAACAAGCCCUCAGGAGAAAAUAGUUAGAGCGGUGAGAAUCAGAUCAUUUUAAAUUAUUUCUCUUAAGUUACUAUAAUAAAAACUUAUUUUAGUCAACAUUAAAAUCAUUAUCUGACUAAGAAUGCCAUUUUAUUUUUAAGCUGUGUCUAUAUGCUGUGGGCUAUGAAGUUGUCCUGUCCUUUGAGUUAUGUUCAAACAUUUCUUCCCUAGAUCGAUUCUCUCACAGGAGUUGGAGUAGUCAAAGUAGAAUGUGGCUCACAGUUUUCUGUAGCCCUUACUAAGUCUGGAGCAGUCUAUACCUGGUAAGUGAGCCAGUGAUUGCGGAUGAAUUCAUAUGAGAAAUGUAAAAAUAGUUCUUUGUGGUUCUUGGGUUUUUUUCUGCAAAAGUGCCAUCAGGUUAUACUAGUUUUGAUUUCACUUUAAUUUUAAAAAAUGCUAUUUUGGAAAAAAAGUUAAAGAACAAGUGGUACUUUAUCUUAAAUUUGUUCCCAACAGAUAUUGCAUUGCAAAGCCACAUUUAUUUAAUACGAAAACUAAGAGGCUUUUGUGAACAACCUAUCUAGCAUUUUGCUGGUUAAUUCUAGGAGAGGAAACUUUAAGAUCUGAGUGUCCUAAUUCACCCAAGUCAGGCUAGUCUAACUAAGAAUUGCCAAUUGAUUGAAGAGAAAACAAAUGCACUGAUUGAAACUUGUGUUGCGAUUACAGGGGCAAAGGAGAUUACCAUCGACUAGGGCAUGGAUCAGAUGAUCACGUCCGGAGACCUCGACAGGUCCAGGGGUUGCAAGGAAAGAAAGUCAUUGCUAUUGCAACUGGCUCUUUACACUGUGUCUGUUGCACUGAAGAUGGUAUGUAAAAAACCAAACAACCCCAUGACUUCUUUUAUUUUGAAUGUGGAAGGGAGAAAGGAAAAGAUGUUCUAAUUACGAAUAAUGAAGCAUCUUUGUUUCAAAUAUAUAAUUGUGAUAUAAGAGAACAGUGUACCUCUGAUCAACAAUUGCUCCGAGAUAAAAUGUUGAGGAAGGAAGGCUUCAAGUCUUGCUUUGUAGGCUUCCCAGCAACAUGCCAGAUUUGACUGAGAUAUUCCUCCUCUGAUCCAGUUGGUUCCCUAAGCUCUCAAGGGGGACCAAAGCAGACAUAACAUGGCAAGUUUUGUAUCAAUAUCUUAAUGGGUUGGGGUUGGCUUUUUAAAUUAAAAGCAGCAUUAGGAGGCUGUGACGGGAAAGAGGAGGACAGCUAUUUAACAAGCAUACAUGGGAUGCUGUUUUAUACUGACCCAACUGUCCAUGUAGCUCAGUAUUAUCCACACGAACUGGCAGGACCUGUCCAUGGCUUUUGGGCAGGAAUCCCUCCCAAAUUUACCUGGAGACGCCAGGGAUUGAGUCUAGGACCUUUGCAUGCAAAGCAGGUGCUCUGCCAUUGAAUGGAGGCUCUUCCACGAAUAAAUGUUCAUACUCACAAGCGCAAAUAAAUAAGUAAGGCAGAUGUGGCCCUUUUGAACAUUUCACGCCCAGAUUAUCUCUCAGUGACUUUGUAUGCAAACUCCAUUACAUUAUUCCCACUCGAUUAGCACUCUCCCAGCACAGUCCCAACCUGGGAUCCACGGGGGUAAUAAAGUUUGGAGUCAGCAGUUCUUGUGCUUUCUUGGCUGAGCUGUUAUAUGUCCCUCACCCCAACUGAGCCAGAGCUACACCGGGCUAUGUCCCUCCCCCCAGUUCAGCAGGGGCUUAACCAGGAACUUUACACCAAUAUAAGUCCCCAAAAAGAAGUGCUCUGGGACAUGGCAAAGAGAGAUGUACACCAAUUCCAAAUGUGGUUCAGUUCAGUCAUGCAACUUAUGACCGUAUCAUCAAAAUUUGGACCCACACUCACCUGCUGAUGGUAGCUCCUCCUGGAGGCUCUUGCAUGGAGUUUUGAGUUAAGGGCAAAAGCCCAAGUUACACUAGCUUCCUGUAGUUAGCGUUGCUCUGCAAAUCCUUUCUCUGCAUUCAACAAUUUAUUUCAGUUUGUUUUCCACAUAGGACUAUAUUAGCACUAAGUCGCUCCGAAUUACCUUUUAAAAGAUUGUGCUUUUUAAAAUAAUAAUAAAAAACGUUUAAAUGUUGAUAUUGGUAUGUUGAACUGAUCUACGUUGUCUGUUCUUGUGACUUUUUAUACUGGUCAUGAUUUGGUGGCGAAAUAACGAUUUUGAUUGUCUUAGGUGAAGUAUAUACUUGGGGAGAUAACGAUGAAGGGCAGCUUGGAGAUGGAACAACCAAUGCUAUCCAAAGGCCACGCCUGGUUGCAGCGCUUCAGGGCAAAAAAAUCAAUAGAGUGGCCUGUGGCUCAGCACACACCUUAGCCUGGUCCACCAGCAAGCCUGCUAAUGCAGGCAAGCUCCCUACCCAGGUAAAAUUAUGCUUUUUAAACCAUAUGUCUUAAGCCAGGUGUGGGGACCCUUUGAUUAUCCAUUUGUUGCUGCAAUGCAAUUUCCAUCAUCCCCAGUAAGCAUGGCCCAAUGGCCAGGGAUGCGGUGGGUUCAGCAACAUCUGGGCAACCAAAUAUUCCCCACAUCUGGUUCAAACUCUUGGGAAACUGUCUAAACUGUUGGCACUCUAUGGCUCUGUGUUAAUAAUUAUUGGUUCCCCCCCACUUACCCAUUGGUAACAUCUUCUUAUCGGCUGCCUACCAUGAUGGUUAAGGCUAUGCUGAGUAUUUUCCAGUUUCAGCUUUUUGGUCAAAAGUAGAUUUUCUUUUGAAGUGGUUGAAGAGCCUAGGAGUGAGGCGGCACCAUGUUGCUAAGUCGGUAUGAGAUGCGGUUUUGUUACACCACUGAGGACAAAGCCAUUUGAAAAUGAGAGCAGUGCACCGUUGUUCCCAGUCGGAAGGCACAUGCCUAACAGAAUACAAUUGCAGUGCUCCAAUAGUCAACCAUAUCUGGCUUUGUGGCGACUUCACUGAGGGGCAAGCGAUGCUGAGGGUAAACAAACUAGUUAAGAAUUUAGGAGACAUUGGUGAAAAAACACUGAAAGGCUGUGCAUGGGUUGGGGUUUUUUUUACAUUGCAAUAAUAAGUACAGUGAAUAGCUUGGGCUCUGCUGUGUCUUUCCUGAGGCCCCUCUUGUGAGUUUUAUACCUGUUCACACUGUAAAGCCAUGGAAACUUCCUGAAAACUUGCAUAAAUCAAAUGUGAGCUUUUGUCAAUCCAAACUGCUUUGCAAUGACUAAUAUGAUGGGAGGAGCAACAUCCGUACCCUUGGAUAGCAAGAAAUUAGAAAAGUGCCAGAAGGAUGUUUAAGUUUUACUACAAGAGCCAUGAAUAUAUCGAUGAAAUAUGGGAUGGAUAUUGUGAGGGAGAGCAGAAGGAUUGUUUUUUGGUUUUUUAAAACAUGCUGUGUAUUAUGCAGUGUAGUCGUAAUUUCACCAACAUUGAUAGGAUAUCUUUUCUGGCCCCUAACAGUAUUCAAAAAUUCCUUCUUGGCUAUGCCAUGUAUAAACCUUUGGAGAUAACAAAUCUCAAGCAAAGGCAAUAUCUGGAUAUUCAGUAGAUAGGCUAGCUAAAUGGACUGUGCCUGAUACUAUCUCAUUUAGCGUAUGACUUAUUCAGUGCUCAUUAAAUCCUAACAACAUGCUUGUUCCAGGUUCCUAUGGAGUACAACCAUCUACAGGAAAUUCCUAUAAUUGCUUUAAGAAACAGAUUGCUUCUCCUUCACCACAUCUCCGAACUCUUUUGUCCUUGCAUCCCCAUGUUUGAUCUCGAGGGACGCCUUGAUGAAACCGGCCAGGGUCCUUCCGUGGGCUUUGAUACGUUACGUGGAAUUUUGAUCUCUCAAGGAAAGGUAUCUAUCCCAACGUCAGCUUCUCCACUAAAAAUGACCUUCUAAGAAAAAUAUGUCACAGUAAUGACAUGCAAACGGUGCCCUAAUUUCUCUUCAGGUCUUCUGUACAGACCCAAUUAUCUUCUGUAUGAACUUCACGGGUGCAGACGCAGGGAAUCUUAAUGACAAAGUUUUCCCCUGUUGCGUUUCUGUCCAUAUCUGCUUAACAGCAUUUCACAUUUUUACCAGAAAGCGGACUGCAUCUUUUCCUCCUGAGUGAGUCAGACGCUAAGGGGAAAUUUACAUCUUCAAAAUGUGAUUGCCAUUGCUUUGCUUACUUACUUAUGGUACAUGAAAUCAAAAUUGUAACAGUUGAGGUAUCUUGCGAGUGUUCGUGUCCGGAGUCCUGAGACAGGGUGCCUGUAAGGAUUCUGAGAAAUGAAGUGUUGUUCACAUGCUGCUCCUUUUUGUUUUGUUUUCCACUCUCACAUGUUGGCUGUUUGGAGAUGGAACCCUUGUCGCUAUAUCUUUUGUCACUGAGUUCCUAUCUGCUUGCUCCUUGUUUUUUCCUGACGCAUGGGGACAGGGACAUCGGGACAGUCAUUUGUGGCUGCACAGUUGGGAUGAGGGCAGUUGUAUGGAGCUUCCAAUUGAACAAUGGGAGUUCUUUUUUAUUUAAAAAAACACGUCACUACCUCUUUUGCCGACAUAAUGUUUAUGCUGCUUGAAAAUGGCUGUGGACUGAUCCCAAGGAGGUUUCAGUAGCAAUGCCAACCCCACCCGGCAAACAUAACUCAAGAAUAGGAUUGCAUUCUCAACACCUUAUUUUCUCCUUUUUCUAGGAGGCGGCUUUCAGAAAGGUUGUGCAAGCAACUAUGGUGAGAGAUCGCCAACAUGGGCCUGUGGUAGAACUCAACAGAAUUCAGGUCAGAAUGCUGUGCUCUCUGAGUGCCUUGAAUAUGAAUCUGUUGUUGUGCGAAAACUUUGCAGUGCUUUGUGCUCAGGCAAUAGGCAUGGUAGUUGUUAUCAUAACUGGUUAGAAAAAAGACGGCCCAAGAAGUUAUUAGCAUUACAAGUGCUCAGUUUGGGGAGGGGGGUGAGCACUUGUAAUCCUAAUAACUUUGUGUGCUGCUCUCUUCUAACAAAUUAUGAUGACAGCAGCCACGUUAUGGUCCUUUGGAACAGCUCCAAGUUGUAUAUUAAAAAAUGUUUCGGAGGCGAUAAGACACCUACGCAGAUGCGAUUCCAGCUCCAUUUAUGCGUGAUAAAGGACUGAAAUUGUGGCUACCUGAUGCCCCAUAAAUAGGGUUUUAUGUACAUAAACAGUCUGAACUUAAUUCAUUUUGUUAAAAUAUUCUCAUCUGCUGUUCAUUGUACAACAGGCCCAGAGCGGGGUACACAAAGCAUUAUGAAAUAAAACACCUAUAGUAAAAUUCCAACAAAUAUAUUCUCAGCCUUAACCAGCCGGUAAAUGGCUGGGCCAACAAAGGCUUCGUCAGCUGGUGAAACUGAGAAAAGUGAAGCCCAUCUUUAUCAGUGAUGCACCUCAAUGGUUGUGAAUGGUAAAGAUUGUGCAGCUCAGGCUUUCUAAGUUAGGUUGUGUGCCUGGGUAUCUCCUCAAAAGUGAUGUUCAACAGACAUGCGGCACCAAGCAGGCUGUGGCAGGUGAAUGCAGACCUGAUCUUUCAUCAAAUAUGAUUUCAGUGUUUGUGAGAUGGAACCUUUUCUUCCAAGCCUAAUUAUGACCUCCUCUUUCAAAAUCUGCCCCCUGCAGGGCAAUUAGGCUUUUAAGAAAAGCUUCCUUAGUGCCAAUAGGAAUUUUUUCAAUGACUAAUGGUUGUAUAGGUGUUAGUGUGUGUGUGUGUGUGUUACAGCUGGGGAGGGUUAUCCUUCUACAUGCCCCCCAAAUCCCUCCCCAAUGCAGCAAUUAGAUUUGUCUGGAGGAAAACUAUGUGCUCCCCACACCCCCAAAGCUUAAUUAUUAUACAAGGAGAGGUGAAUGUCAGGGACAGUGAUAGAGAAUGGAAUGGAUUGAUGGGGAUGUGAGAGAGGGGUGGGAUGGCUGUGUCCCCUACCACCAUUGGCAUGCUGCCCCCACAACAGAUUUCUUCUGAGGGAAUGCAGCCAUUUUUUUGUGGGGGUGGGGGUGGGGAAGGGUCCCAAGCCUGACUUAUAAAGUACUUAAUGCUUUGAGUUAACAUGCUGAAGAGAGUGCUUCUUAACCAAUAUUCAGUGAAUGGCUUGGAUCUUAAAAUAUAAGUGAACAAGGGCAAGUCAAUGUAACAAAAGCUUGCCAUUCCUUCCUCUCCCAUGCAGCCAUUUUGCUCCCUGAGUUAACUUCUAGAGGUGGGGGGGAUGAGGGGUAUCCUGGAAAAUAUGCAGUUGGGUAGACAAUAAUAAUUAUACUUUUAUUAUUUAUACCCUGCCCAUCUGGCUGGGUUUCUCCAGCCAUUCUGGCGGCGGCUUACAGAUUAUUUGCCCCAAAAUCUCAUGGGGCUCCUCCCAAUUUUGAAUGGUUCCUCCCUCUGUCAGCAACCUCUAAAAUUUCACAGCAGGGAGGAGCAAAUGGACAAACUUUUCUUCCAUGAAUUUUCUACUGAUCGUGUAAUAUUCUUUACUUAUUUGUGAAGUUGGCUUUUAUAGUGUGCUUGUUCUUUGUUUUGUUUUAAAAAAGGAAAGCUAACCUGAAAAGAACUAGGGAAGCCAUCAAACGGCCACUCCUGUACUCUGUGUGUAGCUUUUUUUUUUGUUAAAGCCCUGGAGUCGGAUAUGAUAUAAAAAGUGUGCUUUCUCUCAUCUUUGUACCUUUUAUUCCCACAUGAUCUUGGGCUGCCUUUGCUUACAUAGCUCGGGAGAACUUCAAAUUGCCUUGAGUACUCUUAAGACCCAGGAAACAAACAUUUGGGCAUCACAUGGGGUCACAUUGAGGAGGAUGUGGGUUAGGAGAAGAACUUCCAGUGACGCGGGAGAGCUGAAUGCCAAGCCUCAGGCCAAAUGUGCCUUUUCAAAAGAAAUUUCUUCAAAGGCUGAAUAUGAAGUAUUGUUUUAAUACACUGACUAAAACGUAGAAAGGAAGCUUGGCUUGCUUUUGUGAUAUAAUGUGGAGCAUAUUGCCAGGUCUACCUGAAUGACAGAGUAGUCUGCCUGCCUGCCUGCCUGCCUGCCUUUGUGGCAUAGGGAGGGGUGGGAGGACUGAAUUUAUGGCAGGGGUAUGGUGGGAAAUGCUCUAAAUUUCGCAUAUGCUGUGAAGCGUAGAGGAAUAUUUUAACACCAACACUGCAUUGGGAUUUGGUCUGUCGUAAAGUUUAAACAUUGCAAUAGCCUUACUGUGGUUUUCAAAGAGAGGUCUAAGGUAUGAGAUGGAAAAAGUUUUUUUCCAUAGGAAAAUGUAAAUGUUCUAAGGAACUUCAGAACACUAAAGAUCUCUACCUCUGUCCGUAUCCCUCUACGGUCGUACCUUGGUUUUCAAACAGCUUAGUUCUCGAACGUUUUGACUCCUUAACGCUGCAAACCCGGAAGUGACUAUUCUGGUUUGCGAACUAUUUUAGGAAGCCAAACAUUCGACGGGGCUUCUGCGACUUCAGAUUGGCUGCAGGAGCUUCCUGCAGGAGCUAAUCAGAAGCCACACUUUGGUUUUCGAACGUUUUGGAAGUCGAACGGACUUCCGGAACAGAUUCCGUUCGACUUCCAACGUACGACUGUAUAAGUAUUGUUGACUCUAUCCAGAAGUGAUACUCCUGAAUCUCAGGCAGAGUGUUCAAUCCGUCUCUGGAGUCAUCUUUCUUAACUGGGAAUGCUGAAUCUGGGGCCCAAACAACUGCGGAGCAUUUAUUACGGAAAAACAAUUCAGGGGAAGUUGCAGGAUUAAAAAGCAACUCUUGUGCUCUCUUAAAAGAAGUUCUAGGGGUCGUCACUCCAUCAUUUCACUACCUCUUUUGGGUCACAAUUUCCUCUAUGUAGGUGCUGAGCUCUUUGUUAUUUUUUUUCCAUAAUAUGUAUGCCUUCAAAAAUUCCUUCUGAAAUAAAGUCACUCCUUUGAGAUGCACACACAGACAGAGAUUCCACAUUACUACAAGUAUCCCAGUACUGUUCAUUAAGCAUUAAGUGUUUGGUCUGUGAAAUUUGAAUUGUGUGAUUAAGGUGUGCUUUCUUUCUUUUUACUAUCAGGUAAAGCGUUCCAGAAGUAAAGGAGGAUUGGCUGGCCCAGAUGGCACAAAAUCUGUCUUUGGACAGAUGUGUGCUAAAAUGAGCUCCUUCAGCCCAGACAGUCUUCUCCUACCUCAUCGUGUUUGGAAAGUCAAAUUUGUGGGUAAGUAUUCCCCCCAAUAUGUCUUAACUUGUCCAGCAUUUUUUCCCCUUUUUCUUCAAUAGUGUGUUUUGCAAUAGAAGAGAAAAGUAGAAAUGUAAAAAACGCAUGAACAAGCCACCCCUGGCAAUUGUAGUAAAAUUUUGUAAACUAGUUGUCAAUAAAAAUGAUUCCAUACUUGUCAUACUCAAAUGGAAAGCCAUGCCAGCUAAACAAUAGUUGUAAAAAUCAAACUCGCAGCGCAAAUGUACAGUGCCUUAUGAAUUGUAUUUCACUUUGUACUAACGGUGGGGGAAAAUGAAUUUCAGAUUAAAUCUGAAAUUAAUUUAAUUUAGGGCUGAACUUGGAUUCUUAUAGCCAUGGUGAAAUCAAUUAUUCAUAUUGGAAAGUUUUCCUUUGGUAUUUUAUUUAAUAUGUUGAUCUGGUUCAUGCAGCGCAGAAAGCUGCAUGAAGGUGCAAACUCUUGGAGAGGAGCUUGCAACUGCUUUGCUCCCAAUCCCCCUAACCUGCCCUUCUUUCUGCAACCCUAUGUUUAGCUAAACCAAGGUUUGGCUUAGCAUGUUGUCCCAACCAUCGUGGAUAAGCCUUUUCCUCAUUAACUGUGGGCUAUACCUAAGGCUUGUUCACAGUUGCAGCUUGUUGUUGUUGUUUUGUUUUAUGGGAAGCUAUUUGCUAAUUAAAUAAAUAAUAACCCCUAUUUGGGGACUUCCCUGGCUUUUCUGGCCCACGUAGGACCAGUCUGGAUAGUUGGCCUUGGGGAAGAUUUGACGUUUUCUCCCCCCAAGCAGUUUUUGAUCUGGGCUUCCACUGAAAUGAGGCUGCAUUUUAAGUAGUAUUUUAAUCUUGUUUUUAAGUUGUAUUUUAACCAAUUGUUUUUAUACCUGAUGUUAGCUGCCCUGAGCCUGGUCUUGGCCAGGGAGGGCAGGGUAUAAAUAAAAUAAAAUUAAAUAAAUAAAUAAAAUAACAAAAAACAAAUACUUCUGCAACAUAUGAGUCCUGGUAGGACUAAUGCAUUCCUAUGGCCAAUAAAUUCUUUGAAAUAUGUGACCUGUUCUGUCCCUGGAGAUUGGAAGUGAGGCCACAACAAACAAAAAAACGACACAUUUGGGAAUUAUUCAUUUGCACUGCAUGUAAUCCCCACCUGCAACCUGACAUAGCUGUAAGUGGCUCUCAAAUUAAUUUAUCCUUAACACUGAAGUUUAUGCCUCUUCUUCUUUUUGCCUUAGGUGAAUCUGUAGAUGAUUGCGGUGGAGGCUACAGCGAAUCAAUAGCAGAAAUGUGCGAGGAACUUCAGAACGGGCUGACGCCACUUCUGAUUGUGACUCCCAACGGACGGGAUGAAUCUGGAGCAAACAGAGAUUGCUUUCUCUUAAACCCUGCAGCAAAGUCUUUGUUGCACAUGAACAUGUUUCGUUUCCUCGGUAAUUGCCACAUCGUCAUUGCCACAUCUUUAAAGUCUUUGCAAAGCUUUCAUUGAAUAACACGUACAAACUUCUCUCUUUGUCUUAAAAAAAAGGGGUUUUGCUGGGGAUUGCCAUUCGGACUGGGAGUCCUCUGAGCCUCAACCUUGCAGAACCUGUGUGGAAACAGUUGGCAGGAAUGAACUUAACCAUCGCUGAUCUCAGUGAGGCAAGCAUAAGCUUAUGUUCAUCCGUGUAAAUAUUAGUGAAAUGUAAGACCGUUGCUUGGUCUGGUUAUUACUACAGCUAGGGGGCCAUGUUUAUUGCCAGAAGCCUACUCUGUAUUUGAAUGGGUAAGAUCCUGCUUUCCAGCUGUGAUAAGAGAUGGGGUAGGAAAAGAGGGAGGGAGCGACAGGUGAGUGAGUGUGAGCCAGUGGCACACCCCACCUUAAAUCACAUUGACAAGUUAAUGUCUGACUAGUGUGUAAUUGCAGUUCACAUUUGUGGAUCUUGGUUACCCUUAGUCUGUAACCUAAUACAGCUGAGUGGUGUGUGGGUGGGUGUGAAUAAAUUUCUGCUCUGCCACAGGUCAGCCCUCAGUUAAACUGAAUUUAACUUAAUCCAGACUUGAAUGUUUCUGCUGGUGGUUCUGCCACUGGUGGCUUUCUGGGUGGAGAAGAUGGUAGCUGCACACCAACUUUUGUAACACAAGAUGGCUGCCAUGGAGAAUGUAGGAUUGCACAAAAAUGGACAGGACCACCCCAACAACUUUAUGCUUACUGUGGGAAGUCAGUUAUGCCCUGUUGUACUGAUUAUGGAGAUCUCUCUCUCUCUCUCUCUCUCUCUCUCUCUCUCUCUCUCUCUCACACACACACACACACACACACACCCACCUGUGCUGCUGCUGCUGCUGCUGUCGUCUUAACAACAACAGGAAGCAUUCCUUAGUAACAGGAAAUAUAUACAAGGUGUCCAUGCCACUCCCAUUUCACAGAUGUUGCUUAAAAAGGACCUGCACAUCUUGUCUCAUAGCUUUCUUUCUAGGAGGACUAAAGGCUCGCUUUUUUUUUAAGAAAAUAAAGUUCAGAAUCUGGGGUGCCCUUCCAGGGGCAGUAUGUGGUGCUUGGCAACCCUUGCUGAACACACCUCCACUGUGUCUUCUGGAUGUCAUUUCUUAGAAAAUAAGUUCCUUACGAAAUAAUUUCUUUUUGGAGAUUUUCUAUUUUGCUCAUCUCCUCUGUGUAUUUUUAUUCUCCUGUUAUACUUAACAAUUGCUGGAGCCCAGAAUAGCUCUCCUAUAAUCUUCUGUACUUCAGUGACUGUGUGCCAACAGUUCCCGCGUAGGAAUCUUCAGGUGACUAGCAAAAACAGGGCUUUAUAACAUCUCUGGCUGGUUUUUAGAAAUAAUUUCCCACUAUCUCCUGCGAUUCUGCAAGCGUUGCAGGCUUGCUUACAGAACCAUGAAGACCCCAUGUUGGAUUUAGAAGUAUUUUGUGGGAAAGGCUUUACGUGGGGGUUUUUUUUUUUUCGUUUGAAAGGUUGAUAAGGAUUUCAUUCCUGGGCUUAUGUACAUCCGAGACAAUGAAGCUACUUCCGAAGAAUUUGAAGCCAUGAGCCUGCCUUUCACAGUGCCAAAUGCGAGCGGUCAAGACAUUCAGCUUAGUUCCAAAUACGCCCAUAUUACACUGGAUAAUCGUGCGGAGUAUGUGAGGCUGGCGAUAAACUAUAGGUUUGUGGAACACUACUAUUUUCCUGCUUUCCUCCCGCGAUCAUUUGCAUUUCCCCUAGAGCCCUGAUCAUGGGUUAUCACGGGGGAAGUCUGUAGCUCAGUGGCAAAGCCUCGUGUCUUGCAUGCAAAGAGACAGAGAUUCAGUCACUGCCAUCUCCUUGUGGCGCUGAGACACUCCUGCCUGGAAUCAUGGAGAACUGCUGUCAAUCAGUGUAAAUAAUGCUCACCUAGGUGGACCAUUGAUCUGACCCAGAGUUUCUCAAACAUGGGUCUCCAGCUACAGUUCCCAACAUCCCUGACCACUGGUCCUGCUAGCUAGGGAUAUUGGGAGUUGUAGUCCCAAAACAGCUGGAGACCCAAGUUUGGGAAACCCUGACCUGAUUUGAUAUAUAAGGCACGUUCUUACAUUCCUAAAAGCUCUUGGGAUCAUGGACCAGUUUAUUAUGAGUACUUGCGCCAGAAUUCUUUUAAGCCUCUUUUCAUUCCUCCUAUAGAUCCAUAUAAUUAACAAGCAUAUCAAUGACUAUCCCUUUCACUCAUAAAAUGUGUGUAUUUUGGCAGACUUCAUGAAUUCGAUGAGCAAGUCGCGGCAGUUCGGGAAGGGAUGGCCCGCGUUGUUCCUGUUCCACUUCUUUCCCUUUUCACAGGAUAUGAGCUGGAAACAAUGGUAUGUAUGUGCAGCCAUCACUACUUCGGGGCAACUUAGUAAAAAGCGAAAGGCAAAAGCCCAGGCCAAAUAUUAGUACAGGUGACUCCCUGUUUACAUGGGGUUUACAUUCCGGCCUUCGUACAAAAGUGAAAUCUGUGUAAAUGGGGAGCACCUUCUGUACCUCUCGCUCAGAGUUCUUCCUCAGAGCCCAAACGGGACAUCGUCUUUGGGCUCUGAGGAAGGUCUCCUUAUGGACUGGAGGCGUAGCGGGGCUUUGUUGAGGCUCUUUAAGUCUCCCCUCCGGACUUCCAGCCUUCUGGUGCAGCACAUGACUUGAGCGCACGUAAAUUGGCGGCGGGGCUGCCUAUAUGUGCAGAGGCGGUUUUAGGGCUGCACGACUAGUUCAGCUGCAAGGGGCGGCACAACAGCGCUGGCGGAGCAGAGCGUGAGAGACAGGGGGGGGGGCAGAAUUUAACGGUGCACAGGGUGCCAAUGAAAUUUGAGAGUCCAAAGUAUGUGAAUCGGGACAUUUCCUUGAACUUGUUAUGUAGCAAAAGAGUUGCAGUAGGUUAUGCCUUGUUAUUGGCCAAAGGUUAAGAUUACUCUGACUUACACAAUUGCCCCAUCGGCAUGUGCUACAAGGGUUGCUUUGUGCACUUUUUUUUAAAAAAAAGCAUGGAUUAAACUUUGGGCCAAGUCAUUGGCUUGCAGUCUUAGCGGCUGCUAUAUAAUGGAGAGUGGGGGAGAAUUGGCCCAAGUCAUCUGUUACUUCUGUCGGGAACAGUGAAUUCCUUUUUGCUCCUUUCGGUUUGUAGGCCAUCCUCAAAGGUGGGGUAUGCUUAUGGCUGUAAAGCCAGGCUCUCCUGUGCAGUGCUAGUACAGCUACUGUGUAAUACAGCUUUGCAUGUUUAAAAAUGGCAACAACAGAUAGCUCUAAAUAUGCUCUAGCUUGCGCAUACUGACAGGUGAGGUGAGGAACUAAAACUAAGGACCUGGUUGGACUAAUGACAGCAAACCACUCCACGUUUUUCAAUUCCUGGCCUCUAAAAAUGGAAUAUGACACCCCAGCUUCAGGAAAAAAUGCAAAAUGUGAAGAAUAAAAUUGAGUUAGGCUAGAUGCUACUUUGAACUCUGAUCCCCCAUGUUUUCACAUGCAGUAUUAAGAAUAUACAUUCUCUGUUCAGUGGUCCUAAAAAAUCCAUGUUUACCUUUAACAUGACAGGAUUUCAGGAAAUAGUGGGGCACUUUUUAAAAAUAGAAGACUCUCUUGUUUUUGCUAUAUUUUGAGCGAUUACAAAUUAAGAAACAUUUUUUUUUAAAAAAAUCACAAAUACAGACAACCCCCAAUUCACACAGGGGUGUCAGUGAAAUCGUGUACAUUUGAACCACCAUUGGAAAAGCCUGCAAACACCUUGUUCUGUCCCUGCUCCAUCCCACCCCUUUUUGUGAUGUUUCCUGGAUGCUUGUGGGUUCAGUGCGAUGUGUGUUUGCGCACAUGUGUAAAUGUGCGUACACAAUUUGAAUGCUUAAAAAAAAUACAAUAUAAAUGCAUUGGUUAUUUAAUGCAUUCAUUGAAAAAGAAUUCUUCCUCUACCAAGGGUUUGUAGACAUGGCUCUAAAUUUUGGGAACCAGGGGCAUUUUAUAUACACAAUAUUAUCACUCAUACUCACCUGAUCUUAAUGCAUCACUGCAGACUAAUCAUUGUUAUCGGUUGCUAAAAGCUCUCCAUUUCUAAUGUGCUUUAAAACACAGUCGUGCUGAUGCAUAAUAGUAAGUAGUAAUGCUCUCACUGGAAAAAAACCAACGUGUGCACACACACAUUUAUGAUAGAUUCCCUUGGCAUUAUUCUGUUCUCUGCUCCCCCCCCCCCGCAGGUCUGUGGAAGUCCAGAUAUCCCUCUUCAUCUUCUGAAAUCUGUGGCCACAUAUAAAGGGAUCGAGCCCACCGCUUCUCUUAUACAGUGGUUCUGGGAGGUGAUGGAAUCCUUUUCCAACACAGAACGCUCUCUCUUUCUGCGCUUUGUGUGGGGCCGGACCAGGCUACCUCGAACAAUUGCAGAUUUCAGAGGCAGGGACUUUGUCAUCCAGGUACGACAUGGAGAGUUUCAGAUGGAUUGUGGACUGCAAUGAGCGCUAAUGAAAUUCCAGCCUGUACCAUUUUUAUUUAUUUUUUUGAUUACCAUUGCUCCUUUUUCUCUUGGAUUCUGCAUGUACUGUAUGAAAUCCUUGUGUGUGCAUGGUGCUCUACAAGAAAAGAGCAGGCAACUCUUAACCUCCAGAAUUGCCUGGAAAAUUUGUACUUUUAGAGAUUUUCUUGCUACAGUUGCAGUUUGCCCUUUCCUCUAUAACUGCUGUUUAAAUUUAGCCUGAAUGCACUAGCUUGCUCCAAACUUACUGUACAAUGCAUUGUUUGUGAUUACAGCAUUAACAGACAUUUCUUGAUCUUAUGAUUUUUCUACUGAAUAGGUGACUUGUGUUUCCACUGGCAACAGUUGCCUACUUUGAGGUGAACUUAAAAAGUUAAAUAUUUUUCAUGAAGGAUUAUUGUUUUUUCAUAUUAAUGGCUUAAGUCAGCCAAUGACAAGGAGAGGGGGGGGGAAGGAUGGCAAGAUAGUGUAGGCUGAAAAAGUUCAGUUUUUCAAACAAUGUUUAAGAAGGCGUGUGAUGCACAUAAUAAGGAAGUGAAAAUACAAAUUGUAAGGGGCUUGCUUUUCUUGGCGAGAGGGUGAGGAAAAAACACCCAAGUGUGUUCAUAUGAUUUGCUGCAAAGGUUCUGUUUGUGGUGGCUGAUUCAGCAAAACUGACAUUUCCAUUUCUCUUUUGACCUGACAGGUUCUCGAUAAAUACAAUCCUCCAGACCACUUCCUCCCAGAGUCUUAUACGUGCUUCUUUCUGCUGAAGCUGCCUAGGUAUUCUUGCAAACAGGUGCUGGAAGAGAAACUGAAAUACGCCAUCCAUUUCUGUAAAUCUAUAGACACUGACGACUAUGCCCGAAUAGCGCUGACGGGAGAGCCGACCGCUGACGAUAGUAGCGAUGACUCGGACAACGAGGAUGCAGACUCUUUUGCUUCGGAUUCAACACAGGACUACCUGACAGGCCACUGAGCAGGGGGAAUGCUCCUUGCCGGAGCUUGAUGUUACGAGCACUGAGGCCAAAGCGCCACAACACGUAGCAUUGAGCAGCGGGCCGUCGUAGUGAAGAGAGCAGAGAGGCAUAUAAUAACCAGAGAACUACUAAUUAUUAACUGAACACAGGGAGCUUGCGUUACUCAUUGUAGGAAUGAUGGCUGAUAAAUGAAGUAACUUCCUUUUAGAGUAAAUGGGUGCCGUGAACGGGCACUGAACUGUCUAUUUUGAUAGCUGAAGGGUCCCCUUCUCUCCCCCCCCCUUUAUGCUGCACUGCAGGUAGAACUUUGUGUUUACUGAUGUGUUGUAAAUGUUUAUAAAAUAUUACUAGAGUAGAAUUCCAAAAAAAUUGAAAAAAUUUAAAUUGUGGGUGCAAUAGGUUUUUUUUCUUCCAAAUUAAGUGUUGUGUUCUCUGCAUCUUCUUGAUUGUAUAUUGGAACUACUGUGCAAUGACUGAAUAGUAUUAUAAAUAUUUCAAUUAACUUUACUAGUUGUUUUGUUUAUUAAAAGAAACUUUUUGGAACACUCCGUUAUCAGUAUUCCUUACGUUCACAAACUCAACGCCUCAUUAACCUCACUCCACUUUUCAGUGUCUAUAUUUUAGCUUCUAAAUAUAUACAUAAAUAAAUAUAUAAUGUAUCUUGGACUGAUAACUUUCUGUGCACUCCAGAAUUCUUAACAUGGGAAAUUUACUGUACAUAAUGGUGCAAUGUAUAUGCAAAAAUUAUAAUUUCCCGCUGAAUAAAACAUCUGUCACAAACAGUUUAGUAGGGCUUUUUAAUGUGAGAAACCUUCCACGGGAUUUUGAGGUACCUAAAGAUGGCUUCUAAAGAAUCACUAGGUGCCUACAUGAGACAAGUCAGAUUGCUCAGCUAAAACUUAAAAGAAUGGG
This is a messenger RNA of Podarcis lilfordi (Lilford's wall lizard), 97165 nucleotides long. The record is from the annotation of a GenBank genome assembly. Lineage: Eukaryota; Metazoa; Chordata; Lepidosauria; Squamata; Lacertidae.